Messenger RNA from Pipra filicauda (Wire-tailed manakin), 99315 nucleotides. It is a transcript of the gene TTN, whose product is annotated as titin. Gene Ontology annotation, biological process: protein phosphorylation. NCBI's taxonomy places the organism in Eukaryota, Metazoa, Chordata, Aves, Passeriformes, Pipridae. Gene Ontology annotation, molecular function: protein binding; ATP binding; protein kinase activity. Bases 1 to 98349 code for a protein of 32782 amino acids. The record is from RefSeq and is a predicted model, not a curated record. The transcript is spliced from 300 exons.
AUGACGACAAAAGCACCAACAUUUACGCAGCCAUUACAAAGUGUUGUGGCACUGGAGGGUAGUGCCGCAACCUUUGAGGCUCAUAUUAGUGGUUUCCCAGUUCCUGAGGUGAACUGGUAUCGGGAUGGCCAGGUUCUCUCUGCUGAAACUCUGCCCGGUGUGCAGAUCUCGUUUAGUGAUGGCCGCGCUAAACUGGUGAUCCCCACCGUGACAGAAGCAAACAGUGGAAGAUACACCGUACAAGCCACCAAUGGAUCUGGGCAAGCAACUAGUACUGCUGAGCUGCUUGUCACAGCUGGAACAGCACCACCAAACUUCUCACAACGACUACAGAGCAUGACUGCAAGGCAGGGAAGUCAAGUUCGACUUGAUGUAAGAGUGACUGGAAUCCCUACACCUGUGGUGAAGUUCUAUCGGGAUGGAGUAGAAAUCAAAAGCUCCCCCGAUUUUAAAAUUUUACAAGAAGGAGACCUUUACAGCCUAAUAAUUGCAGAAGCAUACCCUGAAGACUCCGGCACCUAUUCAGUAAAUGCCACAAAUAGUAUGGGACGUGCUACUUCAACCGCUGAACUGCUAAUUCAAGGUGAGGAAGAAGCCGUUCCUGCUAAAAAGACAAAGACAAUUGUUUCGACUGCUCAGAUUUCACAAACAAGACAAGCCAGAAUUGAAAAGAAGACUGAAGCCCACUUUGAUGCCAGAUCACUUACAAGUGUUGAAAUGAUUAUAGAAGGUGCAGCCGCCCAACAGCUCCCACACAAAGCACCUCCACGAAUGCCUCCUAGACCUACAUCAAAAUCACCAACCCUACCAACUGCUGCAAAAGCACAAAUGGCACGACAGCAAUCACCAUCUCCUGUUAGACAAUCACCAUCACCUGUAAGACAUGUCAGAGCACCAACACCCUCACCAGUAAGGUCGGUUUCUCCUGCUGGAAGGAUCUCCACUUCCCCUAUCAGACCAGUGAAGUCUCCAUCUCCAAUCCGUAAACCACAUGUAGUGACAACAGUUGGGGCUGAAGUCCUUCCUCCUUGGAAGCAGGAAGGAUAUGCUGCAACCAUGGAAGCCCAGAUGAAGGAAACAAGAGUAUCUACAAGCACUACCCAAAUAACUGAAGAGAGAUGGGAGGGGACAUAUGGGGUCCAAGAACAAGUUACCGUUACUGGUGCUACUGCUGGCGAGGUGGUGACUGGUGCUAGAGAGGUGAGAAAGGACAGUGAAAAAACAGCAGCUGUUGCUACAGUUGUUGCUGCUGUGGAUCAAGCCAUGGUGAGAGAACCAGCUCCAGGUGUUGUAGAGCAAACUGCUAAAAGGACAGCAAUGACUGCAGUCCACGUUCAACCUGUUCAGGAGCAGAUGAAAAAGGAGGCAACGGUAGUAGUUACCAGUGAUAAAUCCACAAAACAAACAGUGAUAUCAAGAACUAGAGAAGGAAUUGUCACUUCACAAGAACAAAGGCACAUCUCUCAUGAAAAGGUGAGAAAAGAACCAGAGAAAACUCCGGUACCCACAGUAAUAAUUGCCACAGACAGAGCCAGAGAACAAGAAAGAAUAUCAAGAGCUAGAGAAGAAAUAUCUACCACACAUGAGCAGGUGCACGUAGCUCAUGAAAAGAUAAGAAGGGAAGAUAUGAAACCUUCUGUACCUAAGGUAGUAAUUACCACUGAUAAACCUAGACCACCGGUCACAAUAUCGAAAAGUAAAGAAAGAAUUGCUACCAAACAAGAACAAAUCACCAUAACACAUGGAAAGACUGAAGCUGGAAAAAAGGCUGAAGCUGUAGCUACAGUCGUUGCAGCUGUUGAUCAGGCACGUGUUCGAUCACCCUGGCAACCAGAACAAGCAGAAGAAGCUCAUGUAAAGCAGAAAACUUUGGAGUAUGGCUAUAAAGAGGACCAUGUUUCUGAGGCCCCAGCAGAACAUCACGUUGUCACUAAAGAAGUUAAAACUGUCUACGUUCCUCCUGAGAAACAUAGCUCAGCUGCUGAAAAGCAAGAAGUUCAUAUAUCAAAAGAGAUAAAAAGAGCAACAGAAACUGAGAAAAUAUUUCAUGUUGAACAGCCACGACCCCGCACAGCAAGUCCUCAUUUCACGGUUGCCAAAGUUGCUGUUCCUAAACCAGAUCAUACAUAUGAGGUUUCAAUAGCUGGAUCUGCCAUGGCUACUCUAGAAAAAGAGUUAUCAGCUACUUCUGCUGUGCAAAAGAUCACCAAGCCUGUGAAGCCACCUCAACUGAAGCCACAUGAAGUCAGGAUAAAAGCAGAGCCAGUUGCCCCUCCACAGUUUCCCUUUGGAGAGGGUGUUGAAACUAAAAAAGAGACAAGCAUUAAAAGUGAAGCAGUGAGGGAAGAACACCUGGUGUUCCAGAAAGAAAGUGAAGCAAAGGUGACAGAAACUGCCAGAGUUCCAGUGCCUGCAGAAAUCCCUGCUACUCCACCCACCUUAGUCUCAGGCCUCAAAAAUAAGACUGUGACUGAAGGUGAGUCUGUCACUCUGGAGUGUCAUAUAUCUGGUCAUCCUCAACCUACCGUGACAUGGUACAGAGAAGACUACAAGAUUGAGAGCUCAAUGGACUUCCAGAUCACUUUUCAAGCAGGACUUGCUCGCCUUGUAAUUCGUGAAGCCUUUGCAGAGGACAGUGGAAGGUUUACCUGCACUGCUACCAAUAAGGCUGGGAGCGUCAGCACAUCUUGCCACUUACAUGUGAAAGUUACUGAAGAAAUUGAGACUCGAGAAACCAUUUCUGAGAAGGCUGUUAGAGAAGAGAAACGCUAUGUGGAGACAAAGGACAUUGUAAUGGAAGAUGUCUCUGCUGCAGCAGAGGAAGUAUCGGGAGAACCCAUACCUCCUUUCUUCAUAAGAAAACCCAUGGUGCAUAAAUUAAUUGAAGGUGGGAGCAUUAUAUUUGAAUGCCAAGUAGGGGGCAACCCAAAGCCACAUGUCUACUGGAAAAAAGGUGGAGUUCCUCUAACGACUGGCUACAGAUACAAAGUGAGUCACAAAAGAGAAACCGGGGAAUGCAAACUUGAAAUUUCCAUGACUUUUGCCGACGAUGCCGGAGAAUACACUAUUGUUGUUCGUAAUACUCAUGGAGAAGCUUCUGCAACGGUCUCCUUACUAGAAGAAGCUGAUUACGAAGCCUAUAUAAAAUCACAAGAAAUGAUGUAUCAAACUCAGAUGACUGCAUAUGUACAGGAACCUAAAGUGGCUGAGGUAGCCCCACCUAUUUCAUAUGGUGACUUUGAAAAAGAGUAUGAAAAAGAACAAGCUCUAAUUAGGAAGAAAAUGGCAAAAGAUACAGUGGUGGUCAGAACUUUUGUGGAAGAUGAGGAAUUCCAUAUUUCUUCUUUUGAAGAAAGACUUAUCAAGGAAAUUGAACUCAGAAUUAUUAAGACUACCUUAGAUGAACUACUUGAAGAAGAUGGAGAGGAGAUGAUGGUUGAUAUUUCUGAAUCUGAAGCUAUACAAGCAGGAUUUGAUUUAAGAUUAAAGAAUUAUAGAACCUUUGAAGGGACAGGAGUUACUUUCCACUGCAAGACAUCUGGAUAUCCAUUGCCAAAGGUUGCAUGGUAUAAAGAUGGUAAACGCAUAAGGCACGGAGAGCGCUACCACAUGGAAGUUCUGCAGGAUGGCAGUGCCAGUCUGCAUUUGCCUGUUGUUUUACCUGAAGAUGAAGGAAUUUAUACUGUCUUUGCCAGCAAUAUGAAAGGAAAUGCAAUUUGCUCAGCAAAACUGUAUGUUGAGCCAGUUGCACCAACAGCAACUCCAGGUUAUAUGCCAGGACCAGAAGUUAUGAAAAGAUAUAGGUCUAUUUCUCCACGUUCCCCAAGCCGGUCUCCUGCCCGCAGUUCUCCUUCUCGUUCUCCUGCCCGCAGAUUAGAAGAAACUGAUGAAGGACAACUGGAGAGACUGUAUAAACCAGUUUUUGUGCUGAAACCUACAUCAUUUAAAUGUUCACAGGGGCAGACAGCAAGAUUUGACUUAAAAGUUGUUGGCAGACCUAUGCCAGAGACAUACUGGUUCCAUAAUGGUCAACAAGUCAUUAAUGACUACACCCAUAAAAUAGUGAUUAAAGAAGAUGGCACCCAGUCACUGAUCAUUGUCCCUGCAAUGCCUGAUGACUCUGGAGAAUGGGCUGUAAUUGCUCAGAACAGGGCAGGCAAAGCUUCAGUCUCAGUGACACUGACUGUGGAAGCUAAGGAAGACCUAGUCAGACCACACUUUGUGGAAAGGCUGAGGAAUGUCAGCGUGAAGGAGGGCUCUAGACUGGAGAUGGCAGUGAAAGCUACUGGUAACCCUAAUCCUGACAUUGUAUGGCUGAAGAACAGUGACAUCAUUGUGCCUCAUAAAUACCCCAAAAUAAAGAUUGAGGGAACCAAAGGGGCAGCUGCCCUUAAAAUUGAAUCUACUGCCAGGCAAGAUGCUGCAUGGUAUACUGCUACUGCUAUCAAUAAAGCUGGGCGGGACACUACCCGCUGCAAAGUAAAUGUUGAAGUUGAACAUACAGAACCUGAACCAGAAAGGAGAUUAAUAAUUCCAAAAGGAACUUACAAAGCCAAGGAGAUUGCAGCACCAGAGUUAGAGCCUCUCCAUUUGCGUUAUGGUCAAGAACAAUGGGAGGAAGGAGAUCUCUAUGACAAGGAAAAGCAACAGAAACCAUUUUUUAAGAAGAAGCUCACAUCUCUAAGGCUCAAACAAUUUGGACCAGCCCACUUUGAAUGCAGGCUUACACCAAUUGGUGACCCAACCAUGGUGGUGGAGUGGUUGCAUGAUGGCAAACCCUUGGAAGCAGCUAACAGACUCCGCAUGAUCAAUGAGUUUGGGUACUGCAGCCUGGACUAUGGAGUAGCCUAUUCCAGAGACAGUGGAGUGAUUACUUGUAGGGCGACUAACAAAUAUGGUACAGACCAUACCUCUGCUACUCUGAUUGUGAAGGAUGAGAAAAGCCUUGUGGAAGAAUCCCAGCUGCCAGAAGGCAAAAGGGGACUGCAGCGAAUCGAAGAGUUAGAAAGAAUGGCCCAUGAGGGUGCUCUACCUGCAGUUGCACUGGACCAAAAGGAAAAACAAAAACCAGAAAUUGUUUUGGUUCCUGAACCUGCAAGAGUCUUGGAAGGUGAAACAGCACGAUUCCGCUGUCGUGUGACUGGCUAUCCUAUGCCCAAGGUCAACUGGUACCUCAAUGGACAGCUCAUCCGUAAAAGCAAAAGGUUUAGACUCCGUUAUGAUGGAAUCUACUACCUGGAUAUUAUGGACUGCAAAUCAUAUGACACAGGAGAGGUGAGAGUCACUGCAGAGAAUCCAGAAGGCUUUAUUGAACAUAAGGUGAAACUUGAGAUCCAGCAAAGGGAAGAUUUCAGAUCUGUUCUUCGUCGUGCUCCUGAACCCAAACAUGAGCCUGCAGUGACAGAACCUGGGAAACUUCUCUUUGAGGUACAGAAGGUAGACAAACCUGCAGAAACAACAACCAAAGAAGUAGUGAGGCUGAAAAGGGCUGAAAGAAUCACUCAUGAGAAGCUUUCAGAGGAAUCUGAAGAGCUGCGUAGUAAAUUCAAGCGUAGGACAGAAGAGGGCUACUAUGAAGCCAUCACUGCUGUGGAACUUAAGUCUCGCAAAAAAGACGAAUCAUAUGAAGAAAUGCUAAGAAAGACAAAAGAAGAACUUCUUCACUGGACCAAAGAGAUCCCAGAGGAAGAGAAGAAAGCACUUCCUCCUGAAGGCAAAAUCACCAUUCCAACAAUCAAACCAGGGAAGGUGGAGCUUAGUCCAAGCAUGGAGGCUCCCAAGAUACUUGAACGAAUUCAAAGCCAGACUGUAGCCCAGGGAACAGAUGCACACUUCCGUGUGAGAGUGGUGGGAAAACCAGAUCCUGAGUGCCAGUGGUUCAAAAAUGGUGUGCAGAUUGAAAGGACUGAUCGUGUGUAUUGGUACUGGCCUGAAGAUAAUGUUUGUGAAUUAGUCAUCAGAGAUGUGACUUCUGAUGAUUCUGCCAGCAUCAUGGUGAAAGCAAUCAAUAUAGCUGGUGAAACUUCUAGCCAUGCUUUCCUGUUAGUACAAGCCAAGCAGUUAAUCAGCUUCACCCAGAAGUUACAAGAUGUUGUUGCUAAAUCAAGGGACUCCAUGGCAACUUUUGAAUGUGAGACAUCAGAACCCUUUGUCAAAGUGAAAUGGUUUAAGGAUGGAAUUGAGAUUCACUCUGGAGACAAGUACAGAAUGCACUCAGACAGAAAGGCUCACUUUCUUUCUGUACUAACAAUUGAUAUGAAUGAUGCUGAUGACUACAGCUGUGUACUGGUAGAAGACGAAUCCAUAAAAACUACUGCAAAGCUUACUGUUGAAGGUGCUGUUGUGGAGUUUAUCAAAGAACUUGAGGAUAUUGAAGUACCAGAAUCCUUGUCAGGUGAACUUGAAUGUGAGGUUUUCCCAGAAGACGUGGAGGGGAAAUGGUAUCAUGGCGAUGUUGAACUCACUUCUAAUCUUAAAUAUGUGAUUGCAUCCCGCCGUGGUCGUCAAAUCCUCACUAUUAAGGAUGUUAAUAAAGAUGAUCAAGGAGAGUAUAGCUUUGUCGUUGAUGGAAAAAGGACUCAAUGCAAACUGAAGAUGAAACCUCGUCCCAUGGUUAUUCUUCAAGGACUUACUGAUCAAAAAGUCUGUGAGGGAGAUAUUGUGCAACUUGAAGUUAAAGUCUCCCUAGAAAAUGCAGAAGGUGUCUGGAUGAAAGAUGGCCAAGAAAUUCAAUCAAGUGAUCGUAUUCACAUUGUGUUGGAUAAACAGUCACAUAUGUUGCUCAUAGAAGAUGCAACAAAGGAAGAUAGUGGAGCUUACUCUUUCAGUGUUCCUGAUCUUGAACUGUCAACCACUGGACAGAUCACAGUGUACAGUGUGGAAAUAGUGGUGCCUCUAAAAGAUCUUCACGUUGUCGAAGGAACAAAAGCUAUCCUCGAAUGCAAAGUUUCAGCACCUGAUGUGUCUUCUUCCAAGUGGUACCUAAAUGAUAAUCAGAUAAAGCCUGAUGACCGUGUACAAGCUGUAUGCAAAGGCAAUAAACAGAGGCUAGUGCUUACCAGAACCUAUGCAUCAGACGAAGGACAUUAUAAGCUAAUGGUUGGCAAAGUUGAAACAAGUUGCAAUGUCACAGUUGAACAAAUUGAGAUUAUUAGAGGUCUUCGUGACAUCACCUGCACUGAAACACAGAAUGUGUCCUUUGAGGUAGAGCUCUCCCAUUCAGGAAUUGAUGUAAUUUGGCAUUUCAAAGGCCAACAGAUAAAGGCUGGUCCUAAGUAUAAAAUAGAAGCACAUGGCAAAAUACAUAAGUUGACAGUGGUAAAGAUGAUGAAAGAUGAUGAAGGAGAAUAUGUAUUUUAUGCUGGAGAGAAGAAAACGUCUGGGAAGCUUAUAGUAGCAGGUGGUGCCAUUUCAAAGCCUCUCAGUGACCUGACUGUGGCUGAGUCCCAGACAGCUGUUUUUGAAUGUGAGGUGGCAAAUCCCGAAUCAGAAGGCCAGUGGCUACAAAAUGGUAGACCAUUAGCUAUGACAGAUCAGUACCGUACUCAAUCUGAUGGUGUUAAGAGAAGGCUUACUAUCCCUGUGACAAAACUGGAUGAUAUGGGUGAAUAUAGCUAUGAAAUAGCAAGCUCAAAGACAUCUGCCAAACUGAAGGUCGAAGCUGUUAAGAUAAAGAAAACACUGAAGAACCUGACUGUGACAGAAUCACAGGAGGCAGUUUUCAGUGUAGAACUGACCCACCCUGAUGUGAAAGGAGCUCUAUGGAUUAAAAAUGGUGUUGAACUUGAAUCAAAUGACAAAUAUGAAAUUACAGUGAAAGGAACUGUUCACACACUGAGAAUCAAACACUGUGUGGUGACCGAUGAGUCUGUUUAUAGUUUUAAACUUGGAAAAAUAGGAGCAAAUGCCAGACUUCAUGUAGAAACUGUAAAGAUCAUCAAAAAGCCAAAGGAUGUGACUGCUUUGGAAAAUGCUGUUGUCUCAUUUGAACUGAGUGUAUCCCAUGAUACUAUACCAGUCCGAUGGUUCCACAAAAAUAUUGAGCUUAAACAAAGUGAUAAAUACAAGAUGAUCUCUCAAAGGAAAGUUCAUAAGCUUAUGCUGCACAACAUAUCUCCUGACGAUGCUGGGGAAUACACAGCUCUUGUUGGGCAAAUGGAGUGUAAAGCAAAACUGUUUGUGGAAACCAUACACAUCACAAAGACCAUGAAAAAUAUUGAAAUCCCUGAGACCAAAACCGCCUCUUUUGAAUGUGAAGUUUCUCAUUUCAAUGUGCCUGCUGUCUGGUUGAAAAAUGGUGUGGAGAUUGAAAUGAGUGAAAAGUUCAAAAUAGUGGUCCAGGGGAAACUCCAUCAGCUCAAUAUCAUGAACACAAGCAGUGAAGAUUCUGCAGAAUACACGUUUGUCUGUGGCAAUGAUAGAGUCAGUGCAACCCUGACCGUAAAACCCAUCCUAAUUACCUCCAUGCUACAAGACAUCAAUGCUGAAGAGAAAGAUACAAUAACAUUUGAAGUCACUGUUAACUAUGAAGGUAUUUCGUAUAAAUGGCUAAAGAAUGGUGUAGAAAUAAAAUCGACUGAUAAAUGCCAGAUACGGACAAAGAAGCUUACACACUCCCUCUCCAUAAGGAAUGUGCAUUUUGGGGAUGCUGCAGAAUAUACUUUUGUUGCUGGAAAAGCAGCUUCAUCAGCCACUUUAUACGUGGAAGCUCGUCACAUUGAAUUUAGGAAGCAUAUUAAAGACAUCAAGGUGGUGGAGAAGAAGAGGGCUAUUUUUGAAUGUGAAGUUUCAGAACCUGACAUUCAAGUCCAGUGGAUGAAGGAUGGGCAAGAACUCCAGAUUGGUGACAGGAUGAAAAUUCAGAGAGAGAAAUACGUCCAUCGUCUAAUCAUUCCUUCCACAAGAAUGUCUGAUGCUGGUCAGUACACUGUAGUAGCAGGUGGAAACACAUCCAGUGCCAAUUUGAUAGUGGAAGGUCGUGACAUUCGCAUCAGAACCGUUCAUAAAGAUAUUCAGGUCAUUGAGAGACAAAGAGCUGAAAUUGAAUUUGAAGUCAAUGAAGAUGACAUUGAACCACAGUGGUACAAGGAUGGUAUUGAGAUCAACUUCCAGUAUGAGGAAAGAUACAGUUAUGUGGCAGAAAGGAGAGUCCAUCGAAUGAGCAUCUUUGAAACCACUUACUCUGACGCUGGAGAAUAUACUUUUGUUGCAGGACGGAAUAGGAGUUCUGUUAUGCUUUAUGUGAAUGCUCCAGAGCCACCCCAGAUUAUUCAGGAGCUAGAGCCAACUACCGUGGAGUCUGGCAAACCUGCCCGCUUCUGUGCUAUGAUAUCUGGCAAACCCCAGCCCAAAAUUUCCUGGUACAAAGAUGAUCAACAGCUUUCUCCAGGUUUCAAGUGCAAAUUUCUUCAUGAUGCCCAAGAAUAUACUCUACUGCUGAUUGAAACCUUCCCUGAAGAUGCAGCAGUGUACACCUGUGAAGCAAAAAAUGACUAUGGAGUUGCAACAACUUCAGCUUCACUUUCAGUGGAAAUCCCAGAAGUUGUUUCUCCUGAACUAGAAAUGCCAGUGUAUCCGCCUGCUGUCAUAAUACCACUACGUGAUACUGUUACAUCUGAGGGACAUUCUGCUUGUUUUCAGUGCAGAGUUACAGGGACAGAUCUGAAAGUCUCCUGGUACAGCAAAGAGAAGGAGAUCAAGCCAUCACGUUUUUUUAGAAUGACUCAGUUUGAAGACACUUACCAGCUGGAGAUUGCUGAAGCUUAUCCAGAGGAUGAAGGAAUCUAUACCUUUGUGGCUAGUAAUUCUGUAGGCCAAGUGACAAGCACUGCUACCUUGAAGUUAGAAGCUCCUGAAAAAAUUGUUCAUGAGAAGCUAGAGGAAGAGGUUGAAAUGGAAAUGAAAGUUGCACCUAUCCUGAGGAGAAGGCUGGAACCCCUGGAGGUGGCUGUAAAUCAUGUGGCCAAGUUUACCUGUGAGGUGGAGAUGGCUCCCAAUGUCAAGUUCCAGUGGUACAAAGCCGGACGAGAGAUAUAUGAUGGGGACAAAUACUCCAUUCGCACUUCCAACUACCUCUCCACGCUGGAGAUCCCAAGGCCUCAAGUUGUUGACUGUGGAGAAUAUAGCUGUAAGGCUUCCAAUCAGCAUGGCAGUGUAAGCUCUACAGCUGUUUUAACAGUAACUGAAGCACUUCCACCAACGUUUCUUACCAGACCUGAAUCUAUCACUACUUUUGUGGGCAAAAGUGCCAAGUUCCUCUGUACUGUUUUGGGCACUCCAGUCAUCGACGUCACCUGGCAGAAAGAUGGCACGACAAUUUCACCUUCAGACCACCAUAAAAUCUCCAAAAUGGAAAAUAAACAUGUUUUAGAAAUUUCCUUUCUCACCACCAGUGACAGAGGGGUUUACACAUGCAAAGCUUCCAACAAGUUUGGGGCUGAUAUUUGCCAGGCUGAAAUGGUCAUUAUAGACAAGCCCCACUUCAUUAAAGUUUUACAGUCAGUGCAGUCAGCAGUUAAUAAAAAAAUACGUCUUGAAUGUCAGGUAGAUGAAGACAGGAAAGUAACUGUAGGGUGGACAAAGGAUGGAAACAAAAUCCCUCCAGGCAAAGAUUAUAAGAUUUGCUUUGAAGACAAAAUAGCCUCGCUUGAGAUUCCUCUGGCUAAGCUCAAGGAUUCGGGCCACUAUGUGUGCACUGCCUCAAACGAGGCAGGAAGCAGCUCCUCUUCUGCCAGCGUCACAGUCAGAGAACCACCAUCCUUUGUGAAGAAGGUCGAUCCAUCUUAUUUACUGACCCCAGGUGACUCUGCACGCCUUCAAUGCAAAAUCAAAGGGUCUCCUGAAAUCCAGGUUACUUGGUUCAAGAACAACAAGGAAAUCCAUGAAAGCAACACACACAGGAUGUCCUUUGUCAAUUCUGUGGCUGUGUUAGAUAUUUUGGAGAUGAAAGUUGAUGACAGUGGGACCUACUCAUGUGAAGUUGUAAAUGAGGUUGGAAGUGACAGCUGCACCACUGAAGUGGUUGUCAAAGAGCCUCCAUCUUUCAUCCGAACACUUGAACCUGCAGAGGUAGUGAAGGGAACAAACACCGUUCUUCAGUGUGAGGUUGCUGGCACUGGACCAUUUGAGAUUAGCUGGUACAAAGACAAGAAACAGAUUCGCAGUAGUAAAAAAUACAGGUUGACCUCUCAGAAAGCUGUUAUUUCUCUGGAGGUGUCUGCAUUUAAUAGUGCAGAUGUUGGUGAAUACGAGUGUGUGAUAGCUAAUGAAGUCGGAAAGUGCAUGUGCAGUGCCACAUACAUCUUGAAAGAACCACCGUCUUUUGUUAAGAAAAUCGAAAAUGUGACAGCUCUGGCUGGAGAUAGUAUUACGUUACAGGCCGUGGUGAAAGGGUCAGAGCCGAUUUCUGUAAUGUGGAUGAAGGGCAAAGACAUUAUUAAAGAUGAUAACAAUGUGAGAGUGACAUUUGAUCAUGGUCUAGCAACGCUGCAAAUUACUGGUGUCCAGCUGAGCUCUGGUGGCAAAUACACCUGCGUGGCUGAGAAUGAUGCAGGAAGUCAGUCCUGCUUUGGUGAACUAGCAGUGAAAGAACCUGCCAAAAUAAUUGAAAAAGCUGAAGUUAUCCAGGUUACAGCAGGGGAACCAGCUAUUUUGGAGUACACUGUCACAGGCACUCCAGAGCUAAAAACCAAAUGGUUCAAAGACGGAAGGCUACUACCUGCCAGCAAAAAAUAUAGGAUCAGCUUCAAAAAUAACAUUGCCCAGCUCAAGUUUUAUGCUACUGAAAUGCAGGACAGUGGCGAAUACACCUUUGAGAUAUCCAAUGAUGUGGGCAUCAGCUCUUGUACUACCAGCUUCACUGUGCUAGAUCGCACUCUCCCUCCCUUCUUUACUAAACCACUGAAGAAUAUUGACAGCAUCAUUAACACCUCGUGCCGCCUAGACUGCAAAAUUUCAGGUUCUCUUCCAAUGACCGUCUCUUGGUUCAAGCAGGACACUGAGAUCACUACAAGUGCCAAGUACACAGUACAUUUUGCAGAAGGCUCAGCAUCUUUGGAAAUCAAACACCUAGAUGCAACUGAUGCUGGGGUCUACAUUUGCAGAGCCGCAAACUCUGCUGGUAGCAAAGAGAGCAGUAGUACAUUGUUUGUAAAAGAACCACCCAGCUUCACUGUAGAACCAGAGUCUCAAGAUGUACUGCCUGCAUCAACCGUACAUUUCAAAGGCACAUUUAAAGGCACAACACCACUGACAGUGAAAUGGUUUAAAGGUGAUACUGAGCUCGUGACAGGAGGAGCCUGCUACAUUAUGACAGAAGCAUUAGCAAGUUACUUGGAGCUUUAUGCAGUCAAACCAGCAGACUCUGGAAAAUACACCUGCAAAGUCUCCAAUGUAGCUGGUUCAGUAACAUGCAGUGCAAACUUGUUUGUAAAAGAACCUGCUGCCUUCAAGGAGAAGCUAGAGCCGACCCAUCUGGUAAAGAAAGGUGGAUAUGUUGAGCUGACCUGUGAAGUCACUGGUACUCCUGAGAUUAAAAUCACAUGGUUCAAGGAUGAUAGAGAGCUAAAAGAGAGUGAAAAAUACAGGAUGUCUUGUGCAAAAUCUUUGGCAAUACUCCAUGUUUCAGAAGUUGAUACUGAAGACAGUGGAGAAUAUAUUUGUGAGGCCAAAAAUGAUGCUGGAAAAGAUAUUUGCAGUAGUGUUGUUACAGUCAAAGAGUCACCCUAUUUUAGCAAGGAGUUUCAGUCCAUGGAAGUCUUGAAGGAUUCUGAUGUGGUUUUGGAGUGUGAGGUGCUUGGCACGCCUCCCUUUGAAGUGUUUUGGGUGAAAGAUGAUAAACCCGUGCGGAGCAGUAAGAAGCACAGAAUAAGCAUUGAAAAAUCUUUGAUUAGUCUCCACGUUUUCAGGUUUGAUGCUUCUGAUGUUGGCGAGUAUCAAUGUAGAGUAACAAAUGAUGUUGGGAGCUGCCUCUGCAGUUCAGAGGUCACACUGAAAGAGCCUCCACAGUUUUUGAAGAGGAUAGAAAACAUUAGUUCCCUUCGAGGGGGCACGGUUGUGUUUCAGGCUGCUAUUAAAGGCUCCUUGCCCAUCACUGUGUCCUGGUUGAAAGACAAUGAUGAAGUGAUUGAAGACAGCAAUAUCAAAAUGACCUUUGUGAACAAUGUUGCCACUCUUCUGGUGAGAUCUAUUGAGCUGAAACAUGAUGGGAAAUAUUUUUGUCAGGCUAAAAAUGAGGCAGGAAUUCAGAGGUGUUCUGCUCUGCUGACUGUCAAAGAACCUGCUACAAUUGUGGACAAGGCCGUGUCAAUAGAUGUGACUGAGGGAGACCCAGCAACCUUGCAGUGUAAAUUUUCGGGAACAAAACCUAUUACAGCCAAAUGGUUCAAAGAUGGCAAGGAACUGACAUUAGGCCCAAAAUAUAAGAUCAGUAUUACAGAUACUGUCUCAGUCCUAAAGGUGCUUCAUGCAGAAAAGAAGGAUAGUGGAGAAUACACUUUUGAGGUUCACAAUGACGUUGGGAGCAGUAGCUGUUCUGCCAGCAUUAAUGUCCUAGAUCUCAUUAUACCACCUAAAUUCACAAAAAAACUCAAGAAAAUGGACAGCAUUAAGGGGUCUUUUGUCCACCUGGAGUGCAUAGUGUCUGGUUCACAUCCUAUAAGUAUCCAGUGGUACAAGGAUGGCCAAGAAAUAACAGCAAGUGAAAAGCACAAAUAUUCUUUCCAUGAUAAUACUGCAUUUCUGGAAAUAAAUAAACUGGAAGGCACAGACACUGGCUCUUACACCUGUGAAGCAACAAAUAAAGCAGGAAGCAACCAAUGCAGCGGAUUCUUAACAGUCAAAGAACCUCCAUAUUUUGUGGAAAAACCCCAAUCUCAAGAGGUUGUGCCCAGUGCUAGGGUUCAGUUCAAAGCACUGGUGAAAGGGUCUACUCCUCUGCAGAUAAAGUGGUUUAAAGACAGCCAGGAGCUCCUGUCUGGAGCCAAUCGAUCUGUCUGGAAGGAUGACACAUCUAGUGUACUGGAGCUCUUCUCAGCUAGAACGUCUGAUUCUGGGAACUACACUUGUCAGAUAAGCAAUGAUGUGGGGACUGCAACUUGCAAAGCAACUCUGUUUGUAAAAGAGCCCCCCAGAUUUAUUCAGAUGCCAACUUCUGUAAUAGCUUUGCGUGAAGGACAGUCCACCACUUUCGAGUGCCAGGUAGUAGGCACACCAGAGAUCCACAUUACAUGGUACCUGGAUGGGAAUGAAGUGACUGACCAGGCUAAGUACGGCAUCUCCUUCAUAGAUGGAUUAGCCACUUUGAAAGUCACUCAAGCCAGAGUGGCAGAUAGUGGGAUUUAUGUUUGCGAAGCCCACAAUGAUGCAGGUAGUGAGAGCUGCAGCGUUGAGCUGAAAGUAAAAGAGCCUCCAACCUUUGUUCGGGAGUUGAGUCCCACCAAGGUAGUGAAGGGCUCAGAGGCCACACUAGAGUGUGAGGUGACUGGUACUCCUCCAUUUGAGGUGAAGUGGCUGAAGAACAAUAAGGAGAUGUUCAGCAGCAAGAAAUAUGCUAUCUUCACCAAAGAAUCAGUAUUUACUCUUAAUGUGACUAACUGUGAUGUCUCAGAUGUUGGUGAAUAUCAGUGUAUUAUAUCAAAUGAAGGUGGGAGCUGUUCUUGCAGCACAAGGCUCAGCUUGAAAGAACCACCAUCCUUCGUCAAGAAGCUGGAGAACGUCACUAGCAUUUUGAAAGGUGAUGCAUUCUUUCAGUGCAUCGUAGCAGGUGCUCAACCCUUAUCUGUGUCAUGGAUAAAAGAUGAGAAAAUACUAGAAGACGAUGAGCAUCACCAUAUUACCUUUGAGAACAACGUGGCCACACUGAAGCUUGCUAAUGUUGACCUCAGCCACAGAGGGAGAUACACCUGUCAGGCCAAGAAUGAAUCUGGCUUGGAGAAGUGUUUUGCUUUGCUUUUUGUACAAGAGCCUGCACAGAUCAUAGAAAAGGCUAAAUCGCUUAAAGUCACUGAAAGAGACCCUGUGACUUUGGAGUGUGCUGUGGCUGGGACGCCAGAGCUCCGAAUAAGAUGGUACAAAGAUGGCAAACAGCUCCUGCCCAGUAGAUACUACACAAUGACCUUUGAAAACAAUGUGGCCAGUUUCAGGAUUGAACCUGUAUCAAAGGAGGAUAGUGGUACAUACAGUUUUAAGGUUGAAAAUGACUUUGGAAGUAGCACCUGUGAAGCUGUUCUGACUGUGCUAGAUCAAUCAAUUCCUCCUGUAUUUAUCAAAAAACUAACCAAAAAGGAUACCGUUCUGGGAUCUUCUAUCCAAAUGGAGUGCAAAGUCUCUGGGUCACUCCCCAUUAUUGCAAAAUGGUUUAAGGAUGGAAAAGAGAUAACUGACAGUGCAAAAUAUAGAAGUCUGUGCCAUGAGAACACUAUGUCACUUGAGAUUGCUAAUCUAGAGCUGGCAGACAGUGCAAAUUACACGUGCAGUGUCUCUAAUGUUGCUGGAAACGACUCUUGCAGUGCUGUCCUGACUGUGAAAGAACCACCAAGCUUCUUAGUAAAACCUGAAAGCCAACAAGCCAUCCCAGAUUCCACAGUGGAGUUUAAGACCACACUAAAAGGAACACCACCCUUUACAGUAAAGUGGUUCAAAGAAGAUUUAGAACUUGUAUCUGGUCCAACUUGUUUCAUUGGGAUUGAAGGUUCAACCGGGUUCUUAACCCUCUAUUCAGUGGAUACUUCUAGGACUGGGCACUACACUUGCCACGUUUCAAAUGACGUUGGCAGUGAUUCUUGCACUACAACAUUGAUGGUAACAGAACCACCCAAGUUUGCUAAGAAGCUAGAGGCAACAAAAGUAGUCAAGCAGGGUGACUCAGCCCGGCUUGAGUGCAAAGUAAGUGGAUCUCCAGAGAUGAAAGUAGUGUGGUUCAGAAAUGACCAUGAAAUUGUUGCCAGUGAAAAAUUCCGGAUGUCUUUCAUUGACUCUGUGGCCGUGCUUGAAAUGAAUCAUCUCAGUACUGAUGAGAGCGGUGACUACAUCUGUGAAGCUCACAACCCUGCCGGCAAGGCCAGCUGUAGCACCAAAGUCACAGUGAAAGAACCUCCUGUCUUUAGCAGGAAACCCUCUCCAGUAGACAUUGUCAAAGGAUCUGAGGUUAGCCUGGAAUGUGAGAUUUCAGGAACACCUCCAUUUGACGUUGCCUGGUACAAAGACAGGAGACAAAUCCGCAGUAGUAAGAAGUACAAGGUUACAGCCAAAAACUACCAGACAAGUGUUCGCAUUCUUAAUGUUGAAGCUGCGGAUGUUGGUGAAUAUCAGUGCAAAGCACAGAACGAUGUAGGAAGUGACACUUGUUUUUGCGCUGUGAAACUGAAAGAACCACCAAAAUUCUUGACUAAAAUAAACAGCGUUACUGUUGUGGUUGGUGAACCAGUAGAGUUACAAGCAAAAGUGGAGGGCUCCCAGCCAAUUGCUGUGCAGUGGCUUAAAGACAAAGAGGAAAUUAUUAGAGAAAGUGAAAACACGAAGAUCACAUUUAUGGAAAAUAUUGCAACUUUACAAUUUGUGCACACGGAGACAAGCAAUGCUGGAAAAUACACCUGUCAGAUCAGAAAUGAUGCUGGAAGUCGCGAGUGUAUGGCUACCUUGACUAUUCUAGAGCCUGCAGUCAUUGUAGAGAAAGCAGAGCCAAUGAGAGUUACUGUAGGAGAUGCCUGUACUUUGGAGUGCAAAGUGGCAGGCACACCACAGCUUUCCACUGGGUGGUUCAAGGACGGCAAAGAGCUGACCAGCAGCCAAAAAUACAAAAUUACUUUCCUCAAUAACGUAUCUACACUUAAAAUUAUGGAUGCAGAAAAGGAAGAUGGUGGACUGUAUACUUUUGCAGUGCAAAACGACGUGGGGAAAAGCAGUUGCACAGCAUCAGUUGAUGUUUUAGAUCGAAUCAUUCCUCCUUCUUUCACAAGAAAACUAAAGGACACCCCCUGUGUUCUGAGUUCAUCAGCACUGCUGGAAUGUAAAGUGUCAGGUUCACCUCCUAUUUCUGUUGCCUGGUUUCAAAAUGGACUUAAGUUAGUCAAUGGAGAAAAACAUCAAAUCUCCUUUUCAGAUAACCUUUGUAUUUUAGAAGUUAAUUCACUGAGCAACUCAGAUACUGGAACUUACACUUGCAAAGCUACCAACGUAGCUGGUUCAGAUGAAUGCAGUGCUGUAUUGACUGUACAAGAGCCACCAUCUUUUGAGAGGACACCAGAGCCUCUGGAUGUAUUGCCAGGCACAAGCAUCACUUUCACAUGUGUUGUCAGAGGAACCCCUCCUUUUAAGGUCAACUGGUUUAGAGGGGCCAAUGAGCUUGUGCCAGGGGACAAAUGCAAUAUCUACUUGGAGGAGUCCGUUGUGGAGCUUGAGUUAUUUGAUGUAACUCCUCCCCAAAGUGGAGAGUAUACUUGUCUAGUGACUAAUGAUGCUGGCAGGGCAAAUUGUUCAACACACCUUACAGUAAAAGAGCCAGCUGUCUUUGUGAAGAAACUGAGUGAUCAGUACGUGGAACCUGGCAAGCCCAUCAUCCUGGAGGGCACUUACACAGGCAGCCUCCCCAUCUCUGUGACAUGGAAGAAGAAUGGCCACACCAUCACACAGUCUCAGAAGUGUAGCAUCACCACCACAGAGAAAUCCUGCAUCCUGGAAAUACUUGACAGCACCAAAGAAGAUUCAGGAGAAUACACUUGCCAUGUUGAAAAUGAGGCGGGAAGAGAUGUUUGCGAGGCUGUAGUCUCUACCCUAGAACCUCCCUAUUUUGUUACACACUUGGAACCUCUUGAGGUGUCAGUUGGGGAUUAUACAACAUUGCAAUGUCGCGUUGCUGGAACACCAGAAAUAACUGUGUCUUGGUACAAAGGUGACACAAAACUCAGGUCUACUCCUGAGUACAAAGUGUUCUUUAAAGACAACGUUGCUACACUUAUUUUCAACAAAGUGGUUAGCAAUGACACUGGAGAAUACAUCUGCAAGGCAGAAAACAGUGUAGGAAUUGCAUCUACAAAGGCUCUCUUAACAGUUCAAGAGCGCAAACGACCACCUUCCUUUGCAAGAAAGUUAAAGGACAUCGAGCACCCUGCUGGUUUACCCCUUAAAUUUAUGUGUCGGCUCAAUGGCUCAGAACCCAUUACUGUUACUUGGCACAAAGAUGGGGUACCACUGAGUGAUGACCACAAUGUGCACACAUCCUUUGUAGAUAACGUUGCAGUGCUGCAACUAGUGCGAACCGAGAUGAAUCAUACUGGGCAGUACUCCUGCACAGCCACCAAUUCUGUGGGCACUGCCACCACAAGUGCUAGGCUCACAGUGGCAGAACCCAAGCAAGCACCUGUCUUUGACACCAAACCAGAAUCUAUUGAUGUGCCUUUUGGAGAAAGUGCUGACUUUGAAUGUCGUGUUACGGGUGCCCAGCCAAUACACAUAACCUGGUCCAAAGAUGGUCGGGAGAUUCGAACUGGAGGAAACUUCAAUAUUACAUUUAUAAACAACACAGCUCACCUUCGAGUGCUCAGAGUGGGUAAAGGAGACUCUGGCCAAUAUACUUGCCAAGCUAGUAAUGAAGCUGGGAAAGACUUUUGCUCAGCCCAACUCAGUGUCAAAGAACCUCCCAAGUUCAUCAAGAAGCCUGAAGCUUUGCGAUUCGUGAAGCAAGGGGACACAGUUCAACUUGAAUGUAAAAUCAGUGGCACACCAGAGAUCAGAAUCGUGUGGUAUAAAAAUGAUCAGGCACUCCAGGCGAGCGACAGGCUCCACAUGUCCUUUGUAGACUCCGUGGCGAUGCUAACCAUUCCAGAUGCCAACACUGAAGAUGCUGGGGAUUACAUAUGUGAAGCCCAUAACUCUGCCGGCACAGCCAGCUGCAGCACUUCAGUCGCAGUGAAAGAACCACCUGUUUUUAGCAAAGUGCCAAGCCCUGUGGAGACUCUUAAAGGCUCAGAUGUUAUCCUCCAGUGCGAGAUAGCAGGGACCCCACCCUUUGAGGUGGCUUGGUUCAAGGACCGAAGGCAGGUCAGGAGCAGCAAGAAAUUCAAGGUGACAGCAAAACACUCCAUUGCCAGCCUUCAUAUUCUCAAUCUGGAAUCUCAAGAUACUGGAGAAUAUCAAUGCAAAGCUAUGAAUGAGGUGGGAAGCGACACUUGCACUUGCCCAGUGAAAUUCAAAGAACCCCCACGGUUUGCCAAGAAGCUGAGUGACACUGCAAUCUUCAUCGGGGAGCCAACAGCUCUGCAGGCAGUGGUGGAAGGAUCCCCUCCAAUUUCUGUUGUCUGGCUCAAGGAUAAGGGUGAAGUUAUUAGGGAGAGUGAAAAUGUUCAAAUGUGGUUUAUGGACAACAUAGCAACUCUUGAGAUAGCCAGUGCAGAGGGAGCUGAUGUUGGGAAGUACAUCUGUCAGAUCAAAAAUGAUGCUGGCAUGCGGGAGUGCUCUGCCUUUUUACAAGUCCUAGAACCAGCAGUCAUCUUAGAGAAGACUGAACCAAUCACAGUAAUGGCUGGUAAUCCUUUUACCCUGGAGUGCAAAGUAGGAGGAACACCUGAACUUAUUACCAAGUGGUACAAAGAUGGCAGAGAACUAAGGAGUGACCGCAAAUACCAAAUUACCUUUUUCAACAAUGUAUCCACUUUGAAAGUCUUUUCUGCAGACAGGGGAGACAGGGGCUUAUAUACUUUUGAGGUGCACAAUGAAGUGGGAGACAGCAGCUGCACUUCUUCAGUUGAUGUUUCAGAUCGUCUUGUUCCUCCUUCAUUCUCAAGAAAAUUAAAAGAAACAAAUGGGGUGCUGGGAUCCUCAGUGCUGCUGGAGUGCAAAGUGUCUGGCACAUCCCCCAUAUCUGUGUCCUGGUUUCAAGAUGGGAAUGAGAUUGUUAGUGGAGAAAAAUAUGAAAUCUCAUUCUUGGAUGAUGUUUGUGCUUUGAAGCUGAAUGCUCUGGAUGCCACAGAUACAGGGACAUAUACCUGUGUGGCAGCCAAUGUGGCUGGAUCUGAUGAAUGCAGUGCCUUCUUGACUGUACAAGAACCACCUUCUUUUGUGAAGACACCUGAUCCCCAGGAAGUUUUGCCUGGAUCAAGUGUAACAUUUACCAGCUACAUCAAGGGUAGUGCUCCCUUCAAAGUGACCUGGUUUCGAGGCAUCAGGGAGCUGGUGCCGGACAGCAACUGCUCCAUCUCUUUCAAAGAAUCUAUGGCACAGCUGCAGCUGUACAACGUGGAGCCAGGCCACAGCGGGGACUAUGCCUGUGUGGUCACAAAUGAUGCUGGCAGUACCUCAUGUACAACCCAACUCUUUGUUAAAGAGCCUGCAGUCUUUGUGAAGAAAUUAAGUGAUUUCAGUGUGGAGCAGGGAAAGUCCAUUGUGCUGGAAAGCAGCUACAUAGGCACCCCUCCCAUCUCUGUCACCUGGAAAAGAAAUGGCAUGCCCAUUGCACAGUCCCCACACUGCAGUGUUACAACUACUGAAAAAUCUGGCAUUCUUGAAAUCUUCAACAGCACCAAGAAUGAUGAAGGCGAAUACACCUGUGAGGUGGCAAAUGAGGCGGGUGGGGAUGUUUGCCACAGCCUUGUGUCCAUCUUAGAACCACCCUAUUUUGUCACACAUCUGGACCGUGUGGAGGUGAAGGUUGGCGAGCCCUUGAUCUUAAAAUGCCAGAUUGGUGGUUCACCAGAAAUCAAGGUGUCCUGGUAUAAAGAUGACACCAAGCUGAGAUCAACACAAGCUUACAAAAUGCACUUCAAGAACAAUGUGGCAACACUGGCAUUCUCCACUGUAGAGGAUAGCAACAUUGGAGAAUAUAUCUGCAAAGCAGAAAAUAGCAUCGGCUUCGCCACCUCCACAGCUUUGCUUGUUGUUAAAGAACGUCAACUUCCCCCUACAUUCACCAGAAAACUAAAAGAUAUUCAGGAGGUGGUUGGUGCCCCAGUGACAUUUGACUGCCGUAUAAAUGGCUCAGAGCCUAUCCAGGUGUCUUGGUACAAGGAUGGGGUUCUCUUAAGCGACAGUGAUAACAUGCAAUCAGCCUUCUUAAAUAACGUUGCGACUCUCCAAAUCUUGCAAACUAGUAUGGCUCACUGUGGCCAAUAUACUUGCUCAGCCCAAAAUGCUCUGGGGACUGCAUCUUCCAGUGCCAAACUUCUCCUCACAGAACAACUACAACCUCCCUUCUUUGACAUCAAGCCAGUAUCUAUCGAUGUGGCACUAGGGGAAAGUGCAACCUUUAAGUGCCAUGUGACUGGUUCUGCUCCCAUGAGGAUUACUUGGACCAGAGACAACAGAGAGAUUCGUCCUGGUGGCAACUACAAAAUGACACUCGUGGAAAGCACAGCCAGCUUGACAGUCCUAAAAGUUGGUAAAGGAGAUGCUGGACUCUACACAUGUACUGCAAGCAACAGUGUUGGAAAGGACGCGUGCGCAGCUCAGCUGGCUGUACAAGAACCACCAAGGUUUAUUAAGAAACUAGAUUCCUCAAAACUUGUGAAACAGCACGAUUCCAUUAAGUAUGAAUGCAAAGUAGGUGGAUCUCCAGAAAUCAAAGUCACCUGGUACAAGGGUGAAACUGAGAUUCAUCCCAGUGAAAAAUACAGAAUGUCCUUUGAGGAUUCAGUGGCAGUCAUUGAAAUGCACAACCUCAGUGUUGAAGACAGCGGUGACUACACGUGUGAAGCUCAGAAUCCGGCGGGUAGUGCAAGCACCAGUACUUCACUGAGAGUAAAAGCACCCCCCAUUUUUACCAAGAAGCCCCAUCCAGUCCAGACCUUGAAAGGGUCUGAUAUUCACCUGGAAUGUGAGCUUCAGGGCACUCCUCCGUUCCAGAUUUCAUGGUAUAAAGACAAACGAGAAAUUCGGAGCAGCAAGAAGUAUAAGGUCAUGUCUGAGAACUACUCAGCUAGUAUUCACAUUCUUAGUGUGGAUACUGCAGAUGUUGGUGAAUAUCACUGUAAAGCUGUAAACGAUGUCGGAAGUGACACCUGCAUUGGCUCUGUAACACUAAGAGCACCACCAACCUUUGUGAAGAAGCUGAGUGAUCUCACUGUCGUAGUUGGGGAGUCAAUUGAGCUGCAGGCCGAAGUAAAAGGAUCACAGCCCAUUUCUGUUCUGUGGUUAAAAGACAAAGGGGAAAUCAUUAGAGAAAGUGAUAAUCUUUGGAUCUCCUAUUCAGAAAACAUUGCAACUAUGCAGAUUGGAAAUGCAGAACCAACCAAUGCUGGGAAAUAUAUUUGUCAGAUAAAAAAUGAUGCUGGAGUUCAGGAAUGCUUUGCCACGGUGAAAGUGCUAGAACCUGCAGUCAUUGUAGAGAAGCCAGGCCCAGUCAAAGUUACAGCAGGAGACUCUUGUACUCUGGAAUGCACAGUAGAUGGCACACCAGAGCUUACUGCUAGGUGGUUUAAGGAUGGUAAUGAGCUGUCCACUGACCAUAAAUAUAAAAUCAGUUUCUUCAACAAAGUAUCUGGGCUUAAGAUCCUCAAUGCAACACUAGAAGACAGUGGAGAAUAUACUUUUGAGGUGAAAAACAGUGUUGGUAAAAGCAGCUGCACAGCUUCAGUGCACGUUUCAGAUCGUAUUAUACCUCCUUCUUUCACAAGAAAACUGAAAGAAACAUUCGGUCAGCUGGGUUCUUCUGCUGUACUGGAGUGCAAAGUUUAUGGGUCACCACCUAUUCUGGUUUCCUGGUUUCAUGAUGGACAAGAGAUUACCAGUGGAGACAAGUAUCAGGCUACCCUUACAGACAAUACCUGUUCUCUGAAAGUGAAUGGACUUCAGGAAUCUGAUAUGGGAACUUAUUUGUGCACAGCUACUAAUGUAGCAGGGUCUGAUGAAUGCAGCGCAAUUUUGAGUGUUAGAGAACCACCAUCUUUUGUGAAGAAACCUGAACCACUGGAUGUUUUAUCUGGGGCAAACAUAACCUUUACUAGUAUCAUAAAAGGUUCCUCUCCACUGGAAGUUAAAUGGUUCAGAGGCAGUGUUGAACUAGUACCAGGACACAGAUGCAAUAUCACCUUGCAAGAUUCAGUUGCAGAACUGGAGCUCUUUGAUGUAAAUCCUCUUGAGAGUGGAGAUUACACUUGCCAGGUCUCUAAUGAGGCAGGAAAAAUUUCUUGCACUACACAUCUUUUUGUCAAAGAACCAGCCAAAUUUGUGAAGAAGGUGAAUGAUUUAAGUGUAGAGAAAGGGAAAACUUUAAUCUUGGAAUGCACAUAUACGGGUACUCCACCGAUUUCAGUGACAUGGAAGAAAAAUGGAGUUAACAUAGUGCACUCUGAAAAGUGUAGCAUCACCACUACAGAAACAUCCGCCAUACUGGAAAUCCCUAGCAGUAAACUAGAAGAUCAGGGGCAAUAUUCUUGUCAUAUCGAAAAUGAUUCUGGGAAAGAUAAUUGUCAUGGUGCAAUCACAAUACUAGAACCCCCUUACUUCAUUACACCCUUGGAGCCAGUGCAGGUGACUGUUGGGGAUUCUGCAUCCUUACAGUGCCAGGUUGCUGGAACACCAGAAAUGAUUGUAUCGUGGUACAAAGGCGAUACAAAGCUGAGAGGAACUGCUACUAUGAAAAUGCACUUUAAGAACCAAAUUGCUACUCUGGUUUUCAGCCAGGUAGACAGUAGUGACAGUGGGGAGUACAUCUGCAAAGUAGAAAACACUGUUGGGGAGGCUGCUUCUUCAUCUUUGCUCACGGUUCAAGAGCGUAAACUUCCUCCUUCUUUUACGCGAAAAUUAAGAGAUGUUCAUGAAACUGUUGGCUUACCAGUUAUGUUUGAUUGUGGCAUUGCUGGUUCAGAACCCAUCGAAGUAUCUUGGUUUAAAGAUGGUGCACGUGUAAAAGAGGACUACAAUGUUCACACAUCCUUCGUAGAUAAUGUAGCAACUCUCCAGAUUUUGAAGACAGAUAGGAGCCUUAUUGGGCAAUAUACCUGCACAGCUACCAAUGCUAUUGGGACUGCUUCUUCUAGUGGCAGGCUUAUCCUUACAGAAGGGAAGACUCCUCCAUUCUUUGACAUCCCACUUACACCUGUGGAUGGUAUUAUUGGAGAAAGUGCUGACUUUGAGUGUCACGUUUCUGGAACACAACCUAUUAGAGUCACUUGGGCAAAAGAUGACCAAGAGAUUAGAACAGGAAGAAAUUAUCAGAUCAGUUAUGUAGACAAUACAGCCCAUUUGACCAUCUUGAGAGUUGACAGGGGAGAUUCUGGAGUAUAUACAUGCUAUGCUAGCAAUGAAGUUGGAAAGGACUCUUGCACAGCUCAACUGACUGUUAAAGAACGAAAAAAUCCUCCUACUUUUACUAAGAAACUGUCUGAAGCCAUAGAAGAAACAGAAGGGAAUGAACUUAAACUUGAGGGUCGUGUUUCUGGCUCUCAGCCUUUGACUGUUGCUUGGUAUAAAAACAAUCAGGAAGUCCAUUCAAGUGCUCACUGUGAAAUAUCUUUCAAAAACAAUACCUUGCUUUUGCAUAUAAAGGUCGUAGAGCAAUCAGAUGCUGGUUUAUAUACCUGUAAAGUGUCCAAUGAAGCAGGAAGCGUGUUGAGUACAUCUUCUGUUGUUAUCAGAGAACCUAAAAAGCCUCCAGUUUUUGACCAGCCUCUUCAGUCAGCAGCAGGAGAGGAAGGUGAUACGAUCCAGCUUAGCUGUCAUGUCCAAGGAUCACAGCCGAUCCGGAUUCAGUGGCUGAAAGCAGGGAGAGAAAUAAGAGCUUCAGACAGAUGCAACUUCAGCUUUGUUAAUGGAGUAGCUCUUCUAGAACUUGCUGCAGUUACCAAAUCCGAUUCAGGAGAAUAUGUAUGCAAAGCUUCGAAUGCAGCUGGCACUGAUACUUGCAAAUCUAAAGUGACAGUUAAAGAAAAACCAGCAGCUGCACCAGCAGCUAAGAAAGCAGAAGUGGAAGGCAAACUUUAUUUUGUGUCAGAGCCUCAGAGUAUCAAAGUCAUGGAAAAGACCGUUGCAACAUUUAUGGCAAAAGUUGGAGGAGAUCCAAUUCCAAAUGUUAAAUGGAUGAAGGGAAAAUGGAGGCAACUCAACCAGGGAGGCCGCAUUCUAAUCCAGCAGAGAGGAGAUGAAGCCAAACUAGAAAUAAAGGACACAAUAAAAACUGAUUCUGGCAUGUACAAAUGUGUAGCUUUUAACCAACAUGGUGAAAUUGAGAGGAGUGUAAACCUACAAGUAGAAGAAAGAAAGAAAGAAGUUGUUGAAGGGGAUCUCAGGGCAAAACUAAAAAGCACUCCAACAAAAAAGAAAGAAGAGGAAGAGCAACCUAUUGAUAUCUUGGAACUUCUCAAAAAUGUAGAUCCCAAAGAAUAUGAGAAAUACGCUCGCAUGUAUGGAAUUACAGAUUUCCGUGGCCUCCUGCAAGCCUUUGAGUUACUAAAGCAAACUCAAGCAGAAGAAAGCCAUAGAUUGGAAAUUGAGCUCACAGAAAAAGCUCAAAGGGAAGAUCAGGAGUUUGAUGAACUUGUAGCUUUUAUUCAGCAACGACUCUCACAAACAGAGCCUAUUACUCUGGUCAGAGACAUUGAAAAUCAGACGGUUUUAGCAGAUGAGGAUGCUAUCUUUGAAUGUGAGAUUAAAAUUAACUAUCCAGAAAUUAAACUUACAUGGUACAAGGGAACCCAGAAACUGGACUCCAAUGACAAAUAUGAAAUUAGAAUUGAAGGUGACCGCCACAUACUGAGAAUUAGGAACUGUCAGCCUGAGGAUCAGGGAAAUUUCAGAAUAGUGUGCGGACCACACAUUGCCAGUGCCAGGCUAACUGUGAUUGAACCUGCAGUUGAACGGCAUCUUCAUGACACUACUUUCAAGGAAGGAAAAACAUGCACACUGACUUGUCAGUUCUCUAUCCCAAAUGCCAAGUCUCAGUGGUAUAGAAAUGGGAGACCUAUUAAGAUAGGAGGGAGAUAUUCAACGCAAGUCUCUGACAAAGUACACAAACUCAUCAUCAAGGAUGUUAGAACAGAAGACGAAGGACAGUAUACCUGCAAGCUUGACAGUCUAGAAACAACAGCAGAUCUGGCCAUUGAAGCGGAACCAAUUCAGUUCACGAAGAGCAUACAGAACAUUGUUGUGAGUGAACACCAGUCUGCAACCUUUGAGUGCGAGGUGUCCUUUGAUGAUGCAGUUGUGACAUGGUAUAAAGGCCCCACUGAACUGAGAGAGAGUCCCAAGUACAGCUUCAGAAGUGAAGGUCGUUGUCAUUAUAUGACUAUUCACAAUGUUAAUGCAGAAGAUGAAGGUGUAUAUUCUGUAAUUGCUCGUCUUGAACCAAGAGGAGAAGCAAGAAGCACUGCAGAGCUCUAUCUGGUAACCAAAGAAAUCAAACUGGAGCUGAAGCCACCAGAUGUUCCUGAUGCUAAGGUUGCAGUUCCACCUCAAAAACCAGCUGAAGCUGCCCCUAUUCCUAUUCUUCUGCCUCUUGUUCCACCUCCAGAGAAGAAAAAGCCAGCAGAAAAAAAGGUUCCACUAAAGAAAGUCCCACAAAAGGUGGUUAAAAAAGUUCCUGAAGAAGUCCCACCACCUAAAGUUCCUGAGGUGCUGCCAGAGAAACCCAAAGAGGUCAAAAUAACAUCUAUGGCAAGGAGAGAAGAGAUACAUGAAGAAAAGAAGGAAAUAUAUGAAAUGCCUAAAGAAACUUAUGAAGAAUGGGAAGAAGAUUAUGGUGAAGAUCAUGAUUAUUAUGUCAAGGAAGAAGGCUACGAUGAAGGGGAAGAGGAAUGGGAAGAAACUUAUGAGAAAAGAGAAGUGACUUAUGAAGAAAAAAGAGUCAUUCAUGAAGAAGUGGUUGAAGUUCCUAAGAAACCUGUGCCUGAGCGAAAACCACCAGCAAUUGCAGCUGAAAAGAAGGAAAAGAAGGAAGUAACAGUUCAAAAAGUUGUCAAGAAGCCUGUCGAUGAAAAAGUGGAGAUGACCACUCAGAGGGUUACAGAAGAAAAAGUCAAACGAGCUGAGGUUACCAAGAAAGUUGUGCCACCAAAACCUACACCAAUGGUCAUUGAGGAAAAAGUUAUGAAAAAGGAAGUACCAACAGUAGAAACAUGGACUGUUUCAGAAGAAAAGAUGUCAGUUUCUGUCCACAGAGAAGAAGAGUAUUCAUAUGUUCCAGAGCCACCAGAGCAUGAGAAAACAGUUGAAGAAAGAUUCUAUGAAGCUGUUUACGCAAUUGAAGCACAAAGGGAAGUUGAGGAGGAGGAAGAAGUCAUUUCUACAGAACUGGAGAUCCCUCACGUUGAAGUGCCUGAGGUACCAAAGAGGCGUGUUCCAGAAGAAAGAAAGCCUAUUCCUGUCCCUAAAACAGAAGCUCCAUCGGCUAAAGUGCCUGAAGUCCCUAAGAAACCUGUUCCAGAAAAGAAAGUUGCUGUUGCUAAAAAGGAGGUGGCUCCCCCAGCAAAAGUGCCGGAGGUGCCUAAGAAAGUUCCCCCAGAGAAAAAAAUUGAUGUUCUAAAAAGAGAGGAAGCUCCAACACCUAAAGUGCCUGCAGUUCCUAAGAAACCUAUCCCUAAAGAGAAAGUAUCUCCUGCUGUUCCUAAAAAAAUUGAGGCUCCUCCACCUAAAGUGCCCGAACUGCAGAAGAAAGCCACUUUUGAAGAAAGAGUACUUAUUACAGAAGAAAGAGUAUCUGUUGCCAUUCCAGAGGAAAUCCCACUACCUGAAGAACCAACAGUAGAAGAAUGGUCUGAAGAAGAAACAGAGGAAGUAUCUAUCUCCAUUCACAGAGAAGAGGUUUCUGAAGUGACUGAAGAAGAGUCUUACUAUAUAGAGGAAACAGUAACAGUUCCUAAAAGAGAGGAAGCCCCAACCACAAAAGUGCCUGAGAAGUACAGGAAAGUUGUCCCUGAACCAAAAGUCCCAGCUGCUCCUAAGGAAGCUCCAGGAGUUAAAGUUCCUGAAAUCCAUAAGAAAGCAGUUCCUAAAGAGAAAGUACCUGUCCCUCUGUCUAAAAAAAUGGUGGCUCCACCAGCAAAAGAACCUGCAGAAAAACAGGUGCCCACUUUUGAGAUCGAAGUUGAAGAACCUCCAGCAACCAAAGUGACUGAAGUGCACAGGAAAAUUAUCACAGAAGAAAAAGUUGCAGUUGCUAGAAAAGAGGAGGCUCCACCAAAAAAAGCGGUGCCCAAGAAAGCUGUGCCAGAAGACAAAGUACCCGUUCCAAUUUCACGGAAAGUGGCAGCUCCACCAGCUAAAGUGCAAGAAGUGCAGAAGAAAGUUGCCAGAGAAGAAAGAGUAUCCGUUGCUGUUCCAAAAAGAAAAGUGUCUCCACCACCAGAAGUACCAACAGAAGAAGAACACUGGGCUAUUUCAGAGGAAGUAUCCAUUUCUCUCCACACAGAAAAGGAAAUUUCAUACACAGUGCCUGAUGUACCAGAGAGAGCUAUCCUUCAAGAAAGAGCACCAAUUUAUCCUCCUAAAAAAAUGGCAAGACCACCAGCCAAAGUGCCUGAAGUACGCAAGACAGUUGUCCGAAAAGAAAAAGCGUAUGUCGAAGUUCCUCAGUAUGAAGAGGAAGAAGAAAUUCCAAAAUAUGAGGAGGAAGAAACCACCAGAUAUGAGAAGGAAGUAAUCCAUUACGAGGAGGAAGUUCACCGUUAUGAAGAAGUUAGUCACUAUGAGGAAGAAGUUCCUCAGUAUGAAGAGGAAGAAGUCACACAUUAUGAAGAAGAAGCUGCUUAUUAUGGAGAGGAAGUUGCUGAAUAUGAGGAGGAAGAGUCAGAGGUUCCUCAGUAUGAAGAGGAGGCUCCCCUACCAGUUAGAGUGCCUGAGGUUCCCAAGAGGCCUGUUCCAGAAGAAAAAAUACCUAUUAUGAAGAAAAAAGAAGCUCCUCCAGCAAAAGUGCCCGAGGUGCCAAAGAAACCUGUACCUGAAAAGAAAGUCCAAGUGCCGAAGAAGGAAGCUCCCCCAGCUAAAGUUCCAGAAGUACCAAAGAAACCUGUUCCAGAAGAGAAGGUUCCUAUUCCUGUACCAAAAAAGAAGGAAGUUCCACCAGCCAAAGUGCCUGAAGUACCAAAGAAACUUGUGCCAGAAGAGAAGGUACUUGUCCCAGUGCCUAAAAGAGUGGAAGAGCCUCCAGCAGCCAAAGUGCCUGAAGUGCCCAAGAAAGUUCCAGAAAAGACAGUACCUGUCCCUGUACAUAAAAAGCCAGAACCUCCACCAGCCAAAGUACCAGAAGUACCAAGACCUCCCAGUGAAGAGGUACAUGUUUUUGCUCCUGAAGAAGAAGAGGAAGAGGAAAAUGUUCCAGAGAUACCAGCAAGAGUGCCAGAGGUGCCCAAGAGAACUGUCCUAGAAGAAAAAGUACCUGUUGCAGUUCCUAAAGUAAAGAAAAUUCCACCGUCUAAAGUGCCUGAGGUGGCAAAGAAAGUUGUGUCUGAAGAAAAGGUUCCCAUUUUUGUUCCUGAGGAAGAAGGAGAGGAAACUAUUCCAGAAGAAACUGUACCAGCAAAAGAGCCAGAGAUUCCUAAGAAACCUGUCCCAAAAGAAAAAAUUCCUGUACCCACUCCUGAGAAACUGGAGCGUCCUCCAGCAAAAGUGCCUGAGAUGCCUAAGAAACCCAUUCCUGAAGUAAAAGAACCUGUUCCUAAAAAGGUGCCAGCUCCAUCAGCCAAAGUACCCAAGGUGACUAAGAAGGUUACACCUGAAGAGAAGGUGCUUGUUGCUCCCCCUGAAAAAAUGGAGGUUCCAGCUGCAAAAGUCACGGAGGUGCGUAAAAGAGCUGUUGCGGAAGAGAAAGUACCAGCUGUUGUGCCCAAACCCAAAGAACCAACACCGACUAAAGUGCCCGAAGUAUCCAAGAAACUUGUCCGGAAAGAAAAAGUCACUGCUCCUGCUCCUGCACCUGCAAUGGAGAAGUAUGAAUACGCAUAUGAAGAGUAUGAGAAGUAUGAGACAUAUGAAAGCAUUGAAGAGUUUGAGCGGAUUCAGGAAGCUGAAGAAAUUGAGGCAUAUGAGGAACCUGAAGAACCUGAGGGAUAUAGGGAGAUUCAGGAACAGGAAUAUGCAGAGGAGACCGAGGAAAAAGAUAUCUAUGGAAAGUACGAGUUUAAGGAGAAAGAAGAGAUCUAUGAGAAAUAUGAGGAGGUAUAUGAGGAGGCUUACGAAAUCCAACCAGCUAUAGUGCCUGAGUUGCCCAAAAGACCUCUACCAGAAGAAAAAGUACCUGUUCCUAAAAGAGAAGCUCCACCAGCCAAAGUGCCAGCGGUGCCAAAGAAACCUGUUCCAAAAGAAAAAGUACCACCUGCUGUUCCUAAAAAGGAGACGACUCCACCAGCUAAAGGGCCAGACGUUCUCAAAAGAACUGUGCCUGAAGAAAAGAAACCUACACGUACACCUGAAAUAGAAGUUCCACCAAAGAAAGUUCCUGAGUUUCAUAAGAGAGCUGUCCUUGAAGAGAAAGUACCCAUCAUUAUCCCUAGAGAAGAGGAGCCUCCUUUCUAUGAAGAACCUGAAGUUUAUGGGGAACUUCCAACAGAAGAAAAAGUCUCUUUUAUUGUUCCUACUGAACCAGAAGCUCCAGCAGCUAAAGUAUCUGCAGUGACAAAGAAAACUGUCCCACUUAAGAAAAUACCUGCUGCUGUACCUACAGAAGAAACUCCUCCAGCUAAAGUUCCUGAAGUACCAAAGAAACCUGUCCACAAAGAGAAAAUACCUCCUGCUCCACAUAAAGAAGAACCUUCACACUUUACAGUACAUGAAGUGUAUGAGGAGAUGCACAUAGAAGAAGAAAUUUCUACUGUUCAACGAAAAGAGGAGGCUCCAGCACCUAGAGUACCCACGGUCAUUAAGAAAGCUCGUCCAGAAGAACCUACUCCUGUGCCUAAAAAACCAGAACCUACUCCUGUGCCUAAAAAACCAGAACCUACUCCUGUGCCUAAAAGACCAGCAUCUCCACCAUCUAAAGUGCCAGAGGUGCCCAAGAAAAUUCCAGAAGAGAAAGUAGCCACUGCUGUCCCUAGAAAACCAGAACCACCACCAGCCAAAGUACCUGAGGUGCCCAAGAAAGUGGUUUCAGAAGAAAAAAUACACAUUGAAGUUCCUAAAAAACCAGAACCUCCACCACCUACUAAAGAACCAGAGGUGCCGAAGAAAGUUGUUCCAGAAAAGAAAAUACCUGUGCCUAAAAUACCAGAACCUGUGGUUGUCCCAGAACCAGAGGCUGCACCUGAAGAACCAGAACCUCUACCAAAGGAAGUGCUGCAACCUGAAAAGAAGGUCCCUGAAAAGCGAAAGCCACCACCACCUGCUCCACCAACAGAAGAUAUUAAACUGGCAAAAGAUCUGCUUAAAGCUCCUGAAUCAAGGAAGAAAGCUGUGACUGCAAAACCCGGUGAGCCUCCGAAAUUGGAACCCCCACCUGCUAAAGUGCCUGGACUUGUAAAGAAACCUCGCAAAGUAAUUCCUGAGGUUACUCCUCCACCAAAAGAAGAAGUUGUUUUGAAAAGAGUUCUUAAAAAGAAACCUGAAGAGGAAGAACCUAAACCAGAAAAAGAGCCUAAACCAGAAGUUAAACCAGUACCUACCCCAGUAGAAAAAAUUAAGAAACCUGAAGUUCCAGAAGUUCCUAGGAAGAAAACUGAGAUACCUGCCAUAAAAAAAGAGGAGAAACAUGUGCCUGAACCACCAAAAGAAACUAAGCAAGCAGUUGUGCCACCUCCUGAGCCUGAACCUAAACCUGCAGUAGCUCUAAAAUCUCCAAAACCGGCUGCAGAACCAGCACCUGCUGUUACUGCUCCAGUGACAGCCCCAGUUGUUGGAAAGAAAGCAGAGGCCAAGCCACCAAAGGAAGAAGCUCCGAAGGGUAUCAGUCCAGUCAAAGCCAAGAAGACACCUUCACCAGCAGAUGCAGAAAGAAGGAAACUCAGGCCAGGCAGUGGUGGUGAAAAACCUCCUGAAGAGCCUCCAUUCACUUACCAACUUAAGGCUGUACCACUGAAGUUUGUCAAGGAGAUGAAAGAUAUAGUGCUAAAAGAAGCUGAGUCUGUUGGGUCUUCUGCAAUCUUUGAAGUCCUUAUUUCACCAUCCACUGCAAUUACCAGCUGGAUGAAAGAUGGAAGUAACAUCCGAGAGAGCCCAAAACACAAGUUUAUUGCUGAUGGCAAAGAUAGGAAGCUGCAUAUUAUUGAUGUCCAGCUGUCUGAUGCUGGUGAAUAUACUUGUGUAUUACGACUGGGGAACAAAGAGAAGACCUCUACAGCCAAACUCAUUGUUGAAGAACUCCCAGUGCGGUUUGUGAAAACACUUGAAGAAGAAACUACUGUCAUUAAAGGCCAGCCACUGUACUUGACAUGUGAGCUUAACAAAGAAAGAAAUGUGGUCUGGAGAAAGGAUGGUAGGAUCAUCAAAGCCAAACCUGGCAAAUUUGCUCUGGGUGUUAUUGGUUUGUCACAUUCUCUCACGGUCACUGAUUCAGAUGAUGCUGAUGCUGGCACUUACACUGUUACUGUGGAAGACUCUGAGCUGUCAUGCUCAUCUUGUGUUAAGGUAGUAGAGGUUAUAAGGGACUGGUUAGUAAAACCCAUAAGAGACCAGCAUGUUAAACCAAAAGGAACAGCUACUUUCAGCUGUGACAUUGUCAAGGAUACACCAAACAUUAAAUGGUUUAAAGGAGAUGAGGAAAUUCCUGCUGAACCCACUGACAAGACAGAAAUCUUGAAAGAAGGAAAUAAAAUUUUCCUGAAAAUCAAGAAUGCUGGCCCUGCUGAUGUUGGAGAAUAUUCAGUGGAAGUUGAAGGUCGCAGAUACCCAGCUAAACUGACCCUUGGUGAACGUGAAGUUGAACUUCUGAAGCCAUUAGAGGAUGUUACAGUUUAUGAGAAAGAAACAGCAAACUUUGAUACAGAAAUAUCUGAGGAUGAUAUUCCUGGUGAAUGGAAGCUGAAAGGAGAAAUUCUGAGACCUUCACCUACAUGUGAAAUCAAAGCUGAAGGAGGAAAACGCUUCCUAACCUUACACAAAGUCAAGUUAGAGCAAGCCGGUGAAGUCCUUUAUCAGGCACUUAACGCUGUUACUACAGCUAUCCUGACAGUAAAAGAAAUUGAAUUGGACUUUGCUGUGCCCCUGAAAGAUGUUACUGUUCCUGAGAAGCGCCAAGCAAGGUUUGAGUGUGUCCUUACCAGAGAAGCCAAUGUUAUAUGGUCUAAGGGCACUGAUAUACUCAAGAUUGGAGAAAAAUUUGACAUCAUUGCAGAUGGAAAGAAGCAUAUUCUUGUUAUCAAUGAUUCACAGUUUGAUGAUGAGGGAGAGUACACUGCUGAAGUUGAUGGCAAGAAGAGCACAGCAAGACUGUUUGUGGAAGGUGUGAGGCUGAAGUUCAUAUCACCUCUACAGGAUCAAACAGUGAAAGAAGGGGAAACAGCUCACUUUCAAUUUGAGCUUUCUCAUGAAGAUAUGCCAGUGAAAUGGUACAAAAAUGACAAGAGACUUCAUACAAGCAGAACAGUUCUUAUUACUUCAGAAGGCAAAAUUCAUAAAUUAGAAAUGAGAGAAGUAACACUUGAUGAUAUCUCUGAAAUAAAGGCCGUAGUCAAGGACAUGAACACACAAGCCAACCUCAAAGUCUUAGAGGCCGAUCCAUAUUUCACUGUGAAGUUACAAGACUACAGUGCUGUAGAGAAAGAUGAUAUUACUCUGGAGUGUGAACUUAGCAAAGAUGUGCCAGUAAAAUGGUAUAAAGAUGGUGAAGAACUAGUAGCUUCCAACAGAAUUUCCAUAAAAACGGAUGGCUUGCGCCGUAUCCUGAAGAUCAAGAAAGCUGCAGAGAGUGAUAAGGGUGUUUACGAGUGUGACUGCGGAACCGACAAGACAAGUGCCAAUAUCCGCGUUGAGUCUCGCAUAAUUAAAGUGGAGCGUCCACUGUAUGGAGUGGAGGUAUUUGUUGGUGAAACAGCACGCUUUGAAAUUGAAAUUUCUGAGCCUGAUGUCCAUCCUGUAUGGAAGCUAAAGGGAGAAACCCUAACACCUUCUCCUGACUGUGAAAUCAUUGAAGAUGGGAAGAAGCAUAUUCUUGUCCUUCAUAACUGCAACCUUGAUAUGACUGGAGAAGUGUCUUUCCAAGCUGCUAAUGCUAAAAGUGCUGCUAAUCUGAAAGUGAAAGAAUUACCUCUCAUCUUUAUCACUCCACUAAGUGAUGUGAAGGUCUUUGAGAAGGAUGAAGCUAAGUUUGAAUGUGAGGUAUCCAGAGAACCCAAGACUUUCCGCUGGUUGAAAGGAACAGAAGAGAUCACUCCUGAUGAAAGAUUUGAAAUUGUUUCAGACGGAACAAAGCAUGCUCUGAUUAUUAAAUCUGUUGCCUUUGAGGAUGAAGUUAAAUAUACAUUUGAAGCUGAGGAUAAAAGAACAAGUGCCAAGCUAAUUAUUGAAGGUAUCCGCCUGAAAUUCAUUACUCCUCUCAAGGAUGUAACCAAAAAGGAACGAGAAACUGCAGAGUUCACUGUGGAACUCUCUCAUGAAAAUAUCUCUGUUGCCUGGUUCAAGAAUGACCAACGACUACAUACCAGCAAAGUGGUUUCAAUGACAGAUGAUGGCAAAUUCCAUACACUUGCAAUUAAAGAUCUUACUAUUGAUGACACUUCUCAGAUUAAAGUAGAAGCUAUGGGCAAAUCCUCAGAAGCUAAACUCACUGUUCUUGAGGGAGACCCUUACUUCACUGGGAAGCUGCAGGAUUACACUGCCGUAGAGAAAGAUGAAGUAAUCUUACAAUGUGAAAUCAGCAAAGCAGAUGCCCCAGUGAAAUGGAUGAAGGAUGGCAAUCCAAUUACUGCAUCAAAGAAUGUUGUUAUUAAGGCUGAUGGUAAAAAGAGAAUCCUUAUUCUCAAGAAAGCUUUGAAGAAAGACAUUGGACAGUACACUUGUGACUGUGGUACUGAUCAAACCUCUGCUAAACUCAAUAUUGAAGACCGGGAUAUUGAGAUUGUACGACCACUAUACAGCGUGGAGGUGAUCGAGACAGAGACUGCCCGUUUUGACAUUGAAAUCUCCGAGGAAGGUGUCCAUGGGAAUUGGAAGCUAAAAGGAGAACCCCUUACUGAGUCAGCUGAAUGUGAAAUCAAGGAAGAAGGCAAAAAGCACUUCCUUACACUGUACAAUGUGCGCUUAGAUCAAGCUGGUGGAGUAGAUUUCCAAGCAGCAAAUGCCAAGUCUGGCGCUCACCUUCGAGUGAAACCUCGAGUAAUUGGCUUGCUGAGACCCCUCAAGGAUGUAACAGUGACAGCUGGGGAAUCUGCAACCUUCGAUUGUGAACUCUCUUAUGAGGGAAUCCCAGUAGAGUGGUUCCUGCAAGGAAAGAAAUUGGAGCCCAGUGAUAAGGUUGUCACCCGUGCUGAAGGGAGAGUUCACACACUUGUUCUGAGAGACGUCAAAUUAACAGAUGCAGGAGAGGUAUCACUGACAGCAAAAGAUUUCAGAACUCAAGCAAAUCUUUUUGUGAAAGAACCCCCUGUUGAAUUUACUAAACCACUUGAGGACCAGACUGUUGAAGAGGAGGCCACUGCAAUACUGGAAUGUGAAGUUUCCAGGGAAAAUGCAAAAGUUAAAUGGUUCAAAAACGGAGAAGAAAUUCACAAAUCAAAGAAAUAUGAUAUAAUUUCUGAUGGCAGGGUCAGAAAACUCAUCAUCCAUGGCUGCACACUGGACGAUGCAAAAACAUAUAGCUGUGAUGCUAAGGAUUUUAAGACAUCAUGUUUUCUCAAUGUAGAACCUAUUCGUGUUGAGUUCCUGAAACCUCUAACUGACCUUGAGGUUAAAGAAAAACAACCUGCUCGGUUUGAAUGCGAAAUUUCUCGUCCAGGUGUCAAGGUGAAGUGGUUUAAGGAUGGCAUGGAAAUCAGAAAAGGCAAAAAGUAUGAUAUAAUUUCCAAAGGUGCGGAACACAUUCUUGUUGUCAAUAAAUGUGUCUUUGAUGAUGAAGCUGAAUAUUCCUGUGAAGCAAAAACAGCUCGAACUUCAGGCCUACUUACAGUAAUAGAGGAGGAGGCUGUUUUCACAAAAAAUCUUCCUGAUCUUGAAGUAAAUGAAAAUGACACUGUAAAAUUGAUCUGUGAAGUUUCAAGGCCUAAUGCUGAAGUUACUUGGCUUAAAGGAGAUGAAGAGGUACCUGAUGGUGGUAGAUUUGAACACAUUUCUGAUGGUAGAAAGAGAAUUCUUCUUAUACAUAAUGCUCAUCCAGAAGAUGCUGGCAAAUAUACUUGCAAGCUCCCAAGCUCAAGUACAACAGGAAAACUUACUGUACACGAACUUGCAGCAGAAUUUCUUACCAGACCACAAAAUCUUGAGGUGCUUGAAGGAGAAAAAGCUGAAUUUGUCUGUACAGUAUCCAAAGAGGCCAUUGAAGUACAGUGGCUGAGGGGUGACACAGUCCUGGAGCCUGGUGAUAAGUACGACAUCAUUUCAGAUGGCAAGAAGAGGACACUUGUGGUUAAAGACACUAUUCUAGGAGAUACAGGAAUGUACAGCGUCAUGGUUGGUGAAGCUAAAGCUGCAGCACACUUAGGAGUGAUUGAAAAACUCAGAAUUAUAACUCCCCUUAAGGACCAAGAAGUUAAAGAGUGUCAAGAAGUUAUCUACCACUGUGAAGUUAAUAAAGAAGGUGCCAAAGAGAAGUGGUACAAAAAUGAUGAGGCAAUAUUUGAUAGUGCAAAGUACAUUAUUGUUCAGAAGGGUUUAGUUUACACUCUCAGAAUCAGAGACGCAGAGCUGAAAGAUCAAGCUACCUACAGCAUUGCACUGUCAAACCAGAGAGGUGAACAGGUCAAAAGCUCUGCUGCCUUAACAGUAUUAGAGGAGGAUCUCAGAAUUGUUGAGCCCCUUGAAGACAUUGAGACCAUGGAAAAGAAAACUGUCACAUUCUGGUGCAAAGUCAAUCGCCUUAAUGCAACUCUCAAAUGGACAAAGAAUGGCGAAGAGAUCGCAUUCGACAGGCGCAUUUUGUACAAAAUUGAUAAAUUCAAACACUCGUUGAUCAUUAAAGACUGUGGGUUUAUAGAUGAAGGUGAAUACACUGUUACUGCUGGACAAGACAAAUCUGUUGCAGAGCUUCUCAUCACAGAAGCACCAGCAGACUUCACUGAACAUCUUCAGGACCAGACUGUCACUGAAUUUGAUGAUGCUGUCUUUACAUGCCAGCUUUCCAAAGAGAAAGUCAGUGUAAAAUGGUACAGAAAUGGAAGAGAAAUCAAAGAAGGCAAAAAAUACCAGUUUGAAAAGGAUGGAAAUCUGCACCGAUUAAUCAUAAAAGACUGUAGACUAGAUGAUGAGUGUGAAUAUUCCUGUGGAGUGGAUGACAGGAGAUCUAGGGCAAGACUUUUUGUUGAAGAAAUCCCUGUUGAGAUUAUCCGACCACCACAAGAUAUUUAUGAAGUUCCUGGUGCAGAUGUCAUCUUCAUGGCUGAAUUGAACAAAGAUGGUGUGGAGGUCAAGUGGCUGAGAAACAACAUGAUUAUCAUCCAAGGUGACAAACAUCAGAUGAUGAGUGAAGGGAAGGUCCACAGGCUGCAGGUUUGCGAGAUAAAGCCCCGCGACCAAGGGGAAUACAGAUUUAUCGCCAAAGAUAAGGAAGCUAGAGCUAAGCUUGAAUUAGCUGCUGCACCUAAAAUCAAGACUGGUGAUCAAAAUCUUGUGGUUGAUGUUGGGAAGCCUUUAACUAUGACUGUCCCAUACGAUGCCUACCCAAGAGCAGAAGCUGAAUGGUCAAAAGCAGGGGAAAGUCUGCCCACAACAACUGUUGAUACAACAACCGACUGCACUACCUUCAAAAUUUUUGAAGCAAAGAAAUCAGAUAAGGGAAGGUACAAGGUUGUGCUUCGAAACAAACAUGGGCAGGCAGAAGCAUUCAUCAAUGUAGAGGUCAUUGAUGUUCCAGGUCCAGUUAGAAACUUGGAAGUCACUGAAACUUAUGAUGGUGAAGUUGGUCUCGCCUGGCAAGAACCAGAAAGUGAUGGUGGAAGUAAAAUCAUAGGCUACGUUGUUGAAAGACGUGAUAUUAAGCGUAAAACCUGGAUUACGGUCACAGAUCGUGCUGAAAAUUGUGAAUACACUGUUACUGGACUUCAAAAAGGAGGAGUUGAGUACCUCUUCCGUGUUAGUGCACGCAACAGAGUGGGUACUGGUGAGCCAGUGGAAACAGACACACCUGUGGAAGCUAAGAGCAAAUUUGAUGUUCCUGGUCCUCCUCAAAAUGUAGAAGUUAGUGAUGUGAACAGGUUUGGAGCCACACUUAGCUGGGAACCACCUGAGUAUGAUGGAGGAUCUCCAAUAACUGGCUACGUUAUUGAACUGCGUAACAAAGGUUCCAUCAGAUGGGAGCCAACUAUGACCACAGGAGCUGAUGAACUGUCAGCUCUCCUGACUGAUGUUGUGGAAAAUGAAGAAUAUUUCUUCAGAGUAAGAGCUCAAAACAUGGUUGGAGUUGGCAAACCAAGUCCUGCUACACGUGCAGUAAAAAUUAUGGACCCAAUUGAGAGACCAAGUCCUCCCAUUAACCUUGAGCAUUCAGAUCAAACUAAGUCAUCAGUUCAGCUCACAUGGGAACCUCCUCUUGAAGACGGAGGAAGUCCAAUCUUGGGCUAUAUUGUUGAAAGGCAAGAAGAAGGAACGGACAAGUGGAUUCGUUGUAACCCAAAACUAGUACCUGCUCUUACUUUUAAGGUAACUGGAUUGAAACAAGGAUCCAGUUAUUACUACAGAGUCUCAGCAGAAAAUGCAGCUGGUGUGUCUGACCCAGCAGAGGCUAUUGGGCCAUUGACUGCAGAUGAUACUUUUGUUGAACCUACAAUGGACCUAAGUGCAUUUAAAGAUGGGCUGGAAGUUAUUGUUCCAGAGCCAAUCAAGAUCCGUGUUCCCAUCACUGGCUAUCCUGUUCCAACUGCCACCUGGUCUUUUGGUGAUCAAGUCUUAGAAGAGGGUGAUCGUGUAAAAAUGAAGACCACUGCCUCCUUUGCAGAACUUGUAAUUACUCCGAGUGAACGUCCAGACAAGGGAAUUUAUUACUUAGCAUUAGAAAACCCUGUGUCAUCUGUUUCAGGAGAAAUUAAUGUUAAUGUCAUUGCUCCUCCAAGUGCACCAAAAGAACUUCAAGUUUUAGAAGUACUCAAGACUACAGUACAGUUGUCAUGGGAACCUCCAGAAGAUGAUGGUGGAAGUCCAGUUACUGGCUAUGUAAUUGAAAAACGUGAAGUAAGCCGGAAAACAUGGAGCAAAGUUAUGGAUCAUAUUGUUGACCAUGAGUUCACUGUACCUGACCUCGUCCAAGGAAAAGAAUAUUUAUUUAGAGUUUCUGCAUGCAAUAAAUGUGGCCCUGGAGAACCUGCAUAUAUUGAUGAACCUGUAAAUAUGUCAACACCAGCAACGGUGCCUGACCCACCGGAAAACGUUAAAUGGAGAAAUCCAACAUCAAAAGGAAUCUUCCUAACCUGGGAGCCUCCAAAAUAUGAUGGUGGUGCCCGCAUUAAGGGUUAUCUGGUAGAAAAAUCCCAACGUGGCACAGAUAAGUGGGAGAUAUGUGGGGACCCUGUUAUUGAAACGAAAAUGGAAGUAACAAAGCUCCUGGAAGGAGAGUGGUAUGCAUAUCGGGUUAAGGCUCUGAACAGAAUGGGAGCUAGCAGGCCAAGCAAGCCAACUGAUGAUAUUCAGGCCAUUGAUGCAAAAGAGGCUCCAGAAAUUUUCUUAGAUGUGAAGCUUCUUGCUGGACUUACUGUGAAAGCUGGAACUAAAAUUGAGCUACCAGCUAAAGUAACUGGAAAGCCUGAGCCCCGGAUUACUUGGACCAAGGCUGACAAAAUUUUGAGACCUGACAACAGAAUCACCAUUGAAAGCCAGCCUAAUCAAUCUACAGUGACCAUUACAGACAGCAAAAGGAGUGACAGUGGAACCUAUAUUAUAGAAGCUGUAAAUUCCAGUGGACGUGCUACUGCUGUUGUUGAAGUUAAUGUCCUCGAUAAACCUGGUCCACCAGCUGCAUUUGAUGUAACAGAAAUCACAAACGAAUCCUGCCUUCUAACAUGGAAUCCUCCACGAGAUGAUGGGGGUUCUAAAAUUACCAACUAUGUCCUUGAGAAAAGAGCUACAGACAGUGAAAUAUGGGACAAGCUGUCAUCAACUAUUAAGGAUACAAAAUUCAGAGCUACCAACUUAACUCCUCAUAAAGAAUAUGUGUUCCGAGUCAGUGCUGAGAACAUGUAUGGUAUCGGGGAGCCAGCACAGUGUAACCCCAUCAUUGCCAAAUAUUCAUUUGAUCCACCAGGCCCUCCAACAGGUCUCAAGCCUACAGAGGUCACUAAAGAUUCAGUCACUUUAACAUGGAAUGAACCAGAUGAAGAUGGUGGCAGCCCCAUAACUGGCUACUGGGUUGAAAGAUACGAUCCUGAGCAGGAUAAAUGGAUAAAAUGCAAUAAAAUGCCAGUGAAAGAUACAACAUUCAAAGUUAAAGGUCUUACAAAUAAGAAGAAAUAUAAGUUCCGUGUCUUGGCAGAGAAUCUUGCAGGACCUGGAAAACCAAGCAAGGAAACAGAGCCAAUCUUAGUGAAAGAUCCAAUUGAUCCACCAUGGCCUCCUGGAAAGCCCACUGUGAAAGAUGUUGGCAAGACGUCAUUGACCCUAAACUGGACAAAGCCAGAACAUGAUGGAGGGGCAAAGAUUGAAUCUUACGUCGUUGAGCUGUUAAAGACUGGAACAGAUGAGUGGGUGAGAGUGGCUGAAGGAGUUCCCACAACUGAACACUUCCUCAAAGAUCUUAUGGAGAAACAAGAAUAUUCAUUCCGUGUAAGAGCUGUGAACAAGGCUGGCGAGAGUGAGCCCAGUGAACCCAGUGAUCCCGUGCUGUGCAAGGAGAGGCUCUAUCCUCCUUCACCACCUCGCUGGCUUGAAGUUAUUAAUAUUACUAAAAACACAGCAGAUCUUAAAUGGACAGUACCAGAAAAAGAUGGGGGUUCCCCAAUUACCAACUACAUUGUUGAAAAAAGAGAUGUAAGGCGAAAAGGCUGGCAGACAGUUGAUACAACAGUCAAAGAUACCAAGUACACAGUGAGCCCGCUGACUGAAGGCUCAUUGUAUGUGUUCCGUGUGGCUGCUGAAAAUGCCGUUGGACAGAGUGACUACUGUGAAAUUGAAGACUCAGUGCUUGCUAAAGAUACUUUCACAACCCCGGGGCCUCCAUAUGCCCUUACAAUAGUUGAAGUGAAAAAAGGUCAUGUUGACUUGAAGUGGGAACCACCUAAGAAUGAUGGUGGCAGACCAAUUCAAAGAUAUGUUAUUGAAAAGAAAGAAAAACUGGCCACUCGCUGGGUAAAAGCUGGCAAGACAGCUGGUCCAGAUUGCAAUUUCAGAGUGACAGAUGUCAUUGAAGGCACAGAUGUACAGUUCCAGGUUCGUGCAGAAAAUGAAGCUGGUUGUGGUCAUCCCAGUGAACCAACUGACCUCAUUCAUAUUGAAGAUCCAACAAGCCCUCCUUCACCUCCUCAAGAUUUACAUGUCACAGAUGCAGGCCGAAAUCACAUUUGCAUUGCAUGGAAACCUCCUGAGAAGAAUGGUGGAAGUCCUAUUAUUGGGUAUAAUGUUGAGAUGUGUGAAGCAGGAACAGAAAAAUGGAUGCGAAUCAAUUCUCGUCCAAUAAAAGAUCUAAAAUGUAAAGUGGAGGAAGGUGUGGUUCCAGACAAGGAAUAUGUGCUAAGAGUCAGAGCUGUCAAUGCUGUUGGAGCUAGUGAGCCAUCAGACAUCUCAGAAAAAGUUGUUGCCAAAGACCCAGACUGCAAUCCAACCAUUGAUCUACAAACUCGUGACAUUGUUGUUGUUAAAGGACAGAAAUUAAGUAUCCCUAUACCCUUCAGAGCUGUUCCAUCCCCAACUAUAACAUGGCACAAAGAUGGCAAAGAGUUGAAAGCUGGUGACAGAACAUCAAUGAAGAGUGACUACACCUCUGCAUUGCUCGAAGUCGUAGACAGUGUUCAUGCUGAUGCUGGUGUUUAUACUAUCACACUGGAGAAUAAGCUGGCAUCAACGACUGGCUCAGUCAAUGUCAAAGUCAUAGGUCCACCUGGACAGUGUAAAGACAUCAAGGCAAGCGAAGUAACUAAGAAUUCUUGCAAAGUAUCCUGGGAACCUCCAGACUUCGAUGGUGGUACUCCUAUUUUGCAUUAUGUUCUAGAACGCAGAGAAGCAGGUCGUAGAACAUAUAUCCCAGUCAUGUCUGGUGAAAAUAAACUUUCAUGGCAAGUCAAAGACCUUAUCCCAAACUGUGAAUAUUACUUCCGUGUUAAAGCUGUCAAUAAGAUUGGAGGAGGUGAUUAUAUUGAACUAAGAAACCCAAUCAUUGCAGAAGACCCAAAACAGCCUCCAGAUCCACCUGUUGACCUUGAGGUCCAUAAUCCAACAUCAAAAUCAGUAACACUUACAUGGAAACCACCCCUGUUUGAUGGUGGAAGCAAAAUUAUGGGCUAUAUAAUAGAAAAGCUCGCAAAGGGCAAAGAGAGGUGGGAGAGAUGCAAUGACUAUCUGGUACCCUUACUAACUUAUCCAGUGAAAGGCCUCGAGGAAGGAAAGGAAUAUCAGUUUCGUGUUCGUGCUGAGAAUGCUGCUGGCAUCAGUGAGCCUUCUCGGAUUACUCCUUUCGUUAAAGCUGUGGAUCCUAUUGAGGCUCCAAAAGUCUUCCUUGCUGCAAACCUACAGUCUGGCCUUGAAGUGAAAAGAGGUGAUGAGAUCAUACUUGAGGCACAUAUUUCAGGGUCACCUUACCCAUCUAUCACUUGGCUGAGGAAUGAUGAAAUUGUCAGACCAGAGGAUAUCAAAAAGAGAGUAACAACACCAAAGAAGAAGGGUGAAGCUGUAGAAGAGAAACCUUUCCAGCUGUCACUGCCAGAACGUUUGAGCGUUGACAACCAUAAAGAAGGGGAGUCUGUACUAUCAAUUCGUGACUCCAUCAGAGCUGACCAUGGCACAUUUACAAUUAAAGUAGAAAAUGAUCAUGGUGUUGCAAAAGCCUCAUGUGAAGUCAAUGUGUUAGAUAUACCUGGGCCUCCAGUCAACUUUGUAUUUGAAGAUAUAAGGAAAAAUUCUGUCAUCUGCAAGUGGGAGCCUCCUCUUGAUGAUGGUGGAAGUGAAAUCCUAAACUAUGUACUGGAAAAGAAAGACAAUACAAAAGCUGAAAUGGGCUGGGUCACUGUCAGUUCAACACUCAGGCAUUGCAAAUUCCAUGUUACAAAACUGAUUGAAGGAAAAGAAUAUCUCUUCCGUGUAUUUGCUGAAAAUAGAGUUGGAGCAGGGCCACCAUGUGUUUCAAAACCAAUGACAGCUAAAGAUCCUUUCUCUCCACCAGAUGCACCUAAUAAGCCUGAUGUGGAAGAUGUUACCAGCAACAGUAUGCUGGUUAAGUGGAAUGAACCAAAAGAUAAUGGCAGCCCUAUCAUAGGAUAUUGGAUUGAAAAACGUGAAAUUAAUAGUACUCAUUGGGCUCGGGUCAACAGAAACCUUGUGAAUGCUCUGGAAGUAAAAGUUGAAGGACUACUGGAAGGUUUAACUUAUAUCUUUAGAGUAUGUGCUGAAAAUGCAGCUGGCCCUGGUAAAUUUAGUCCACCAUCAGAUCCAAAAACUGCACAGGACCCAAUAAUGCCACCUGGUCCACCAAUUCCAAGGGUUGCUGAUACAAGUGCAACUUCUAUUGAGCUAGAAUGGGAACCUCCUGUGUAUAAUGGUGGUGGAGAUAUCACUGGUUACCAUGUGUACAAACAACUGAUGGGAGUAAAGGAGUGGUCACGUUGUACAGAGAAACCCAUUAAGGUUCGACAGUACACUGUUACAGAAGUCAGAGAAGGUGCAGACUAUAAACUCCGUGUUACUGCUCUCAAUGCAGCUGGUGAAGGACCACCUGGUGAAACUGAACCCACAACAGUUGCAGAACCUAAAGAGCCUCCCACUGUUGAGUUAGAUGUUUCUGUCAAAGCAGGCAUUCAGAUCAUGGCUGGGCAAACUAUUAAAAUUCCUGCUAUUGUGACAGGACGUCCUACUCCCACCAUUGCUUGGACUGUGGAGGACGGUGAACUAGACAAAGAUCGAGUUGUUAUUGAAAAUGUUGGCACAAAAUCUGAGUUAACCAUUAAGAAUGCAUUGAGAAAAGACCAUGGAAGAUAUGUAAUUACUGCUACCAAUAGCAGUGGUUCAAAAUCUGCAGGAACCAGAGUCGAAGUAUUUGACGUUCCUGGACCAGUCCUUGACCUAAAGCCAGUGGUCACAAACAGAAAGAUGUGUUUGCUUAACUGGUCUGAUCCUGAAGAUGAUGGCGGCAGUGAUAUCAUAGGCUUCAUUGUUGAACGGAAGGAUGCCAAAAUGCAUACAUGGAGACUAGCUGUAGACACAGAAAGAUCUAAAUGUGAUAUUACAGGUCUACUUGAAGGGCAGGAAUAUAAAUUCCGUGUUAGUGCCAAGAACAAAUUUGGUACCGGUCCACCUGUUGAAAUAGGGCCCAUUCUUGCAGUUGACCCAUUAGGUCCUCCAACGGCACCUGAGAGGUUCAUGUACACAGAGCGAACAAAAUCAACCAUUACACUUGAUUGGAAGCCUCCACGUAGUGAUGGUGGCAGUCCCAUCUUAGGGUAUAUUGUUGAGAAGAGGAGACAUGAUUCAAAAGAUUAUGAAAGAGUUAAUGCAAGGCUCUGUCCAAAAACAUCUCUUCUCGUUGAAAAACUUGAUGAACUUCAUAUGUAUGAAUUCCGUGUCAAAGCUGUUAAUGAAAUUGGAGAAAGUGAACCAUCAUUGCCCCUCAACGUAGUCAUACAAGAUGAUGAAGUACCUCCAACUGUUACAUUGCGCUUGGCUGUGAGAGGAGAUACUAUCAAAGUCAAGGCAGGAGAACCAGUUAAUAUUCCUGCUGAUGUGACAGGUCUGCCAAUGCCAAAGAUCGAAUGGGACAAGAAUGAAGUUUUAAUUGACCAAACAUCUGAUGCACUUAAGAUAACCAAGGAAGAAGUAUCUAGAAGUGCAGCAAAAACUGAACUUAUUCUGCCUGCAACAGUGAGGAAUGAUAAAGGCACUUACACUGUGAGAGCUUCCAAUCGUCUUGGCACUGCAUUUCGCAAUGUGCACGUCGAAGUGUAUGAUCGUCCUUCUCCACCAAGAAAUCUUACUGUUUCUGAUAUUAAAGCAGAAUCAUGCUAUUUAACAUGGGAUGCACCUCUUGAUAAUGGUGGUAGUGAAAUUACCCAUUACAUUAUUGAGAAACGUGAUGCUAGUAAGAAGAAAUCUGAGUGGGAAGAAGUCUCUACAGGCGCUGUUGAGAGAAGAUUUGGGGUAUGGAAUCUUGCAACAGGUGAAAAAUAUCAAUUUAGAGUCCGAGCUGUAAACAAAUAUGGAAUAAGUGAUGAAUGCCUCUCAGAAAAAGUUGUUAUUAAGGAUCCCUACGGCCUUCCUGGACCUCCUGGAAAGCCAAAAGUCUUAGAUCGCACCAGAUCAUCUAUGCUGGUGACUUGGGAGCCUCCUUUGGACAAUGGUGGCAGCCCAAUAACUGGCUAUUGGUUGGAGAAGAGAGAAGUGGGAGGCGUCUACUGGGCACGUGUCAACAGGGCUCCGGUAACAAAACCAUCAGUAAAAGGUCUACAGCACAAUGUGCUUCGUUUGAUUGAGGGUGUUGAGUACCAGUUCAGAGUUAUGGCUGAAAAUCUUGCUGGAAUUGGCCCUCCCAGUGAACCAUCAGAUCCAGCCUUAGCAGCAGAUCCCAUAUUUGUUCCUGGUCCACCAUCUUGCCCAGAGGUCAAAGACAAAACAAAAUCAUCUGUAGCUCUUGCAUGGAAGCCUCCUCAAAAGGAUGGUGGGAGUCCUAUAAAAGGAUAUAUUGUUGAAAUGCAAGAUGAAGGUAGUACUGACUGGAAGAAGGUGAACGAAGGAGACAAACUCUUUCCUACUUGUGAAUGCGUUAUCCCCAACUUGAAAGAGCUCAGAAAAUACCGAUUUAGGGUGAAAGCUGUAAAUGCUGCUGGAGAAUCAGAACCAAGUCCUGCAACAUCAGAAAUACCUAUCCAAGAUAUUCUAGGGGAACCAGAAAUUUUCCUUGAUAUUGGAGCACAGGAUUUGCUUUCUUGUCGUGCUGGCACAACAAUUAAAAUCCCAGCUGUUAUCAAGGGUCGUCCAGUUCCAAAAACAUUUUGGGAGUAUGAAGGAAAAGCAAAAACAGCAGCAAAGGAGGGAGGUCAUAACGUACCUGAAGAAGCUCAGGUGGAAGCAACUGAUACACGUUCAGAGAUUAUCAUCCCUGAGUGCAACAGAAGUCAUUCUGGACGAUACAGUAUUACAGCAAAGAAUAAAGCAGGACAAAAAACAGUGCAUGUCAGAGUCAAUGUGCUUGAUGUCCCCGGUCCACCAAAAGACCUAAAAGUAAGUGAUAUCACAAGAGGUAGCUGUAAACUUUCAUGGAAGAUGCCAGAUGACGACGGUGGAGACAGAAUCAGAGGCUAUGUUAUAGAAAAAAGAACUAUUGAUGGGAAGGCCUGGACUAAAGUCAAUGCAAACUGUGGCAGUACCUCCUUUGUUGUACCUGAUCUCAUAUCUGGCCAAGAGUAUUUCUUCCGGGUACGUGCAGAAAACCGUUUUGGUGUUGGCCCUCCUGCAGAAACCAUCCAACGGACCACAGCCAGGGAUCCAAUUCAUCCUCCUGAUCCGCCUAUUAAACUAAGGAUUGGCCUUGUAACCAAGAACACAGUGAGCUUGACGUGGAAACCACCAAAGAAUGAUGGUGGAGCUCCAGUUACACAUUAUAAUGUUGAAUGUCUCCGCUGGGAUCGUACUGGAGAAGUGAAAGAGUCUUGGAAGCAAUGCAACAGACGUGAUGUGGAAGAAACAAAGUUUACUGUUGAGGAUCUUGUAGAAGGUGGAGAAUACGAAUUCAGAGUCAAAGCUGUAAAUAUAGCAGGUCCUAGCAGACCAUCAGCCACUGUUGGCCCACUUGUUGUCAAAGACCAGACCUGUCCACCAUCUAUUGAGCUCAAAGAAUUUAUGGAGGUUGAAGAAGGAACAGAUGUUAAAAUUGUGGCCAAGAUAAAGGGUGUACCCUUCCCCACAUUAACAUGGCUAAAAGCCUCUCCAAAGAAACCAGAUGACAAAUCCCCAGUGCUCUACGAUCAACAUGUCAACAAGAUUGUUGAUGAAGAUACUUGCACUUUAUUAAUUCAACAGUCUCGGAGAAAUGAUACAGGCUUAUAUACUAUAACAGCUGUAAAUAAUCUGGGAACUGCUUCCAAGGAGAUGAGGCUCAAUGUUCUGGGUCGUCCUGGACCUCCAGUGGGACCUAUUAAAUUUGAAUCCAUUUUGGCUGACAAAAUGACAAUAUCAUGGCUUCCUCCAUUAGAUGAUGGUGGUUCUAAGAUUACAAACUAUGUUAUAGAGAAAAAAGAAGCAAAUAGGAGGACAUGGGUACCUGUUACUAAUGAGCCUAAGGAAUGCAUAUUCACUAUUCCCAAGUUGAUGGAAGGCCAUGAGUAUGUGUUCCGCAUUAUGGCACAAAACAAAUAUGGUAUCGGAGAACCUUUGGAUAGUGAGCCAGAAACAGCACGAAAUAUUUUCACUGUACCUGGACCUUGUGACAAGCCAACAGUUAGCAGUAUAACACGUGACUCAAUGACUGUAAACUGGGAAGAACCAGAACAUGAUGGUGGCUCUCCUAUUACCGGUUACUGGUUGGAGCGCAAAGAGACCACUGGAAAGAGAUGGACCAGGGUUAACCGAGAUCCUAUCAAGCCUAUGACACUGGGGGUUUCAUACAAAGUCACAGGUCUUAUUGAAGGCUCUGAAUAUCAGUUCCGUGUUUCAGCUAUCAAUGCAGCUGGUGUUGGCCCACCGAGCAUGCCAUCUGAUCCAGCACUUGCUAGAGAUCCUAUUGCCCCACCUGGCCCUCCUAUACCAAAAGUUACUGAUUGGACAAAGUCUUCUGUAGACUUGGAGUGGGCUCCACCAAUAAAGGAUGGUGGUUCCAGGGUCACUGGCUACAUUGUUGAGUAUAAAGAGGAAGGAAAGGAAGAAUGGGAACGGGUAAAAGAUAAAGAAAUUAGAGGAACCAAGUUCGUUGUGGCAGGAUUGAAAGAAGGAUGUUUUUACAAAUUUAGAGUUAGAGCAGUGAAUGCUGCUGGCAUCGGAGAACCUGGAGAAGUCACCGAUGUUAUUGAAAUGAAAGACAGAAUUGUGGCUCCUGAUAUUAAUUUGGAUGCAAGUGUCAGGGACAGAAUUGUUGUUCAUGCUGGAGGAGUAAUUCGGAUCAUAGCAUAUGUCUCAGGAAAACCACCUCCAACAGUGACUUGGAGCAGGGAUGACCACGCUUUGCCAGAAGAAGCCAAAGUUGAAGAAACAGCUAUUAGUUCUUCUUUAGUCAUCAAGAAUUGCAAAAGGAGUCACCAGGGUUUAUACACUCUUCUUGCUAAAAAUGACGGUGGUGAGAGGAAGAAGACAAUUAUUGUUGAUGUGCUAGAUGUGCCAGGCCCAGUUGGAAUGCCACUCCUUACUGAGAACCUCACCAAUGACUCUUGUAAAUUGUCAUGGUUUACUCCAGAAGAUGAUGGUGGUUCUCCUAUUACCAACUAUAUAAUUGAAAAACGUGAAGCUGACCGUAGAGCUUGGACUCCAGUGAGCUACACAGUUACAAGACAGAAUGCUACUAUUCAGGGACUCAUUGAAGGGAAAGCCUAUUUUUUCCGAAUUGCAGCUGAGAAUCUAAUUGGCAUGGGUCCAUUCACAGAGACAACAAAAGAGAUUGUCAUUAGAGAUCCAAUAACUGUUCCUGACCGUCCAGAAGACCUGGAAGUAAAAGCAGUUACCAAGAACUCUGUUACACUAACUUGGAACCCUCCAAAAUACAAUGGAGGCUCAGAUAUCACCAUGUAUGUUCUAGAGAGCCGUCUCAUUGGUAAAGACAAAUUCCACAAAGUUACAAAGGAGAAAAUGCUUGAUAGGAAAUACACUGUAGAAGGCUUGAAAGAGGGUGACACCUAUGAGUAUCGUGUGAGUGCUUGCAAUAUUGUGGGGCAAGGCAAGCCAUCAUUUUGCACUAAACCAAUCACGUGCAAGGAUGAAAUUGCUCCUCCCACACUUGACCUUGACUUUAGAGACAAGCUUAUUGUUCGAGUUGGUGAAGCUUUCAGCCUGACUGGACGUUACUCAGGCAAGCCUGCACCAAAGGUUACUUGGCUAAAGGAUGAUAUUGUUGUGAAAGAAGAUGACCGUAUAAAGAUCAAGACAACUCCUACAACUCUUUGCCUAGGGAUACUAAAAUCUGUCCGUGAAGACACAGGCAAAUAUUGUGUGACUGUAGAGAACAGCACAGGAGCAAGAAAAGGAUUUUGUCAAGUGAAUGUUGUUGAUCGCCCAUCACCUCCAGUAGGCCCAGUUAUAUUUGAUGAAGUCUAUAAAGAUCAUAUGGUAGUUUCCUGGAAACCUCCAUUAGAUGACGGAGGCAGUGAAAUCACAAAUUACAUUAUUGAGAAGAAGGAUACACACAAAGACCUGUGGAUGCCAGUUACAUCUGCCACAGUGAAGACAACAUGCAAAGUUCCUAAGCUGCUUGAAGGAAGAGAAUAUCAAAUUCGAAUUUAUGCUGAAAAUCUUUAUGGCAUAAGUGAUCCUCUCAUCUCUGAUGAGAUGAAAGCCAAGGACCGUUUCCGUGUUCCUGAUGCACCUGAGCAACCAAUCAUUAAGGAUGUUACCAAAGACUCUGCAGUAGUGGUUUGGAACAAACCGUAUGAUGGAGGCAAGCCAAUAACAAACUAUAUUGUAGAAAAGAAGGAAACAAUGGCUACAAGAUGGGUCAAAGCUACCAAAGACCCGAUUUUCCCCAGUACAAAGUUCAAAGUACCUGAUCUCCUUGAAGGCUGUGAAUAUGAAUUCCGUGUUUCAGCAGAAAAUGAAAUUGGUGUCGGUGAUCCUAGUCCACCAUCAAAGCCAAUUUUCGCUAGAGAUCCAAUCACAAAACCAAGUCCACCUGUUAAUCCAGAAGCAGUAGAUAAAACUAAAAAUUCAGUUGAUUUAUCUUGGCAACCACCACGCCACGAUGGAAAUGGAAAGAUAAUUGGCUACCUAAUAGAGUAUCAGAAAGUUGGAGAUGAAGAAUGGAAACAGGCUAAUCUUACAGCAGAUUCUUGUCCUGACACAAAAUACAAAGUCACUGGUCUUACUGAGGGUUUGACCUAUAAGUUCAGGGUGAAGGCAGUCAAUGCAGCAGGUGAAUCUGAUCCAGCCCACGUUCAUGAUCCAGUAGAAGUAAAAGACAGGCUUGAACCUCCUGAGUUGAUACUUGAUGCUAAUAUGGCCCGAGAACAGCAUGUAAAAGCUGGAGAUACCCUGCGACUUAGUGCUGUUAUUAAAGGUGUUCCAUUCCCAAAAGUUACCUGGAAGAAAGGAGAUCAUGAAGUCUCACCCAAAGCUGAUAUUGAGGUUACAGGAGUUGGUAGUAAGCUUGAAAUUCGUAACACGGUCCAUGAAGAUGGUGGAAUUUACUCCCUGACAGUUGAAAAUCCAGCUGGUUCAAAGACUGUUUCAGUAAAAGUCGUGGUCUUAGAUAAGCCUGGUCCACCCAGAAAUCUGAAAGUCAGUGAUAUUAGAAGCGACUCUUGCUAUCUCACUUGGAUGGAACCAGAAGAUGAUGGUGGCUCUGUCAUUACCAACUAUGUGGUGGAAAGGAAAGAUGUAGCUUCUGCACAGUGGGUAGCCAUCUCAUCAUCCUCCAAGAAACGCAGUCAUAUGGCUAAAUAUCUGAUGGAAGGCACUCAGUAUCAAUUCCGAGUUGCAGCUGAGAAUCAGUUUGGUAGAGGUCCAUAUGUGGAAACACUUAAGCCUAUUAAAGCUAUAGAUCCACUGCAUCCUCCAGGGCCACCAAAGAAUCUGCAUCAUGUAGAUGUUGACAAGACUGAAGUUUCCCUUGUUUGGGAUCGACCAGAUCGUGAUGGUGGUGCUGAGAUAACUGGAUAUUUGGUGGAAUAUCAAGAAGAUGGUGCAGAUGAAUGGACAAAGUUCCAGACGGUCCCUAUGCUAGACUGUGUUGUUACAGGCCUACAAAAAGGAAAAAUAUACAAAUUCCGUGUGAGAGCUCAGAAUAUUGUUGGUCUCAGCCUUCCUGAUACAACUAUACCAAUAGAGUGUCAAGAAAAACUAGUACCUCCAUCUGUGGAACUAGAUGUGAAGUUAAUUGAAGGUCUUGUUGUUAAAGCUGGAACCACAGUGCGACUUCCAGCAAUUAUGAGAGGUGUGCCAGUUCCCACUGCAAAGUGGGUUACUGAUGACACUGAAAUUAAACCAGAUGGCAAAUACAAGAUUGAGACUGACAAUUAUUCAACCGUGCUUACUAUUAAAGACUGUGUAAGAAAAGAUACAGGAGAAUAUCUACUCACAGUAUCUAAUGCAGCUGGCAGCAAAACUGUGGCUCUACACCUUACAGUUUUGGACGUUCCUGGCCCACCAACUGGUCCUAUUAAUAUUCUUGAAGUAACACCAGAAUACAUGGUUAUUUCUUGGCGCCCUCCUAAAGAUGAUGGUGGGAGUCCUAUAAUUAAUUAUAUUGUUGAGAAGCGUCAAUCAAAGAAAGAAACUUGGGGAGUGGUUAGCUCUGGAACAAGUCACACAAAAAUUAAGGUUCCACGACUGCAGAAAGGCUGUGAAUAUAUUUUCCGUGUUCGUGCAGAAAAUAAGAUAGGCAUUGGUGCACCCCUUGAUUCAGAACCAACAGUUGCUAAAUAUAUGUUUGAUCCACCGUCCCCACCUGGUAAACCAACUGUUUAUGAUAUUACAGAAAAUGCUGCAACAGUGUCUUGGACCCUACCAAAAUCUGAUGGUGGAACUCCAAUAACUGGUUAUAUACUUGAACGUCGGGAAGCAUCUGGUAAAUGGGUGCGUGUCAAUAAGACACCUAUACUUGAUAUGAAAUACAGAGUCACUGGUCUUUUUGAAGGCAACACAUACGAAUUCAGAGUUUUUGCAGAAAACAUGGUGGGUUUAAGCAAACCAUCUCCAAGCUCUGAUCCAAUAAAAGCAUCACGCCCAAUCACUCCUCCUGGACCACCUAUAAAUCCAAAAUUAAAAGACAAAACUAAAGAAACAGCUGAUCUUGUGUGGACAAAGCCGCUCAAAGAUGGUGGCAGCCCAAUUCUGGGAUACAUUGUGGAAUGUCAGAAAACUGGAACUACACAGUGGAAUAGGAUUAAUAAGGAUGAACUCAUUAGACAGUGUGCUUUCAGAGUACCUGGAUUAAUAGAAGGAAAUGAGUAUAAGUUCCGAAUAAAAGCUGUCAACAUUGUGGGAGAGGGAGAACCAAGAGAACUGGCAGAAACUGUACUUGCAAAGGAUAUCCUUUCUCCUCCAGAAAUAAGCCUAGAUGUGACCUGUCGAGAUUUAAUUACUGUCCGAGUAGGUCAAACAAUACGUAUUACUGGUAAGGUAAAAGGCAGGCCAGAUCCUGAAAUAACGUGGUCUAAAGAUGGCAAAGUACUAGUCCAAGAAAAGCAUGUUGAAAUACUCCAUGAUCUACCGAAUGUUGAACUGCAAGUGAAAGAAGCCAAAAGAUCUGAUCACGGCAAAUAUAUAAUAGCAGCUAAGAACAGCUGCGGACAGGCUCAAGCUUUUGCUAUUGUUAAUGUACUUGACAGACCUGGACCAUGUCAGAACCUGAAAAUAAGCUAUGUCACAAAAGACUCUUGUAUGAUUGCUUGGGAGAGUCCAGUGGAUAAUGGUGGCUCUGAAAUUACAAAUUACAUAGUAGAGUACCGUCAACCAAAUCAAAGGGGAUGGUCAAUUGUCUCCUCUGAUGUCACUAAACGAUUAGUAAAGGCAAAUCUUGUAGAGAACCGUGAAUACUUCUUCAGAGUUUGUGCAGAAAACAAAAUAGGUCCAGGGCCUUGCAUUGAGACCAAGACUCCCAUCCUUGCCAUCAAUCCUAUUGACAAGCCUGGAGAGCCAGAAAAUCUUCACAUUGCAGAGAAAGGGAAGACAUUUGUAUAUUUGAAAUGGAGAAGGCCAGAUUAUGAUGGUGGAAGUCCCAAUUUAAGUUAUCAUGUUGAGAGAAAACUGAAAGAUUCAGAUGAAUGGGAAAGGGUUCACAAAGGCAGCAUUAAGGAAACACACUACAUGGUAGACAGAUGUAUGGAAAAUAAGACUUACCAAUUCCGAGUUCAAACCAAGAAUGAGGCUGGUGAAAGUGGCUGGGUGAAAACAGCUGAAGUUGUUGUGAAGGAAGAUCUGCAGAAACCAGUGCUAGACUUGAAGUUAAGUGGGGUUUUAACUGUGAAAGCAGGUGACACAAUUAGAAUUGAGGCUGGAGUCAGAGGAAAACCACAGCCUGAAGUUGUAUGGACAAAAGACAAAGAUGCCACAGAUCUCACCAGAUCUCCAAGAAUCAGUAUUGAAACAACUUCUGACACAUCGAAGUUUGUUCUCACAAAAUCAAGGCGUAGUGAUGGUGGGAAAUAUGUGAUUACUGCAACUAACACAGCUGGUAGCUUCGUGGCAUAUGCUACUGUUAUUGUCUUGGAUAAACCUGGUCCUGUAAGAAACUUAAAAGUCACUGACAUUUCAAGUGAUAGAUGUACUGUUACUUGGGACCCGCCAGAAGAUGAUGGUGGUUGUGAAAUACAGAACUACAUCCUGGAAAAAUGUGAAAGCAAGCGUAUGGUUUGGUCUACAUUCUCUUCUUCUGUCCUAACAAACUAUGCAAAAGUGACACGUCUCAUUGAAGGUAAUGAAUAUAUAUUCAGAGUGCGUGCAGAGAAUAAAAUGGGCACUGGUCCACCAACAGAAACACACCCAAUUAUUGCAAAAACAAAAUAUGAUAGACCUGGCCGCCCUGACCCUCCAGAUGUCACAAGAGUUAGCAAAGAAGAGAUGACUGUAGUUUGGAAUCCACCAGAAUAUGAUGGUGGCAAAUCAAUUACAGGAUACAUUUUAGAGAAGAAAGAGAAACGAUCACUGAGAUGGGUUCCUGUUACUAAGACUGCAAUCCCAGAGAGACGCAAGAAGGUUACUAAUCUCUUCCCUGGUCAUGAAUAUCAGUUCCGCGUCAGUGCUGAAAAUGAAGUCGGACUUGGAGAACCAAGCUUGCCAUCAAGACCUGUAGUAGCCAAAGACCCGAUAGAACCACCUGGUCCUCCCACAAACUUGAGAGUGGUUGAUAGCACAAAGACUUCCAUAACCCUUGGCUGGGGAAAACCAGUGUACGAUGGUGGUGCUCCAAUUAUUGGAUAUGUUGUGGAAAUGAGACCAAAAGUUGAGGGUGCUGAUCCUGAAGCAGGAUGGAAACGAUGUAAUGUUGCUGCCCAAGUUAUUCACACAGAAUUUACAGCCACCAGCCUGGAUGAGAAGCAAUUAUAUGAGUUCAGAGUUUCUGCCCAAAACCAGGUUGGCCUUGGUCGGCCAGCUGAACUGAAAGAAGCUGUGUCUCCCAAAGAAAUUCUUGAACCUCCUGAGAUUGAGUUGGAUGCAAGCAUGAGAAAGUUAGUCACAGUUAGGGCAGGAUGCCCUAUUAGACUUUUUGCCAUUGUUAGGGGCCGCCCAGCACCAAAAGUCACCUGGAGGAGAAUGGGUAUUGAUAAUGUCAUCAGAAAAGGACAAGUUGAUCUGGUUGACACUAUGGCCUUCUGUGUCAUUCCCGAUUCAACACGUGAUGACUCAGGCAAAUAUUCAUUGACACUUGUUAAUGCAGCUGGAGAAAAGGCUGUAUUUGUGAAUGUCAGAGUCCUGGAUACUCCUGGACCUGUGUCAGACUUCAAGGUUUCAGAUGUCACCAAGAUGUCAUGCCAUCUUUCAUGGGCACCUCCAGAGAAUGAUGGGGGUAGCCCCGUGACUCAUUACAUCCUGCAGAAACGUGAGGCUGACAGGAAGACCUGGGCAACAGUCACUGCAGAACUAAAGAAAACUAGUUUCCAAAUAGCAAACCUUGUGCCUGGAAAUGAAUAUUAUUUUAGAGUGACGGCAGUCAAUGAAUAUGGGUCAGGUGUUCCAAGUGACAUACCAAAACCUGUUCUAGCAACAGAUCCUCUAAGUGAACCUGAUCCACCAAGAAAACUUGAAGUUACUGAAAUUACAAAGAAUAGUGCUACUUUAGGCUGGCUGCCACCACUGCGUGAUGGAGGCUCUAAAAUUGAUGGGUACAUUGUUAGCUACAAAGAAGAUGACCAACCAGCGGAUCGCUGGACAGAGUAUUCUGUUGUCAAAGAUCUCUCAAUUGUUGUAGCUGGUCUGAAGGAGGGAAAGAAGUACAACUUUAGAGUGGCAGCUAGAAAUGCUGUAGGAGUAAGUUUACCAAUACAAGCUGAAGGAGCAUUUGAAAUUAAAGAACAACUCAUCCCACCUAAGAUUUUGAUGCCUGAUCAUGUUCACAUUAAAGCUGGAAAGAAACUGAGAAUUGAAGCUCAUGUAUAUGGGAAACCUCAGCCAGUCUGUAAAUGGUUGAAAGGAGAUCAAGAAGUAGUUACAUCCAGUCGCCUGGCUGUGCAUAAAGCAGAAAAGUCUUCUGUUCUUAUCAUUAAGGAUGUGACUAGAAAAGAUUCUGAUUUUUACACUCUUACUGCAGAGAAUAGCUCUGGUACUGAUAGUCAGAAAAUCAGAGUGACAGUCAUGGAUAAGCCAGGUCCACCACAGCCUCCAUUUGAUAUUUCUGAAAUUGAUGCUGAUGCUUGCACUCUUUCAUGGCACAUACCUCUUGAAGAUGGUGGCAGCAACAUUACAAACUAUGUAGUUGAGAAAUGUGAUGUAAGCCGCGGAGACUGGGUAACAGCUUUAUCUUCUGUCACAAAGACAACCUGCAGAAUUGGAAAACUUAUUCCUGGAGAGGAAUAUAUGUUCCGCGUUCGUGCUGAAAAUCGUUUUGGGAUUUCUGAGCCGCUUGCUUCUGGCAAGAUGAUCGCAAGGUUCCCAUUUGAUGUUCCUAGUGAACCAAAGAAUGCACGAAUUACCAAAGUCAAUAAGGACUGCAUUUUUGUUGCUUGGGAUAAGCCAGAUAGUGAUGGAGGCAGUCCAAUUACUGGUUAUCUCAUUGAACGCAAGGAAAGGAACAGUCUGCUGUGGGUGAAAGCUAAUGAUACAGCUGUGCGCUCCACAGAAUACCCUUGUGUGGGGAUCAUCGAAGGUCUUGAGUAUACUUUCAGAAUUUAUGCAUUGAACAGAGCUGGAGCAAGUAAACCUAGUAAACCAACUGAGUUUGUCACAGCAAGAGCACCAGUUGAUCCCCCUGGAAAACCUGAAGUUAUUGAUGUCACUAAGAGUACUGCAUCACUGGUAUGGACAAGACCAAAGCAUGAUGGUGGUAGCAAACUAAUUGGCUACUUUGUGGAAGCUUGCAAAUUACCUGGUGAUAAGUGGGUUCGGUGCAAUACAACUCCACAUCAAAUACCCCUAGAAGAGUACACUGCUACUGGUUUGGAAGAAAAUGCUCAGUAUCAAUUUAGAGCAAUUGCCAAGACAGCAGUUAACAUCAGCCCACCUUCAGAACCUUCUGAUCCGGUGACCAUUCAUCCAGAAAAUGUUCCUCCCAGAAUAGAGUUGGAUCUGUCUAUGCAAUCACAGCUUACAGUAAAAGCUGGAACUAAUGUGCGUCUGGAGGCAAAUGUAUAUGGCAAGCCGAUGCCAACAAUCACCUGGAAGAAAGAAGGAGAAGUUUUAAAGCCAUCUGAAGGUGUUAAGAUCACUACUAAGAGAAAUCUUGCUACAGUUGAGUUGUUCAGUGUUAACAGGAAGCAAACAGGAGACUACACUAUUACUGCUGAAAAUGCAAGUGGAUCAAAGUCAGCAACCAUUAGGCUUAAAGUACUUGAUAAGCCUGGUCCACCAGCUUCUGUCAAAAUCAAACACAUGUAUGCAGAUCGUGCAAUGCUUUCUUGGGAGCCUCCUCUGGAAGAUGGAGGUUCAGAAAUUACUAACUACAUUGUAGACAAGCGUGAAACAAGCAGACCGAACUGGGCCCAGGUCAGUGCCAAUGUACCCAUUACAAGCUGCACAGUGGAGAAACUAAUAGAAGGACAUGAGUACCAGUUCCGCAUUUGUGCUGAAAACAAAUACGGUGUUGGAGACCCUAUCUUGACUGAACCAGCAGUUGCUAAGAAUCCAUAUGAUGUACCCGGACCUUGUGAUCCACCAGUAAUUAGCAAUGUAACGAAAGACUUUAUGACUGUUAGCUGGAAGCCACCAGCUGAUGAUGGUGGAUCCCCAAUAACUGGUUAUAUCCUCGAGAAGCGUGAAACUAAGGCUCUUAACUGGACAAAGGUAAACAGAAAGCCUGUCAUUGAAAGAACUGUUAAAGCUACUGGACUCCAAGAAGGAACAGAAUAUGAGUACCGGGUGAUAGCAUUGAAUAAAGCUGGACCUGGCAAGCCUAGCGCACCAUCUAAAGCAGUGUAUGCUCGUGAUCCUCAAUAUCCUCCUGGCCCACCUGCUUUCCCGAAAGUGGUUGAUACUACUCGUAACUCAAUAAGCCUGUCAUGGAGCAAACCAGCAUAUGAUGGAGGAAGCCCUAUUAUUGGUUAUCUAGUGGAAUCAAAAAGAGCUGACACAGACAACUGGGUCAGAUGCAAUGUACCAAAGAAUUUACAGGCUACGCAAUUUGUGGUAACAGGACUGAUGGAAGAUACAGAGUACCAGUUCCGUGUUUAUGCUGUCAAUAAGAUUGGAUACAGUGACCCAAGUGAUGUUCCUGAUAAACACACUGCCAAAGACAUUUUAAUUCCACCUGAAGGAGAACUUGAUGCAGAACUAAGGAAAGUCCUUGUGUUGCGUGCUGGAGUCACAAUGAGACUUUAUGUGCCAGUAAGAGGACGUCCACCUCCAAAAAUUACAUGGUCUAAAGUGGGUGCCAACCUAAGAGAUAGACAAGGAUUAGAUAUCAAGUCAACUGAUUUUGAUACCUUCCUGCGUUGUGAAAAUGUAAAUAAAUAUGAUGCUGGAAAAUAUGUCCUCAGUCUAGAGAACAGCUGUGGCAAAAAGGAGUACACCAUUGUUGUAAAAGUACUUGAUACUCCAGGCCCUCCAGUUAACCUGAUUGUAAAGGAAGCAUCUAAGGAUUCUGCCUACAUUACAUGGGAACCUCCUCUAAUAGAUGGGGGCAGUCCAAUCAAAAAUUAUGUUGUUGAAAAACGGGAUGCAGAAAGAAAAUCAUGGUCCACAGUAACAACAGAAUGUCCAAAGACAAGCUACAGGAUAACUAACUUAGAAGAAGGCAAAUCUUACUUCUUCAGAGUUUUUGCUGAAAAUGAAUAUGGUAUUGGUGAUCCCUGUGAAACUCGUGAUGCUGUUAAAGCUUCUGAAACACCUGGGCCAGUUGUGGAUCUAAAAGCUUCAGCUGUAACAAAAUCAUCAUGCAAUUUGGUAUGGAAAAAACCUAUCAGUGAUGGUGGAAGCCGUAUUAUUGCAUAUGUUGUUGAGGUCCUGGUUGGUGAAGAUAAAUGGCAAGAAGUCAUGCGGGGAAAGAACCUCCAUUUUUCAAUGAGAGACCUAAAAGAAGGACAGGAAUACACUUUCAGAGUGAGAGCCCAGAAUGAUGCUGGAUAUGGAACUCCAUCAGAGCUCACAAUUGUAGCAAGAGAUGAUGUUGUGGCACCUGAACUUGACUUAAGAGAUCUACCUGAUUUGUGCUAUAUUGCUAAAGAAGGUAGCAAUUUCCGUCUUAAAAUCCCUAUGAAAGGCAAGCCUGUCCCAACUGUAACUUGGAAGAAGGAUGAAGACCAGGCACUUACUGAGAGUGGAAGAGUUGCAUUUGAAUCUACAGCAGUUAACACCACUCUUGUAGUACAUGACUGCCAGAAAGCUGAUGCUGGAAAAUACACAAUAACUCUGAAGAAUGUUGUUGGCAGCAAGGAAGGCACUAUUUUUGUGAAAGUUGUUGGCAAACCUGGCAUACCAACAGGUCCAGUGAAAUUUGAAGAAGUCACAGCUGAUGCCAUAACCUUAAAGUGGGGCCCUCCAAAAGAUGAUGGUGGUUCAGAAAUCACUAACUAUGUUCUAGAGAAGAGAGAUAAUGUAAACAACAAGUGGGUGACUUGUGCCUCUGCAGUCCAGAAAACCACUUUUAGAGUUACAAGACUUCAUGAAGGAAAUGAAUAUACAUUCAGGAUCAGGGCUGAAAAUAAAUAUGGAGUAGGUGAAGGUCUUAAAUCUGACCCUGUCAUUGCAAAACAUCCAUUUGAUGUGCCAGAUGCUCCUCCACCCCCCAACAUUGUUGCUGUUCAGCAUGAAUCUGUAGCUUUAACUUGGACUGAUCCCAGAAGAACUGGAGGAUCACCAAUCACAGGUUAUCACAUUGAAGUUAAAGAAAGGAAUAGUCUUCUGUGGAAGAGAGCAAAUACAACACCAAUAAGAAUGAAAGAUUUCAGAGUGACAGGGUUAACUGAAGGUCUGGAAUAUGAAUUCAGAGUAAUGGCAAUCAAUAUGGCUGGAGUAGGUAAACCAAGUCUUCCAUCUGAACCAGUUGUGGCACUUGAUCCUAUUGAUCCCCCUGGGAAACCUGAAGUUAUCAAUGUAACCAGGAACUCAGUAACACUCAUUUGGACAGAACCAAAAUAUGAUGGUGGACAUAAAUUAACUGGCUAUAUUGUUGAAAAGCGUGAUUUACCCAAAAAGACUUGGACAAAAGCUAAUCACGUGAAUGUUCCUGACUGUGCGUUUACUGUAACUGACCUUAUUGAAGGCUCCAAAUAUGAGUUCAGAAUUAGAGCAAAGAACACAGCUGGAGCCAUCAGUCCUCCAUCUGAAUCCACAGGAACCAUAAUAUGCAAGGAUGAAUAUGAGGCACCAACCAUUGUUCUGGAUCCUCCUUUGAAAGAAGGUUUAACAGUAAAAGCAGGAGACACCAUUACACUGUCUGCUAUUAGUAUCCGUGGCAAACCACCUCCAACUUCAGCGUGGUCAAAAGCUGGAAAAGAUUUUAGACCUUCAGAGCUUGUGCACAUUGAAACCAAACCAACUUCUUCUACUCUAACUGUCAAAUAUGCAGCCAGAAAAGAUUCUGGAGAAUACACAAUCACUGCAACCAAUCCUUUUGGCACUAAGCAGGAGAGUGUACAAGUGAAAGUUUUAGAUAUACCAGGACCGCCAGGGCCUAUUGAGAUCAGCAAUGUUUCAGCAGAAAAAGCAACUCUUACAUGGUCACCUCCUGCAGAAGAUGGUGGAUCACCAGUCAAAUCAUAUGUUCUUGAAAAGAGAGAAACUAGUCGACUGCUCUGGACAUUGGUUGCUGAAAAUAUUGAAACCUGUAGGCAUGUUGUUAGCAAGCUCAUUCAAGGAAAUGAAUAUGUUUUCCGUGUCUCAGCAGUAAAUCAAUAUGGCAAGGGUGAACCAGUACAAUCAGAACCAGUUAAAAUGGUGGAUAGAUUUGGUCCUCCAGGCCCUCCUGGUAAACCAGAAGUAACAAAUGUGACUAAAAAUACUGCCACAGUUACCUGGAAAAGGCCAGUUGAUGAUGGUGGAAGUGAAAUCACAGGUUACCAUGUGGAGCGGAGAGAAAAGAAAGGUUUAAGAUGGGUUAGAGCAACAAAGAAACCAGUUUCAGAUCUUAGAUGCAAAGUAACUGGUCUUCUGGAAGGAAAUGAAUAUGAAUUCCGUGUCAGUGCAGAAAACAGAGCAGGAGUUGGACCACCAAGUGACACUUCAAACUCAGUCCUAUGCAAAGAUGUUGCAUACCCACCAGGUCCGCCUGCAAAUCCAAGAGUGACUGAUACUACAAAGACAAGUGCAUCUUUAGCCUGGGGCAAGCCUCACUAUGAUGGUGGUCUUGACAUCACUGGCUAUAUAGUAGAGCAUCAAAAGGAAGGAGAAGAAGAAUGGGUAAAAGACACUAUAGGGACUGCUUUAAGAAUCACUCAGUUUGUUGUAGCUCAUCUGCAGACAGGAGCCAAAUACAAUUUCAGAAUCUCUGCCAUGAAUGCUGCAGGUGUCGGUGAACCAGCAAUAAUUCCAAGUGUGGAAAUCAAAGACCGAGAAGAGAUUCCUGACUUUGAAUUAGAUGCUGAGCUAAGAAGAACUCUUGUUGUUAGAGCUGGAUUAACUAUUCGGAUUUUUGUACCAAUUAAAGGGCGUCCAACUCCAGAAGUUACAUGGACAAAAGAUGAUGUUUCACUCAAAGGACGUGCCAGUAUUGAAAAUACCGACUCCUUUACGCUGUUGAUUGUCACAGAGUGCACCAGAUAUGAUGCAGGAAAAUACGUAAUGACUCUUGAAAAUGCUGCUGGUAAGAAGACUGGCUUUGUAAAUGUAAAAGUUUUGGAUACACCAGGUCCACCAAUAAACCUUAAGCCUAGAGAAAUAACCAAGGACAGCAUCACCCUCCAAUGGGAUAUGCCUCUGGUAGAUGGAGGUUCCCGUAUAACAAACUAUAUUGUUGAGAAACGUGAAUCAACUCGGAAGGCAUAUUCAACAGUCACAACCAACUGCCAGAAGUGUUCCUUCAAGAUUCCUAAUUUGGCUGAGGGAUGUGAAUACUAUUUCAGAGUACUGGCUGAAAAUGAGUAUGGUAUUGGUGAACCAGCUGAAACUGCAGAACCAGUGAGAGCUUCUGAGGCACCGUCCCCACCAGAGAGCCUUAAUAUUAUGGAUGUAACACGGAACUCAGUUAGCCUAGCUUGGCCGAAACCAGAACACGAUGGUGGCAGCAAGAUCACUGGGUAUGUAAUUGAAGCACAGAGAAAAGGAACCAACCAGUGGGCACACAUCACCACUGUAAAAACACUGGACUGCGUAGUAAAGAAUCUAACUGAAAAUGAAGAGUAUACUUUCCAGGUUAUGGCAGUUAACAGCGCUGGAAGAAGUGCCCCAAGAGAAAGCAGACCAGUUAUUAUCAAGGAGCAAACUAUGCUCCCAGAGUUUGACCUCCGAGCUAUCUACCAGAAAACAGUCAUUGCCAAAGCUGGUGACAAUAUCAAGAUUGAAAUCCCCGUACUUGGUCGUCCAAGGCCUACUGUGACCUGGAAGAAAGAAGACCAGAUACUUAAGCAAACACAAAGAGUAAAUUAUGAAAAUACUGCAACUGCAACCAUACUAACCAUCAAUGAAUGUAUUCGAAGUGAUAGUGGUCAAUACCCACUGUCAGCCAAAAAUAUUGUUGGAGAAGUUAGUGAAGUAAUCACAGUUCAGGUUCAUGACAUACCUGGGCCUCCUACUGGACCAAUCAAAUUUGAUGAAAUUUCAUCUGAUUUCCUAACUUUCUCAUGGGAGCCUCCUUUGAAUGAUGGUGGUGUACCAAUAAGUAACUAUGUUGUAGAAAUGCGUCAAACUGACAGUACCACAUGGACUGAAUUGGCAACUACAGUGAUACGUACUACAUUUAAAGCUGUUCGUCUUACUACUGGAGUUGAAUAUCAGUUCCGUGUUAGAGCUCAAAACAGAUAUGGAAUUGGUCCAGCCAUUACUUCAGGGUCUGUAGUUGCCAACUACCCAUUUAAGGUACCUGGGCCUCCUGGCACUCCUCAGGUGAUAGCAGUCACCAAAGAAACUAUGACCAUUAGCUGGAAUGAGCCAGUUACUGAUGGUGGAAGCCCUAUACUGGGAUAUCACGUUGAAAGAAAAGAGAGAAACAGCAUUCUUUGGCAGACUGUAAGUAAAAUGCUGGUAUCAGGCAAUAUCUUUAAAUCAUCUGGACUUACCGAUGGCAUUGCAUAUGAAUUCCGUGUUAUAGCAGAAAAUCUAGCUGGGAAGAGUAAGCCAAGCAAGCCAUCUGAGCCUGUGUUUGCCCUGGACCCGAUAGAUCCACCUGGUAAGCCAAUACCUCUGAACAUUACAAGACAUGCAGUUACACUGAAGUGGACUAAACCGGAAUAUAAUGGAGGUUUUAAGAUAACUGGCUAUACCGUUGAAAAAAGAGACCUUCCUAAUGGCCGUUGGCUCAAGGCUAAUUUCAGCAAUAUACUAGAGACUGAAUUCACUGUAAGUGGUUUGACAGAAGACGCUGCCUAUGAAUUCCGUGUGAUUGCUAGGAAUGCUGGUGGAGCUGUUAGUCAGCCCUCUGAGCCAUCAGAUGCAAUCACUUGUAGAGAUGACAUUGAAGCACCAAGGAUAAAAGUGGAUGCUAAAUACAAAGACACCAUAGUGCUGAAAGCAGGUGAACUUUUCAGACUUGAGGCUGAUGUUUCAGGUCGCCCUCCACCAACUAUGACAUGGACAAAGGGAGAAAAAGAACUUGAAGACACAGCAAAAUUAGAAAUAAAAAUGGCAGAUUUCUCUACUGUACUUAUCAAUAAGGAUUCCUCAAGAAGAGACGGUGGUGCUUAUACACUUACUGCAACAAAUCCUGGUGGCUUUGCCAAGCAUAUCUUCAAUGUUAAAGUUCUUGAUAGACCUGGUCCCCCAGAAGGGCCUUUGGCUGUGUCUGAAGUCACUGCAGAAAAGUGUGUGCUGUCAUGGCUACCCCCACUGGAUGACGGAGGAGCAAAGAUUGACCAUUAUGUGGUUGAAAAACGAGAAACCAGUAGAUUGGCAUGGACAGCUGUAGCCACAGAAGUUCCAGUGACUAAACUGAAGGUUACUAAGCUGCUGAAGGGCAAUGAGUACGUUUUCCGAGUUAUGGCUGUUAACAAGUAUGGAGUUGGCGAGCCUCUAGAAUCAGAACCUGUUCUUGCAGUAAAUCCAUAUGUGCCACCUGAUCCACCUAAAACACCUGAAGUUACAGCAAUUACAAAAGAUUCCAUGGUUGUCUGUUGGGGCCAUCCUGAUUCUGAUGGUGGGAGCCCAAUAACUAACUAUAUUGUGGAACGUCGAGACAGGGCUGGUCUACGGUGGGUGAAAUGUAACAAAAGGGUUGUUACUGACUUACGUUAUAAAGUGUCUGGACUAACAGAAGGCCAUGAAUAUGAAUACAGAGUCAUGGCUGAAAAUGCUGCUGGAGUCAGUGAGCCAAGCCCAACCAGUCCAUUCUAUAAAGCUUGUGAUACUGUAUUUAAGCCUGGUCCCCCAGGUAAUCCUCGUGUUUUGGAUAGCAGCAAGUCCUCAAUUACAAUAGCAUGGAACAAACCAAUAUAUGAUGGUGGUUCAGAGAUCACAGGUUACAUGGUUGAGAUUGCACUACCCGAAGAAGAUGAGUGGAAGAUUGUAACUCCACCAAUAGGUCUAAAGGCCACUUCUUUUACCAUCACUGAUCUGAAAGAAAAUCAAGAGUAUAAAAUAAGAAUAUAUGCUAUGAACUCUGAAGGUCUUGGAGAACCCGCUCUUGUUCCUGGGACUCCAAAAGCUGAAGAAAGAAUGCUACCUCCAGAGAUUGAACUUGAUGCAGAACUACGUAAAGUUGUCACUCUUAGAGCCUGCUGUACUCUAAGGCUCUUUGUCCCAAUUAAGGGAAGACCAGCACCUGAAGUAAAAUGGACAAGAGAACAUGGGGAAUCUUUGGAUAGAGCUAGCAUUGAAUCAACAAGCUCUUAUACUUUACUUAUCAUUGAAAAUGUAAAUAGAUUUGAUAGUGGCAAAUACAUACUGACAGUUGAAAACAGCUCAGGUAGUAAGUCAGCAUUUGUGAAUGUCAGAGUUCUUGAUACCCCAGGAGCACCUCAAGAUUUGAAAAUAAAAGAAGUUACGAAAUCUUCGGUUACACUCACAUGGGAACCUCCUCUUAUAGAUGGUGGCUCUAAAAUAAAAAAUUACAUUGUUGAAAAGCGUGAAUCGACAAGAAAAGCUUAUUCAACUGUUAAUGCCAAUUGCCACAAGACCAGCUGGAAAGUUGAUUCACUGCAAGAAGGCUGCAACUACUACUUCAGAGUCCUAGCUGAAAAUGAGUAUGGAAUAGGCCUUCCAGUUGAAACUUCAGAAUCCGUGAAAGUAUCAGAAAGACCACUUCCACCAGGGAAAAUAACUUUGUUGGAUGUGACGAGAAAUAGCGUAUCCUUAUCUUGGGAAAAACCUGAACAUGAUGGUGGUAGCAGAAUUCUGGGCUACAUUGUAGAAAUGCAAAGCAAAGGCAGUGAAAAGUGGUCAACCUGUGCUACAGUAAAAGUUACUGAAGCCACCAUCACAGGACUGAUCCAAGGUGAAGAAUACACCUUCCGUGUUUCAGCUCAGAAUGAGAAAGGUAUCAGUGAUCCUCGCCAGCUGGGUAUACCAGUUGUUGCAAAAGAUCUUGUAAUUCCACCAGCUUUCAAACUACUAUUUACCACUUUCAGUGUUCUAGCAGGAGAGGACUUAAAGGUUGAUGUUCCUUUUGUUGGUCGACCCAAACCAGCAGUGCUUUGGCAUAAAGACAAUGUGGCAUUGAAGCAGACUACAAGAGUAAAUGCAGAAAGUUCAGAAAACAACACAGUGUUAACAAUAAAAGAAGCCUGCAGAGAAGAUGUGGGGACAUAUUUAGUUAAACUUACAAACUCUGCUGGUGAAGCAACUGAGACCCUAAAUAUUGUUGUCCUUGACAAACCAGGACCUCCAACUGGACCAGUAAAAGUAGAUGAAGUAACAGCAGAUAGUAUUACCAUUUCCUGGGAACCACCCAAGUAUGAUGGUGGUAGCUCUAUCAAUAAUUACAUUGUAGAGAGAAGAGACACUUCUACCACAACUUGGCACAUUGUGUCAGCUACAGUUGCAAGAACAACUAUAAAAGCAUGUCGUUUAAAGACUGGCUGUGAAUAUCAGUUCAGAAUCGCAGCUGAAAACAGAUAUGGGAAGAGUACAUAUCUCACUUCAGAGUCAAUCAUAGCCCAAUACCCAUUUAAAGUUCCCGGUCCACCUGGAACACCUUUUGUAACAAAUAUCUCAAAAGACAGCAUGGUGGUACAAUGGAAUGAACCAGUCAAUGAUGGUGGUAGCAGGAUCAUUGGGUAUCAUUUGGAGCGUAAAGAAAGAAACAGCAUUCUGUGGGCUAAACUGAAUAAAACACCUAUUCCAGAUACCAAAUUUAAGACAACUGGUCUUGAGGAAGGUCUUGAAUAUGAGUUCAGAGUCUAUGCAGAAAACAUAGUGGGAAUUGGAAAGGCAAGUAGAGGAUCUGAAUGCUAUACUGCACGUGAUCCAUGUGACCCUCCAGGUCGUCCAGAACCUGUAAUUGUCACAAGAAGCUCAGUAACACUUCAGUGGAAGAAACCUAUAUAUGAUGGUGGAAGUAAGAUCACAGGCUAUGUUGUUGAAAAGAAGGAAUUACCUGAUGGCCGUUGGAUGAAAGCAAGUUUUACAAAUGUCAUUGAUACUCAAUUUGAAGUAACUGGUCUAGUCGAAAACCAGAGAUAUGAGUUCCGUGUUAUAGCACGAAAUGCUGCAGGUGUUUUCAGUGAACCGUCUGAGAGCUCAGGGGCAAUUACAGCAAGAGAUGAAGUAGAACCACCCCAUAUAAGCAUGGAUCCAAAAUACAAAGACACUAUUGUAGUGAACGCUGGUGAGUCAUUCAAGCUUGAUGCUGAUGUUCAUGGCAAACCAAUACCUUCCAUUCAGUGGUUAAAAGGCGAUCAUGAGCUGACAAGCACUGCUCGCAUGGAAAUAAAAAGCACCGAUUUCGCAACAAGCCUUAGUGUGAAGGAAGCCACAAGAGUUGACAGUGGUCAGUACGUCCUACUGGCAAAGAACGUUGCAGGUGAAAAGAAGGUUCCUGUUAACGUCAAAGUUCUUGAUAGACCUGGACCACCAGAAGGACCUGUUGAGAUUACCGGUGUUACUGCUGAAAAAUGCACAUUGUCAUGGAAACCACCGCUACAGGAUGGUGGUAGUGAAAUUUCACACUACGUUGUAGAAAAAAGGGAAACCAGUCGCUUGGUGUGGACUGUCGUUGACUCAAAUGUGCAAACCCUAAAUUGCAAAGUUACAAAACUUUUAGAAGGAAAUGAGUAUGUUUUCCGCAUCAUGGCAGUAAAUAAAUAUGGUGUUGGUGAACCCCUUGAAUCUGAACCAGUACUCGCAAAGAACCCAUUUUCGGUGCCACUUCCACCAAAGGCACCAGAAGUCACAGCCGUUACCAAGGAUUCUAUGAUAGUUGUAUGGGAAAGGCCAGCCUCAGAUGGUGGUAGUGAAAUCCUAGGUUACGUUCUUGAAAAACGAGAUAAGGAAGGUAUUCGCUGGACAAGAUGUAACAAACGCCUGAUCAGUGAACUACGAUACAGAGUGACUGGUCUUAUAGAAAAUCAUGAUUAUGAGUACAGAGUUUCAGCUGAAAAUGCUGCUGGUCUUAGUGAACCAAGCCCACCUUCCACUUACUACAAAGCAUGCGAUCCUAUUUACAAGCCAGGUCCACCCAAUAAUCCCAAAGUUGUGGAUGUUACAAGAUCUUCAGUCUUCCUUUCGUGGGGUAAACCUAUCUAUGAUGGUGGCUCUGAAAUUCAGGGAUACAUUGUGGAAAAAUGUGAUGUAAGUGAUGGUGAAUGGAAAAUCUGUACUCCCGCAACUGGAAUUAAGAAUACCCACAUGGAAGUAGAAAAAUUAGUGGAAAAACAUGAAUACAAAUUCCGCAUAUGUGCAGUUAAUAAAGCAGGAGUUGGAGAGCAUGCAGAUGUUCCUGGUUCUGUUAUUGUAGAAGAAAAGAUGGAGGCACCAGACCUUGACCUUGACAUGGAAUUAAGGAAGGUUGUAAAUGUGAGGGCAGGAGGUUCCUUAAGAUUGUUUGUUCCCAUCAGAGGUCGUCCAACACCUGAAGUAAAAUGGGGUAAAGUGGAUGGUGACAUCAGAGAAGCAGCUAUUAUUGAUACCACUAGCAGCUUUACUUCCCUUGUUCUAGACAAUGUUAACAGAUUUGAUACUGGAAAGUAUACUCUGACCUUGGAAAACAGCAGUGGAACAAAGUCUGCCUUUGUCAGCGUAAGAGUACUGGAUACCCCGAGUGCACCUGUUAAUUUAAAGAUCAGAGAGAUCACUAAAGACUCUGUUUCACUUUCAUGGGAGCCUCCUCUCUUGGAUGGUGGAGCAAAAAUAAAGAAUUUCAUUAUUGAAAAGCGUGAAGCAACAAGAAAGGCAUAUGCAGCUGUUGUAACCAACUGCCACAAGACUUCAUGGAAAGUAGAUCAACUUCAGGAGGGCUGCUAUUACUUCUUUAGAAUUUCUGCUGAGAAUGAAUAUGGAAUUGGCCUCCCUGCAGAAACCAGUGACCCAGUUAAAGUUGCUGAAGUUCCACAGCCUCCUGGGAAAAUAACAGUGGAUGAUGUCACAAGAAACAGUGUCUCACUAAGCUGGGCAAAACCGGAACAUGAUGGUGGUAGCAAAAUCAUACAAUACAUUGUUGAAAUGCAAGCAAAGGGUAGUGAGAAGUGGUCAGAGUGUGCUCGUGUAAAGACACUUGAAGCAGUUAUUACUAACCUAACUCAAGGGGAAGAAUAUCUUUUUAGAGUAAUGGCUGUAAAUGAAAAGGGUAAGAGUGAUCCUAGAGCACUUGCAGUUCCAAUAGUUGCCAAAGACCUAGUGAUUGAACCUGAUGUUAGACCUGCUUUUCACAGUUACAGUGUUCAAGUGGGACAAGAUCUGAAAGUAGAAAUACCAAUUGCAGGUCGACCUAAACCAACUGUUACCUGGGUAAAAGAUGGCCAGCCAUUAAGGCAGACAACAAGAAUCAAUGUAAGCGAUUCAGCUGAUCUCACUAUACUGAAUCUUAAGGAAACUAGCAAAGAGGACAGUGGCACUUACGAAAUCACUGUGGCUAAUGUUGUUGGGCAAAAGUCUGCCUCUAUUGACAUUAUAACUCUAGACAAACCUGACCCUCCAGUAGGGCCUGUGAAGUUUGAUGAAAUAAGUGCAGAAAGUAUUACCCUAUCAUGGAACCCCCCAGCAUACACAGGAGGCUGCCAAAUCACCAACUAUGUUGUUCACAAGAGAGAUACAACAACCACUGUAUGGGAAACAGUUUCAGCUACUGUUGCAAGAACUACACUGAAAGUGACUAAACUGAAAACUGGUUCAGAAUACCAGUUCAGAAUAUUUGCUGAGAACAGGUAUGGGCAGAGUUUUGCAUUGGAAUCUGCACCAGUUGUAGCGCAGUACCCCUACAAGGAACCAGGACCUCCUGGCACACCAUUUGUGACAACGGUUACAAAAGACUCCAUGGUUGUACAGUGGCAUGAACCAGUAAAUGAUGGUGGCAGUAGAGUGUUGGGCUACCAUCUUGAGAGAAAGGAGAAAAACAGCAUUUUAUGGACUAAAGUGAACAAGACUAUUAUUCAGGACACAAGUUUUAAGACAAAUAACCUUGAAGAAGGAAUUGAAUAUGAAUUUCGAGUUUCUGCAGAAAAUAUUGUUGGUGUAGGCAGAACAAGUAAAGUUUCUGAGUGCUAUGUAGCUCGUGAUCCAUGUGAUCCUCCAGGUCGCCCAGAAGCUAUAAUAAUAAAAAGAAGCUCUAUUACUCUACAAUGGACCAAACCAGAAUAUGAUGGUGGAAGUAAGAUUACUGGUUAUAUUGUAGAGAAACGUGACUUACCAGAUGGUCGCUGGAUGAAAGCCAGCUUCACAAAUAUCAUUGAAACUCAGUUCACUGUAACAGGGCUUACUGAAGACCAAAGAUAUGAAUUUAGAGUAAUUGCGAAGAAUGCUGCAGGUGCAAUAAGCAAACCUUCUGACAGUACAGGUCCAAUAACAGCAAGGGAUGAAGUUGAACUUCCACGAAUUUCAAUGGAUCCAAAGUACAAAGACACAAUUGUUGUAAAUGCUGGUGAAACAUUCAGACUUGAGGCUGAUGUUCACGGAAAGCCACUACCAACCAUUAAGUGGUACAAAGGAGAUAAAGAGCUUGAGGAAACUUCUAGAUGUGAAAUAAAGAACACAGAUUUCAGUGCAUUAAUAGUUGUAAAAGAUGCCAUUAGAGUUGAUGGUGGACAGUACAUUUUAGAAGCCUCUAAUGUUGCUGGAACAAAGACAGUAACAGUAAACGUAAAAGUCCUGGACAGGCCAGGACCUCCAGAGGGUCCAGUCCAAGUGACAGGAGUCACAGCUGAAAAAUGUGCAUUGGCGUGGGCUCCUCCUCUUCAUGAUGGUGGCAGUGAUAUUUCUCAUUAUAUUGUAGAGAAGAGAGAAACUAGUCGCUUGGCAUGGACUGUGGUUGCUUCAGAGGUUUUACCUACAAUGCUGAAAGUAACAAAACUCUUGGAAGGAAAUGAGUAUGUCUUCCGUAUUAUGGCAGUUAACAAAUAUGGGGUUGGGGAGCCAUUAGAAUCUGUGCCAGUGAUGAUGAAAAAUCCAUUUGUGGUUCCUGGACCACCAAAGGCCUUGGAAAUUACCAACAUCACAAAGGAUUCUAUGACUGUCUGCUGGACCCGUCCGGAUAGUGAUGGUGGUAGUGAAAUCGUAGGUUACAUUGUAGAAAAGAGAGACCGAGCAGGCAUCAGAUGGAUAAAAUGCAAUAAACGGCGAAUUACAGAUUUGCGAUUAAGAGUUACAGGAUUAACAGAGGAUCAUGAAUAUGAAUUUAGAGUUUCUGCUGAAAAUGCUGCUGGAGUGGGUGAACCAAGCCAAGUUUCUCCUUACUUUAAAGCUUGUGACCCAAUGUUCAAGCCUGGCCCUCCAACAAAUACCCAUGUUGUGGAUACCACCAAAAGUUCAGUUCUACUUGGUUGGAGUAAACCUAUUUAUGAUGGUGGUUGUGAAAUCCAGGGAUACCUUGUAGAAAUCUGUAAGGCAGAUGAAGAUGAAUGGUCACUUGUUACACCACAAACAGGUAUACGUGCCACUCGAUUUGAAAUCAAAAAGCUUACUGAACAUCAAGAAUACAAAUUACGAGUGUGCGCUCUCAACAAGAUUGGUGUAGGAGAGGCUGCAUCAGUUCCUGGCACUAUUAAACCAGAAGACAAACUUGAAGCUCCAGAACUUGAUAUUGAUUCAGAGCUAAGGAAGGGUAUAGUGGUUAGAGCUGGUGGGUCUGCUAGGAUUCACAUACCAUUCAGGGGACGACCAACACCAGACAUCGCAUGGUCCCGAGAAGAAGGUGAAUUCACAGAAAAGGUUCAGAUUGAUAAAGGCAUAAAUUUCACACAACUUUCAAUUGACAACUGUGAUAGAAAUGAUGCUGGAAAGUAUAUUCUUAAGUUGGAGAACAGCAGCGGUUCUAAAUCUGCAUUUGUUACACUUAAAGUCUUGGACACACCAGGACCACCACAAAACUUAGUGGUAAAAGAUAUAAAGAAGGAUUCUGCUGUAUUAUCUUGGGAACCACCCAUUAUUGAUGGUGGUGCCAAGGUAAAGAACUAUGUAAUAGACAAGCGUGAGUCAACCAGGAAGGCAUUUGCAAAUGUAAGUGCUAAGUGUGGCAAGACAAGUUUUAAAGUUGAAAAUCUUACAGAAGGAGCAAUUUAUUACUUCAGAGUUAUGGCUGAAAAUGAAUUUGGAAUUGGUGUUCCAGUUGAAACCAGGGAUGCUGUCAAAGCCUCAGAGCCACCUCUGCCUCCUGGGAAAGUAUUACUCACUGAUGUGACUCAGAGAAGUGCAUCACUUACAUGGGAAAAACCUGAACAUGAUGGAGGUAGCAGAAUUUUGGGAUACAUUGUUGAAAUGCUGCCUAAAGGAACAGAAAAAUGGAGUGUUGUUAGUGAGUCCAAAACAUGCAACGCAGUGGUGUCUGGUUUGAGUCCAGGACAGGAAUAUCAAUUCCGUGUGAUUGCCUACAAUGAAAAAGGAAAAAGUGAUCCUAGAGCACUUGGAAUUCCUGUGAUAGCUAAAGACUUGACAAUUGAGCCAAGUUUCAAACUGAUGUUUAAUACAUACAGUGUACAAGCUGGAGAAGAUCUAAAAGUAGAAGUACCAUUUAUAGGUAGACCCAAACCUACUAUUACUUGGACAAAAGAUGAGCAGCCACUGAAACAGACAACCAGAAUAAAUAUUCAGGAUACAACAACAUCAACGAUCUUACAUAUUAAAGAAAGCAACAAGGAAGACUUUGGUAAAUAUACAGUAACAGCAACAAAUGCAGCAGGUACAGCAACAGAGCAUCUGAGCAUAAUUGUACUGGAAAAGCCUGGCCCACCACGGGGACCUGUCCGAUUUGACGAAGUUAGUGCAGACUUUGUUGUUUUAUCAUGGGAUCCACCUGAUUAUACUGGCGGCUGUCAGAUAAGCAACUAUAUAGUAGAAAAGCGUGACACAAGCACUACCACAUGGAGCAUUGUGUCAGCAACUGUUGCAAGAACAACUAUCAAAGCAACAAAGCUUAAAACAGGUACUGAAUACCAGUUCAGGAUUACUGCUGAAAAUAGAUAUGGAAAGAGCUCUCCUUUGGCUUCUAAACCAAUUGUUGUACAAUACCCCUACAAGGUGCCUGGACCACCUGGAACCCCAUUUGUAACAGCAACUUCCAAAGACCAUAUGAUUGUACAGUGGCAUGAACCAGUUAAUGAUGGAGGAAGCAAAGUUCUUGGCUACCAUCUUGAGCGUAAAGAUAAGAACAGCAUUCUUUGGACAAAACAGAACAAGUCACUCAUUACCGACACCAAAUAUAAAACAGAUGGUCUUGAAGAAGGUCUUGAAUAUGAGUUCAGAGUUUCUGCUGAAAACAUUGUUGGCAUUGGCAAAGUCAGCAAAGUAUCAGAACUGUAUGUUGCCCGAGAUCCUUGCGACCCACCUGGCCGCCCAGAUGCCAUUGUUGUUACAAGAAGUAAUAUUACACUGCAGUGGAAAAAACCAGAAUAUGAUGGUGGAAGCAAAAUAACUGGUUAUAUUGUAGAAAAGAAAGAACUACCAGAUGGUCGCUGGAUGAAAGCCAGCUUUACAAAUGUGCUGGAAACAGAAUUUACAGUAAGUGGUCUUGUUGAAAACCAACGAUAUGAAUUUAGAGUAAUUGCAAGAAAUGCAGCAGGUUGCUUGAGUGAACCAUCUGAAAGUACAGGGCCCAUUACUGCCAGAGAUGAAAUUGAAGCACCAGGGGCUUCAUUGGAUCCUAAAUACAGAGAUGUCAUUGUUGUUCAUGCUGGAGAAACCUUUGUUCUUGAAGCCGAUAUCCAUGGCAAACCUAUUCCUGACAUUUCAUGGUCAAAAGAUGGUAAAGACCUUGAAGAAGCAACUGCAAGAAUGGAAAUUAAAUCCACCAUUCAGAAAACAACUCUCACUGUCAAAGACUGUAUAAGAGUAGAUGGAGGUCACUAUACUCUUAACCUCAAAAAUGUUGGUGGCACCAAAUCUAUACCAAUCACUGUAAAAGUGCUUGACAGACCAGGACCUCCAGAAGGACCUUUGAAGGUUACAGGUGUCACUGCAGAAAAAUGCUACUUGUCAUGGGCUCCACCAUUACAGGAUGGUGGUUCUAAUAUUUCACAUUAUAUCAUUGAGAAGAGAGAGACAAGCAGACUUUCAUGGACACAAGUAGCAACAGAUGUGCAGGCUCUUAACCUCAAAGUAACCAGACUCCUUCCUGGCAAUGAGUACAUUUUCCGUGUAAUGGCUGUGAAUAAAUACGGAAUUGGAGAGCCCUUGGAAUCUGAACCAAUUGUGGCUCGUAAUCCAUACAAACCCCCUGGUCCUCCUUCAACACCUGAAGUUUCAGCAAUCACAAAAGAUUCUAUGGUGGUGACAUGGGGUCGCCCAGAAGACAAUGGAGGAGCUGAAAUUGAAGGUUACAUACUUGAAAAACGAGACAAAGAUGGUAUCCGGUGGACCAAAUGCAAUAAGAAAAGGCUGACAGACUUGCGAUUCAGAGCAACAGGUCUUACUGAUGGGCAUUUCUAUGAAUUUAGAGUUUCUGCUGAAAAUGCUGCGGGGGUAGGGGAACCCAGUGAGCCAUCCAUUUUCUAUCGUGCUUGUGAUGUAUUAUAUCCCCCAGGUCCACCCACCAAUCCAAAGGUUACAGAUACUUCCAGGUCAUCAGUUUCCCUUGCCUGGAGUAAGCCUAUUUAUGAUGGUGGUGCUCCUGUUAAGGGAUAUGUAGUAGAAGUAAAAGAAGCUGCCGCUGAUGAAUGGACUACCUGCACCCCACCAACAGGCCUACAAGCAAAACAGUUCACCGUGACCAAACUAAAAGAGAACCAGGAAUAUAACUUCCGAAUCUGUGCCGUCAACUCAGAAGGAGUAGGAGAACCUGCUACUAUACCUGGUGCAGUCUUAGCAGAGGACAAGAUUGAACCUCCUGAAAUUGAACUUGAUGCAGAUCUCAGAAAAGUAGUCACUGUACGUGCUAGUGGUACAUUACGCCUGUUUGUCACCAUCAAAGGAAGACCAGAACCUGAAGUUAAAUGGGAGAAAGCAGAAGGAACAAUUAGUGAGCGAGCUCAGAUUGAAGUUACCAGUUCCUAUACAAUGCUGGUCAUUGACAAUGUCAAUAGAUUUGAUAGUGGUAGAUACAAUCUUACAUUAGAGAACAACAGUGGUAAAAAAUCAGCUUUUGUUAAUGUCAGAGUGCUUGAUACACCUAGUGCACCUAUAAACCUGACAAUCAGAGAAGUGAAAAAAGAUUUUGUAACUUUAGCCUGGGAACCACCACUUAUUGAUGGUGGAGCUAAAAUUACCAACUAUGUAGUUGAAAAGCGAGAAUCCACAAGAAAGGCUUAUGCUACAGUUACAAACAACUGCACUAAGAAUUCCUUCAAGAUUACUCAACUACAAGAAGGAUGUAGUUAUUACUUCCGGGUUCUAGCUGUAAAUGAAUAUGGGGUUGGCUUACCAGCAGAAACAGCUGACCCAAUUAAGGUGUCUGAACCACCUUCUCCACCUGCAAAGGUCAUGCUUGUUGAUGUGACUCGCAACUCUGUUUCAAUUAAAUGGGAAAAGCCAGAGAGUGAUGGUGGCAGUAAAAUUACUGGUUAUGUAGUAGAAAUGCAAACUAAAGGAAGUGUAAAAUGGACUGCAUGCACGCAGGUGAAAACAUUAGAAGCAACAAUAACAGGCUUAAGUAUGGGAGAAGAGUACAGUUUCAGAGUGAUUGCUGUUAAUGAAAAAGGAAAAAGUGAUCCAAGAGAACUUGGUGUCCCGGUCAUUGCAAAAGAUAUUGAAAUCCAGCCCUCUGUUGAGCUCCUUUUCAACACAUUCACUGUGAAAGCUGGAGAUGAUCUUAAGAUCGAUAUUCCAUUCAGAGGGCGACCUCUUCCAACUGUUAGCUGGAAGAAGGAUGGGAAUCCCUUAAAACAGACAACCAGGGUAAAUGUUGAGACAUCAAAGACUUCAACUUCACUGUCCAUCAAGGAAGCUUCACAUGAAGAUUUGGGACAUUAUGAAUUACAUCUUUCAAAUACUGCAGGAUCAACAACAACUUCUUUAACUGUAGUUGUUCUUGACAGACCAGGGCCACCAACUGAUGUUCAUAUUGAUGAAGUUAGUGCUGAUAGUGUAACAUUGUCUUGGAAACCUCCAGAAUAUGAUGGUGGGUGCCAUAUUAGCAAUUACAUUGUGGAGAAGAGAGACACUACCACAACAACAUGGGAGGUAGUAUCUGCAGCAGUUGCAAGAACAUCAAUUAAAGUAUCUCGACUCAUCACUGGAUCUGAAUAUCAGUUCCGUAUUUGUGCAGAAAACCGCUAUGGGAAAAGCACUUACACUAAUUCUCCUUCUGUUGUAGCAGAGUAUCCAUUUAAGCCUCCAGGUCCACCUGGUACUCCUCACGUGGCACACGCAACUAAAGCUUUCAUGAUUGUAACGUGGCAGGUACCAGUUAAUGAUGGAGGUAGCGUAGUACUAGGAUAUCACUUGGAGCGUAAGGAAAGAAGCAGCAUUCUCUGGACAAAAGUCAACAAGAGCCUUAUAACUGAUACACAAAUGAAAGUUACAGGUCUUGAUGAAGGACUGCUAUAUGAAUAUCGUGUGUAUGCAGAAAACAUUGCUGGAAUAGGCAAAUGCAGUAAAUCAUGUGAACCAGUUGCUGCAAGAGAUCCAUGUGAUCCUCCUGGUCAACCAGAAGUUAUUAAUAUUACAAGAACAUCUGUCUCACUGAAGUGGACUAAACCAGAAUAUGAUGGUGGAGCUAAAGUAACAGGAUAUAUUAUUGAACGCAGAGAGCUACCAGAUGGUCGCUGGCUAAAAUGUAAUUUUACUAAUGUGCAAGAAACAUACUUUGACGUAGGUGGACUUACGGAAGACCAGCGAUAUGAAUUCCAUGUGAUUGCAAAGAAUGCUGCUGGACUCUUCAGUCAGCCAUCUGAAUCAACUGGACCUGUGACCGUAAAAGAUGAUGUAGAGGCUCCAAGAAUUAUGAUGGAUGCCAAAUUCAGGGAUGUUGUAGUUGUGAAAGCUGGAGAAGUGUUUAAAGUCAAUGCUGAUAUUGCAGGUCGGCCAAUACCUGUGGUUUCAUGGACAAAGGAUGGUAAGGAGCUUGAAGGAAAAGCUAGAGUUGAAAUAGUCUCAACAGAUUAUACAACUGCAAUAACCAUUAAGGACUGUAUCCGAAGUGAUUCAGGACAGUAUGUACUAACAUUACAAAAUGUUGCAGGAACAAAAUCUUUGGCAAUUAAUUGCAAAGUACUUGACAGACCUGGCCCACCUGCAGGCCCAUUAGAAAUAAAAGGCCUUACUGCUGAAAAGUGCCAUUUAUCAUGGGGACCCCCUCAAGAAAAUGGUGGUGCAGAUAUUGAUUAUUAUAUUGUGGAAAAACGUGAGACCAGCAGAAUUGCAUGGACACUUUGUGAAGGAGAGCUUAGAACAACAUCCUGUAAAGUGACAAAAUUACUAAAGGGUAAUGAGUAUAUUUUCAGAGUGAUGGGAGUUAACAAAUACGGUGUUGGUGAGCCUCUAGAAAGUGUUGCUGUCAAAGCCCUAGACCCAUUUACAGUUCCAAGUCCACCUACAUCUUUAGAGAUUACCAGUGUGAGCAAAGAUUCGAUAACUCUGUGCUGGGCAAGACCUGAGUCUGAUGGAGGCAGUGAGAUCUCUGGCUACGUAAUUGAAAGGCGUGAGAAAACCAGCCUAAGAUGGAUUCGUGUAAACAAAAAGCCAGUUUAUGAUUUAAGAGUGAAAUCAUCUGGUCUCCGUGAAGGAUGUGAAUAUGAAUUCCGGGUUUAUGCAGAAAAUGCUGCUGGCCUCAGUCUCCCAAGUGAAACCACACCAUUGAUUAAAGCAGAAGAUCCAAUCUUCUUGCCAUCACCCCCAUCUAAACCUAAGAUUAUGGAUUCUACAAGGUCAAAUAUCACAAUUGGUUGGACAAAGCCACUGUUUGAUGGAGGUGCCCCAGUAACAGGAUACACUGUUGAAUACAAGAAAACUGAUGAAACUGACUGGACAACUGCUAUUCAGAAUUUAAGAGGCACAGAAUAUACUAUAAGUGGAUUAGUAUCAGGCUCUGAGUAUGUUUUUAGAGUGAAAUCUAUUAACAAAAUGGGUGUCAGUGAACCAAGUGAUGUCUCAGAACCUCAGCUGGCAAAAGAAAGAGAGGAAGAACCUGCUUUUGAUAUUGACAGUGAAAUGCGGAAGACUUUAAUUGUAAGGGCUGGUGGAUCAUUCACAAUGACUGUUCCUUUCAGAGGCAAACCAGUCCCAAAUGUAACAUGGAACAAACCAGACACUGAUCUCCGUGUACGAGCAAGCAUUGACACUUCAGAUAAUUGUACAUCUCUCACUAUUGAAAAAGCAACAAGGAAUGAUUCUGGAAAAUACACGUUAACACUACAAAACAUCCUGAACACUGCUACGUUGACUUUAAUUGUCAAAGUUCUUGAUACUCCUGGCCCACCAUCUAAUAUUGCAACAAAAGACAUAACUAAAGAAUCUGCUGUGUUAUCCUGGGAUGUUCCUGAAAAUGAUGGCGGAGCACCUGUAAAGAACUAUGUUAUUGAAAAACGAGAAGCUAGCAAAAAAGCAUGGGUCACUGUGACAAACAAUUGUCAUCGCCUGUCCUACAAAGUGACUGGUUUGCAAGAAGGUGGCAUUUACUACUUCCGGGUCUCUGGAGAAAAUGAGUAUGGUGUUGGAGUGCCUUCUGAGACCAAGGAAGGAACAAAAAUAACAGAAAAACCCAGCCCACCAGAAAAACUAGGAGUAACAAAUGUCACAAAGGACAGUGUUUCUCUUUCAUGGCUAAAACCAGAACAUGAUGGCGGAAGCAGAAUUGUGAGCUACCUCAUUGAAGCUCUGGAGAAAGGACAGCAAAAAUGGGUUAAGUGUGCAGUUGUAAAGACAACUCAUCAUGUUGUCCAUGGUCUUAAGGAGAACACUGACUAUUUCUUCAGAGUGUAUGCAGAAAACCAAGCUGGUUUAAGUGAUCCUAAGGAACUACUACUUCCUGUUACAGUUAAAGAACAAUUAGAAUCUCCUGAGAUUGACAUGAAAGGCUUCCCUCAUAACACUGUAUAUGUUAGAUCAGGAUCAAACCUGAAAGUUGAAAUUCCAGUUUCUGGAAAACCAUUGCCAAAGGUGACAUUGUCUAGAGAUGGUGUUCCACUGAAACCUACUAUGAGAUUUCACACAGAAACCACUGCAGAAAGUCUCGUCAUUAACCUUAAAGAAAGUGUGGCUGCUGAUGCUGGCAGAUAUGACAUUACUGCUGCCAAUUCAAGUGGCACCACAAAAUCAUUUGUUAAUAUUGUUGUGCUGGAUAGACCUGGUCCUCCUGUUGGUCCUGUUGUCCUUAGCGAUGUCACUGAAGAGAGUGUAACACUCAGAUGGCAACCACCAGCUUAUGAUGGUGGAAGUCAAGUUACCAACUAUAUUGUACUGAAAAGAGAAACAAGUACUGCAGCUUGGUCUGAAGUGUCUGCAACUGUUGCUAGAACAGUUAUCAAAGUUAUGAGGCUCACGACAGGAGAAGAAUACCAAUUCCGCAUCAAAGCUGAGAACCGCUUUGGCAUCAGUGAUCACAUAGACUCACAGUGUGUGGUUGUCAAGCUUCCUUACACUACCCCUGGCCCUCCUUCUACACCAUGGGUCACUAAUGUCACCCGAGAGAGUAUUACUGUUGGAUGGCAUGAACCAGUCACUAAUGGUGGCAAUGCUAUCAUUGGAUACCACCUGGAAAUGAAAGACAGGAAUAGCAUAUUAUGGCAGAAGGCUAACAAGACCCUUAUUCGCACCACUCAUUUCAAAGUCACCACCAUCAGCGCUGGCCUUAUCUAUGAAUUUAGAGUUUAUGCAGAAAAUGCAGCUGGCAUUGGAAAAGCAAGUCGUCCUUCUGAUCCAGUCCUUGCAAUUGACGCUUGUGAACCACCAAGAAAUGUCCGUGUCUCAGAUAUUUCCAAGACUGCUAUAACUCUCUCCUGGCAGAAGCCAGCAUUUGAUGGUGGUAGCAAGAUCACUGGAUACAUUGUAGAAAAACGUGAUCUUCCAGAUGGCAGAUGGACAAAAGCAAGCUUCACCAAUGUUAUUGAGACUCAGUUCACAGUAUCUGGUCUGACACAGAAUUCCCGGUAUGAAUUCCGUGUCUUUGCUAAGAAUGCCGUUGGUUCCAUCAGUAAUCCCUCAGAUGUUGUGGGUCCUAUCACGUGCGUUGAUACAUAUGGUGCACCUGAAAUUGAUGUGCCGCCAGAAUAUACAGAAGUGGUGAAAUACAAAGCAGGAACUUCAGUUAAGCUAAAAUUGGGCAUCUCAGGCAAGCCUAUACCCACAAUUGAAUGGUUCAAAAAUGGCAACGAGGUACAAACCAGUGCACUAGUGUCUUUUGAAAACACAACAGAAUUUGCUUCUAUACUCAUCAAGGAUGCAAAUCGACUCAACAGUGGCACCUAUGAAUUAAAACUAAAGAAUGCCAUGGGUUCAGCAUCUGCCCACAUUAGACUACAGAUACUUGACAAGCCAGGACCUCCAACUGGACCUAUACAGUUUAAGACAGUCACUGCUGAAAAGAUUACAAUAAUGUGGGACCCACCAGCAGAUGAUGGUGGUGCACCUGUAACACACUAUGUUGUUGAAAAGCGGGAGACAAGUCGGGUUGUUUGGUCUUUAAUUUCUGAAAAACUGGAGGGAUGUAUCAUAACUACAACAAAACUCAUCAAAGGAAAUGAAUAUUUGUUCCGUGUCCGCGGUGUGAACAAGUUUGGAAUUGGUGAUCCACUUGAAUCUGAACCUGUAAUAGCCAAAAAUUCAUUUGUUACACCUGGACCACCUAGUGUACCAGAAGUCACAAAGAUAACCAAGAAUUCUAUGACCGUUGUCUGGAAUAGGCCCACAGUUGAUGGAGGCAGUGAAAUAUCAGGAUAUUUUCUUGAGAAGCGUGACAAGAAGAGUCUGAGUUGGUUCAAGGUUACUAAAGAAAGUAUUCGAGACACCAGACAGAAAGUAACAGGUCUGACUGAAAACAGCGAAUAUCAUUUCCGAGUUUGUGCUAUCAAUGCAGCUGGACAAGGUCCGUUCUCUGAAGCUUCUGACUUCUACAAAGCUGCAGAUCCUAUUGAUAAACCAGGCUCACCAACAAAGCUGAAGGUUGUGGAUACAACCAAGACAUCUGUCACCCUUGGCUGGAUUAAACCUACUUAUGAUGGAGGAAGUCCAGUUACCAGCUAUGUGGUGGAGAAAAGGGAAGGCGAAGAGCAAGAAUGGACUGUAGUCAGUACUAAGGGAGAAGUGAGAACAACUGAGUAUGUUGUAUCACACCUUCAGCCAAGUGUUAAUUAUUAUUUCCGUGUGUCUGCUAUGAAUUGUGCUGGACAAGGAGAGCCUAUUGAAAUGAUGGAACCCGUUCAAGCUAAAGAUAUUCUUGUGGCACCAGAGAUUGAUCUGGAUGUUGCUCUCCGGACAUCUAUUGUUGCUAAAGCAGGUGAAGAUGUGGAAAUAAUGAUUCCAUUUAAAGGAAGGCCUCCUCCAACAGUCACAUGGAGAAAGGGUGACAAGAAUCUUGGAACUGAUGAAAGAUAUAUAAUUCAGAACACAGAAUCAUCUACAUUACUUAUUAUUCCUCAAGUUACCCGAAAUGAUACAGGAAAAUAUGUUCUUACAAUUGAAAAUGGAGUUGGAGAAGCAAAAUCAUCAUUUGUGAAUGUAAAAGUACUUGACACACCUUCUGCUUGCCAGAAGCUGCAGCUUAAGCAUGUUUCUCGUGGCACAGUUACACUGGUAUGGGAGCCACCUCUUAUUAAUGGUGGUUCUGAAAUAACAAAUUAUGUUGUUGAAAAAAGAGAUGCUACAAAGAGGGCCUGGUCAACUGUUACAACAAAAUGUUCUAAUACCACCUUUAAGCUAACUAACCUGUCAGAGAAGACUUCAUUCUUCUUCCGUGUUCUUGCUGAAAAUGAAAUUGGACUGGGUGAACCUUGUGAGACAUCUGAACCAGUGAAAGCUGCAGAUGUACCUGGACCUGUAAAAGACCUAGCAAUGAAAGAUUCUACAAAGAGUUCUGUUACAUUGCAGUGGAGCAAACCAGACUAUGAUGGUGGUAGCAUUAUAUCAGACUAUGUUAUUGAGAAGAAACUUCAGGAAGAGAAAGAAUGGACAUAUGCAGGCACAAGCAAGAGCUGUGAAUUUGUAGCUGAAAAACUUAAAGAGCUUUCUGUCAUGGAAUUCAGAGUCUUUGCUAAAAAUGAAAAAGGCAAGAGUGACUCUGUUACUGUUGGACCCAUUACAGUGAAGGAACUUAUAAUAACACCUGAGGCUGACCUUUCUGAUAUUCCUGGAGGACAGAUUGCAGUAAGAAUUGGACAUAACCUGCACACUGAAUUGCCCUAUAAAGGUAAACCUAAACCAUCAAUGAGCUGGCUCAAGGACAACCUCCCUCUUAAAGAAACAGAACAACUUCGUUUCAAGAAAACUGAAAACAAGAUAAGCUUAAGCAUCAAGAAUGUGAAAAAGGAACAUGGUGGCAAAUAUACUUUAAUUCUUGAUAAUGUAGUCUGCAGAAAAUCAUUCACAUUUACUGUUAUCACUCUUGGUCCUCCAUCUAAGCCAAAAGCACCUUUAAGACUAGAUGAAAUCAAAGCAGAUAGUGUAGUUUUGUCAUGGGAAGCUCCCGAGGAUGAUGGGGGAGGAGAAAUUACUGGAUACAGUAUUGAGAAGAGAGAAACCUCACAAAUGAACUGGAAGCUGGUGUGUUCAAGUGCUGCAAGAACAACCUUCAAAGUGCCAAACCUUGUUAAAGACACUGAAUAUCAGUUUAGAGUGCGUGCAGAAAACAGAUACGGAGUGAGCCCACCUCUUGUCUCAGCAGAUGUUGUGGCAAAGCAUCAGUUUAGACCACCAGGUGCCCCAGGCAAGCCUGUUGUAUACAAUAUAACCGCUGAUGGAAUGACCAUAUCUUGGGAUGCUCCUGCUUAUGAUGGUGGUUCAGAGAUCAUUGGAUACCACGUUGAAAAGAAGGAAAGAAACAGUAUUUUGUGGCAGAAGGUUAAUGUUGCAUUAAUAUCUAGCAGAGAAUACAGGAUUACCGGACUGCUGGAGGGCCUGGAUUACCAGUUCCAAGUAUAUGCUGAAAACGCUGCAGGUCUAAGCCGAGCUAGCGAGCCAAGCAAAUUUACUUUGGCAGUCUCUCCAGUGGACCCGCCUGGUACUCCUGAUUACAUAGAUGUCACUAGGGAAACAAUCACCCUCAAAUGGACCCCCCCACUGCGUGAUGGAGGCAGUAAGAUUGUGGCUUACAGCAUUGAGAAACGGCAAGGAAGUAAAGACCGUUGGCUUAGGUGUAACUUUACUGAUGUCAGUGAAUGCCAAUAUACGGUUACGGGACUCAAUGCAGGUGACCGAUAUGAAUUCAGAGUGCUUGCAAGAAAUGCCGUUGGUACAAUCAGCCCGCCUUCACAGUCUUCAGGCUAUAUCAUGACCAGAGAUGAAAACGUUGCUCCAACAAUUGAAUUUGGUGCUGAGCACUUUGAAGGCCUUACUGUCAAAGCUGGAGAGAGCAUUAGAGUUAAAGCUCUAAUCAGAGGACGUCCAGUACCUAAAGUGACAUGGUUUAAGGAUGGUAAAGAGAUAGAGAAAACAAUGAAUAUAGAAAUAACUACAGCUAUUGGAUACAGUACAAUCUUCAUUAGAGAUGCUAUCCGGGAUCAUCGUGGAGUGUACACAGUAGAAGCCAAAAAUGCAUCAGGCACUAAACGAGAAGAUAUUACCAUCAGAGUACAAGACGCACCAGGAAAAGUUGGUGGACCAAUACGAUUCACAAACAUCACUGGAGAAAAAGUCACAUUAUGGUGGGAGCCUCCAGCUAAUGAUGGUUGUGCUUCUAUUUCUCACUACAUAAUUGAAAAACGUGAAACCAGCAGGAUUGCUUGGGCAUUAGUUGAAGAUAAAUGUGAAGCUUGCAGCUACACAGCACUUAAAUUAAUUAAGGGCAAUGAGUACCAGUUCCGCAUCUCUGCAGUGAACAAAUUUGGAGUUGGCAGACCACUGGAGUCUGAUCCAGUUAUUGCACAAAUACCUUACACUCUCCCUGAUGCACCAGGAACGCCAGAGCCUACCAACGUAACAGGAGACAGUAUCACACUUACAUGGGCAAGACCAGAGUCAGACGGUGGAAGCGAGAUAAAUGAGUAUAUUCUUGAAAGGAGAGAAAAGAAGAGCAUGCGCUGGGUUAAAGUAUCCAGUAAGAGGCCCAUUACAGAGAACAGAUACAGAGUAACUGGCCUUAUUGAAGGCAAUGAGUAUGAGUUCCAUGUCAUGGCUGAAAACGCUGCAGGAGUUGGACCUGCAAGUGAUGUUUCAAAGCUGAUUAAAUGUAGAGAACCAGUCAGCCCACCAAGUGCUCCUAAUGUUGUAAAGGUGACAGAUACAUCAAAGACUAGUGUAAGCUUAGAGUGGACAAAGCCAGUUUUUGAUGGAGGCAUGGAAAUAAUUGGGUACAUCAUUGAGAUGUGCAAAGCUGACCUCGAAUCAUGGCAGAAAGUCAAUGCAGAGACUGUUAUUGCUACUAAAUAUACCGUCGUUGAUUUGGAGGCAGGAGAACACUAUAAAUUCAGAGUUAGUGCUGUCAAUGGCGCUGGCAAAGGAGAGAGUUGUGAAAUUCCUGCUUCAGUCCAAACUGUGGACAGGCUUUCUGCACCCGAAAUUGAUAUCGAUGCAAACUUCAAGCAGACUCAUAUUGUAAGAGCAGGUGCAAGCAUUCGUCUAUUUAUUGCCUUCUCUGGAAGGCCUGUUCCUACUGCAGUGUGGUCCAAAGCAGAUGCUAAUCUCAGCUUGCGUGCUGACAUUCAAACAACUGAUUCCUUCAGCACAUUGACUGUGGAGGAAUGCAAUAGAAAUGAUGCUGGCAAGUAUGUCUUUACUGUGGAAAACAACAGUGGAAGUAAGUCUGUUACAUUUACUGUCAAGGUUUUGGACACGCCUGGUCCACCAGGUCCUAUUACAUUUAAAGAUGUGACUCGAGGAUCUAUUACUUUAAUGUGGGAUGCUCCUGUUUUGGAUGGAGGUUCUCGUAUCCAUCACUAUGUUGUGGAAAAACGUGAAGCAAGUCGUCGUAGCUGGCAAGUAGUGAAUUCAAAAUGCACUCGUCAGAUCUUUAAGGUCACAGAUCUAGAAGAAGGUGUGCCAUAUUACUACCGAGUAUCAGCAGAAAAUGAAUAUGGUGUAGGUGAACCCUGUGAAUUAACAGAACCGGUUGUAGCCACGGAAGAACCCGCUCCACCUAAGAGACUAGAUAUUGUUGAUACCACCAAAUCUUCUGUGGUUUUAGCUUGGCUUAAGCCUGAUCAUGAUGGUGGUAGCCGUAUUACUGGAUACCUUCUUGAAAUGAAACAAAAAGGAUCUGACUCCUGGAUUGGAGCUGGACAAACCAAGCAACUUACUUUCACUGUUGAAGGCCUUGUGGAGAACACUGAAUAUGAAUUCCGGGUGAAGGCGAAAAAUGAUGCUGGCUACAGUGAGCCAAGAGAAGCUUUCUCUUCUGUUAUUGUUAAGGAGCCACAGAUUGAACCAACAGCAGAUCUCAGCAAUAUAAGCAGACAGCUCAUAACAUGCAAGGCUGGAAGCACGUUUACGAUUGAUAUACCAAUCAGUGGGCGCCCAGCUCCAAAAGUGACAUGGAAACUUGAGGAGAUGAAGCUGAAGGAAACUGAGAGAGUGACUAUCAAGACAACAAAAGACAGAACCACACUGACUGUAAAGGACAGUAUGAGAGGUGACUCUGGUAAAUACUACCUUACACUUGAAAACACUGCUGGUGUGAAAACAUUUGCUGUAACGGUGGUAGUCAUAGGAAGACCAGGUCCUGUCACUGGCCCAAUUGAAAUAUCAUCUGUCUCUGCUGAGUCCUGUGUGUUGACCUGGAAAGAACCUGAAGAUGAUGGUGGCAGUGACAUUACAAACUACAUUGUAGAGAAACGUGAGUCUGGCACAACAGCAUGGCAGCUGGUAAAUUCCAGUGUGAAACGAACACAGAUUAAAGUCAGUCAUCUCACAAAAUACCAAGAGUACAGUUUCCGAGUAAGCUCAGAAAAUAGAUUUGGUGUCAGCAAGCCGCUUGAAUCAAAAACAGUAGUUGCUGAGCAUCCAUUCGUCCCACCAAGCCCACCUUCAAGGCCAGAAGUCUAUUCUGCAUCUGCCACUGCCAUGGCCAUUCGCUGGGAGGAACCCUAUCAUGAUGGUGGCAGCAAAGUCAUUGGAUAUUGGGUGGAAAAGAAGGAGCGCAACACCAUCCUUUGGGUGAAAGAGAACAAAGUGCCCUGCUGUGAAUGCAACUACAAAGUCACAGGGUUGGUGGAAGGCCUAGAAUAUCAGUUCAGAACCUAUGCUCUAAAUGCUGCAGGUGUUAGCAAAGCUAGUGAAGCUUCCAGACCUGUAGUGGCUCAAAAUCCAGUUGAUCCACCAGGAAGACCAGAAGUAACAGAUGUGACCAGAUCUUCAGUGUCGCUGAGCUGGUCACCCCCACUUUAUGAUGGUGGAAGCAAAAUUAUCGGAUAUAUUAUAGAGCGCAAACCAUAUACUGAAUCUGGUGAUGGACGCUGGCUGAAAUGCAAUUAUACCAUUGUCUCAGAAAACUACUUUACUGUGACAGCUCUUGGUGAAGAUGAAGCCUAUGAAUUCCGUGUACUAGCAAAGAAUGCUGCUGGUGUGAUUAGCAAAGGAUCUGAAUCGACUGGUGCUGUCAUUUGCAAAGACGAAUACUCACCACCAAAGGCUGAACUUGAUGCCAGACUGCAGGGAGAAGUUUUGAGCAUUAGGGCUGGAUCGGACCUUGUUCUUGAUGCAGCUGUUGGUGGGAAACCAGAACCAAAAGUCUUCUGGUCCAAAGGUGACAGGGAACUGGACCUAUGUGAAAAGAUAUCUCUGCAAUACACCAGCAAACGAGCUAUUGCAAUUAUCAAGUUCUGUGACAGAAGUGAUAGUGGAAAAUAUACUCUAACAGUUAAAAAUGCCAGUGGAAUGAAACAACUUUCCGUUCUUGUCAAAGUGCUUGAUUCACCAGGUCCAUGUGCAGGCAAAAUCAUGAUUAGCAGAGUAACAGAAGAGAAAUGUACUCUGGCAUGGAACAUUCCUGAGGAAGAUGGAGGUGCAGAAAUCACUCACUAUAUCAUAGAAAGGCGUGAAACCAGCAGACUUCACUGGGUUAUUGUUGAGGCUGAAUGCCAGACAUUAUCCACUGUGGUAACAAAACUUAUUAAAAAUAAUGAAUACAUCUUCCGUGUGAGAGCUGUCAACAAAUAUGGACCAGGUGUUCCACUUGAAUCAGAACCCGUGAUUGCCAGGAAUGCUUUCACUAUUCCAACACAACCUGGUGCUCCUGAAGAAGUGAGCGUCGGCAAGGAACAUAUCAUUAUUCAGUGGUCAAAACCAGAAUCAGAUGGUGGCAGUGAGAUUAAGGACUAUCUUGUGGACAAACGUGAAAGGAAAAGUCUGCGCUGGACACGAGUGAACAGAGAUUACACCAUUUAUGAUACCAGACUGAAAGUCACUGGUCUCAUGGAAGGGUGCCAGUACCAAUUCCGUGUCACUGCAGUGAAUGCUGCUGGAAACAGUGAACCUAGUGAAGCUUCACAGUACAUGUUAUGUAAAGAACCGACAUAUACUCCUGCAUCACCUUCAGUUCCAAGAGUUGUGGAUACUACUAAGCACAGCAUAAGUUUAGCAUGGUCAAAGCCCACAUAUGAUGGUGGUGCUGACAUCUUAGGCUAUGUUCUUGAGAUGAAAGAAGAAGGUAGUGAACAGUGGUAUCGACCACAUACAACCGCUACUCUGAGGAAUGCUGAGUUCACCGUGACUGGUCUUAAAACAAACCAGAAAUACCAAUUCAGAGUUGCUGCUACAAAUGUGAAUGGUAUGAGUGAAUUUAGUGAAUCAUCAGCAGAAAUAGAACCUGUGGAAAGAAUAGAAAUACCUGAGCUUGAGCUUGCUGAUGAUCUGAAGAAGACGGUUACAGUCAGAGCUGGUGGUUCCCUCCGCCUAAUGGUCUCUGUAUCUGGCAGACCUGCUCCCGUAAUCACAUGGAGCAAGCAGGGUGUUGACCUUGUAAGUCGAGCUAUCAUUGAUACUACAGACAGCUACACUCUGCUUAUUGUGGAUAAAGUUAAUCGAUAUGACGCUGGAAAAUACAUCAUUGAGGCUGAAAAUCAAUCUGGAAAAAAAUCUGCAACUAUUUCUGUGAAGGUGUAUGAUACACCUGGUCCACCAUCUUCAGUAAAAGUUAAGGAAGCAUCAAAAGAUUCUGUGACACUUACUUGGGAUAUUCCAAACAUUGACGGUGGAGCCCCAGUCAACAAUUACAUAAUCGAGAAACGUGAAGCUUCCAUGAGAGCUUACAAGACUGUGACUACCAAAUGCAGCAAAACAUUUUAUAGAGUCACUGGACUUCUAGAAGGAGCUUUGUAUUAUUUCCGAGUACUGCCAGAAAAUAUUUAUGGCAUUGGUGAAGCUUGUGAAACAUCUGAUGCAGUACUAGUAUCUGAUGUCCCCAUGGUACCACAAAAACUCGAAGUGAUUGACACCACUAAAUCAACUGUUACUCUUGCAUGGGAGAAGCCACUGCAUGAUGGUGGCAGCAGAUUGACAGGCUAUGUUAUUGAGGCCAGCAAAGCUGGAACAGAAAGAUGGUUGAAGGUAGUGACACUGAAGCCUACUGUCUACGAACAUACAAUUAUCUCUCUCAAUGAAGGCGAACAGUACUUGUUCAGGGUUAGAGCACAGAAUCAGAAAGGCGUGUCAGAACCACGAGAGAUUGUCACAGCAGUAACAGUCCAAGACCAAAAAGUUCUGCCAACAAUUGACUUUGCUGGAAUACCUCAGAAGACAAUUCAUGUACCUGCUGGCAAGCCCAUUGAGUUAGCCAUUCCAAUUGAAGGACGACCACCUCCAACUGCAUCUUGGUUCUUUGCUGGUUCUAAACUAAAAGAAUCAGAACGCAUCAAAAUGGAGACUGUUGCUAAAAUGACUAAAUUAACUGUGCGUGAGACCACCAUACAUGACACUGGAGACUAUAUGCUUGAACUGAAGAACACAACUGGAACAGCUACUGAUACACUAAAGGUUAUAAUCCUUGACAAACCUGGACCACCUGUUGGACCUAUCCGAAUUGACGAAGUUGAUUCAAAUUAUGUAACUAUCUCCUGGGACCCACCUGAGCUGGAUGGUGGAGCUGCCCUUAGUGGAUAUGUGGUAGAACAGCGUGAUGCUCACCGUCCUGGAUGGCUGCCAGUUUCAGAGUCAGUAACCAGGACAACAUUUAAGUUCACCAGACUUGUUGAAGGUGCAGAAUAUGUGUUCCGUGUGGCUGCUACAAACCGCUUUGGAAUCGGAUCUUACCUACAGUCUGAAAUUAUAGAAUGCAAGAGCAGAAUCCGUAUUCCUGGUCCUCCUGGCACUCCAGAAGUGUUUGAUAUCUCUCGAGAUGGCAUGACAUUAACUUGGUAUCCUCCAGAAGAUGAUGGUGACUCACAGAUCACUGGUUAUAUUGUGGAACGCAAAGAAGUUAGAGCAGAUAGAUGGAUCCGUGUAAAUAAAGUCCCAGUUACUAUGACUCGUUACCGUUCCACUGGGUUGGUCGAAGGACUGGAAUAUGAACACCGAGUCACAGCAAUCAAUGCCAGAGGUACUGGGAAACCCAGUCGUCCUUCCAAGUCUGCUGUUGCCAGAGAUCCAAUUGCUCCUCCAGGUAAACCUCAGAAUCCAAGAGUCACUGAUACUACAAGAACAUCUGUCUCCCUGGCCUGGAGUCCACCAGAAGAUGAAGGUGGUUCUAAAGUUACUGGCUACUUAAUUGAGAUGCAGAAGGUUGAUCAAUUUGAAUGGACCAAAUGCAACACUACGCCAACCAAGAUUCGUGAAUACACCUUGACACAUCUUCCCCAGGGUGCAGAGUACAGAUUCCGUGUGCUAGCCUGUAAUGCUGGUGGGCCAGGAGAACCUGCUGAAGUGCCAGGAACAGUCAAAAUAACAGAAAUGCUUGAAUAUCCUGACUAUGAACUUGAUGAAAAAUACCAAGAAGGUCUCAUGGUGAGACAAGGUGGAGUAAUCAGGCUUACAAUACCCAUUAAGGGUAAGCCCAUCCCAGUAUGCAAAUGGACAAAAGAAGGACAAGACAUCAGCAAGAGGGCCAUGAUUGCAACUUCUGAGACUCACACAGAACUUGUGAUCAAAGAUGCAGAAAGAGAAGAUUCAGGAACCUAUGAUUUGGCACUUGAAAACAAGUGUGGCAAAAAAGCUGUGUAUAUUAAAGUCAGAGUGAUUGGCAUUCCGAAUCCACCAGAAGGGCCACUGGAGUAUGAUGAUAUACAAGCUCGUUCUGUCAGAGUAAGCUGGAGACCUCCUACAGAUGACGGUGGUGCAGAUAUCCUAGGUUACAUUGUUGAGAGAAGAGAAGUACCGAAGACUGCCUGGUACACUGUUGACUCCAGAGUGAAAGGGACAUCACUGGUGGUGAAAGGGCUCAAAGAGAAUGUGGAAUAUCACUUCCGUGUUUCUGCUGAAAACCAUUUCGGUAUUAGCAAAUCUCUCAAAUCUGAAGAACCAGCAGUACCAAAGACACCUCUAAAUCCUCCAGAGCCUCCAAACAACCCACCUGAAGUGCUUGAUGUUACAAAGAGUUCUGUCAACUUGUCCUGGUCCAGACCUAAAGACGAUGGUGGUUCUCGUGUAACUGGCUACUACAUUGAACGUAAAGAGACAUCUACAGAAAAAUGGGUCCGGCAUAAUAAGACACAGAUUACCACUACAAUGUACACAGUCACAGGACUUGUUCCAGAUGCUGAAUAUCAAUUCCGUAUCAUUGCUCAAAAUGACAUUGGUGAAAGUGAAGCAAGUCCUGCUUCUGAACCAGUUGUAUGCAAGGAUCCAUUUGACAAACCAAGCCAACCUGGAGAAAUUGAGAUCACUUCUAUAUCUAAGGACAGCAUUACAUUAGAAUGGGAACGACCUGAAAGUGACGGUGGGAAAGAGAUCCUUGGCUACUGGGUUGAAUAUCGCCAGUCUGGAGAAAGCACCUGGAAAAAAUGCAAUAAGGAACACAUCAAGGACAGGCAGUUUACAGUAGGAGGUUUACUAGAGGCUACAGAAUAUGAGUUCCGUGUUUUCGCAGAAAAUCAGACUGGCCUCAGCAGACCGCGCAGGACUGCUAUGGCAGUGAAAACUAAAUUAACAUCUGGAGAAGCACCUGCCAUCAGAAAAGAAAUGCAGGACGUUACAACUAAACUGGGUGAGGCGGCUCAGCUGACAUGCCAGAUUGUUGGGAGACCUUUGCCUGAUAUUAAAUGGUACCGCUUUGGCAAAGAACUGGUGCAAAGCCGAAAAUACAAAAUGUCAUCUGAUGGACGCAAUCAUACACUGACAGUAAUGACAGAGGAACAGGAGGAUGAAGGUCUCUACACUUGUAUGGCUACCAAUGAUGUCGGAGAAAUUGAAACUAGUGGCAAACUGUUAUUGCAGGCUCCUCCUCAGUUCCAUCCUGGCUUUCCAUUGAAAGAGAAAUACUAUGCAGGUGCAGGUGGCACCCUCCGCCUUCACGUUGUGUAUAUCGGCCGACCAGUACCAGCAAUAACCUGGUUCCAUGGCAACAAACCUUUGAGAGGAUCAGAAACAGUUACUAUUGAGAACACAGAACAUUAUACUCAUCUUGCUAUUAAGAAUGUCCAGCACAAGACUCAUGCUGGGAAGUACAAAGUACAACUCAGUAACACAUUUGGAACGGUUGACACUGUACUUAAUGUGGAAAUACAAGAUAAACCAGAUAAACCAGCAGGGCCAAUUGUUAUAGAGUCUAUACUGAAGAAUUCUGUGGUGAUAAGCUGGAAACCACCAGAGGAUGAUGGAGGUGCUAUGAUAACCAAUUACAUCAUAGAGAAACGUGAAGCCAAGGAAGGAACAGAAUGGCAACUUGUAUCUUCAAGCAUUUCAGGCACAACCUGUAGAAUUGUUAACCUAACUGAAAAUGCAGGCUAUUAUUUCCGUGUUUCUGCUCAGAAUACAUAUGGCAUUAGUGAAGCACUGGAGGUCUCAUCAGUGGUUUUCAUAAAGCCUCCAUUUGAAAAACCAGGACAACCUGGCCAGCCAGUAGCAAGUGCUGUCACAAAGGAUUCCUGUGUUGUCUCAUGGAAGCCACCUGCAAGUGAUGGUGGUGCAAAGAUUAGAACUUAUUAUCUUGAGAAGCGUGAGAAAAAACAAAACAAGUGGAUUUCUGUAACAACAGAUGAAAUCCGUGAAACAGUCUACUCUGUGAAAGAUCUUAUUGAAGGUCUUGAAUAUGAGUUCCGUGUAAAAUGUGAAAACCUUGGUGGUGAAAGCGAGUGGAGUGAGGUAUCCCAACCAGUCAUUCCAAAAUCUGAUGUACCCAUUAAAGCUCCACAUUUCAAGGAAGAACUAAGGAAUCUGAAUGUGAAAUUUCAAGCUAACGCCACGUUUGUCUGCAAAGUCACCGGUCAUCCUAAGCCAAUUGUCAAGUGGUACAGACAGGGCAAAGAAAUCAUGCCAGAUGGGGAAAAGAUCAAGAUACAGGAAUUCAAGGGUGGAUAUUACCAGCUGAUCAUCGCAAAUGUAACAGAUGAUGAUGCCACAGUAUAUCAAGUUAGAGCUACCAACCAAGGAGGAUCUGUGUCUGGCACUGCCUCUUUGGAUGUUGAAGUUCCUGCAAAGAUCCACUUGCCCAAAAACCUGGAAGGCAUGGGAGCUGUUCAUGCUCUCCGAGGGGAAGUGGUGAGCAUCAAGAUUCCAUUCAGUGGCAAGCCUACCCCCGUGAUCACAUGGCAGAAGGGACAAGAUCUCAUUGAUACUAAUGGACACUACCAAGUCAUUGUCACACGAUCAUUCACAUCUCUCGUUUUCCCAAAUGGUGUUGACAGAAAAGACGCAGGGUUUUACAUUGUUUGUGCCAAAAACAGAUUUGGAAUUGAUCAAAAAACAGUUGAAUUAGAUGUGGCUGAUGUGCCUGAUCCACCAAGAGGUCUAAAAGUAACUGACAUUUCAAGGGAUUCAGUCAACUUAACCUGGAAUGAACCAGCUACAGAUGGUGGAAGCAGGAUCAUAAACUACAUUGUUGAGAAACGUGCUACAACAGCAGAGCGAUGGAUUCGUGUUGCACAAGCUCGUGAUACACGAUACACAGUGGUGAACCUAUUUGGUAAGACCACCUACCAGUUCCGUGUAAUUGCAGAAAACAAGUUUGGCCAAAGUCAGCCUUCUGAACCCACCGAUCCAGUUGUAACAAAGGAAGAUAAGACUAGAAUAAUGAACUAUGAUGAAGAAGUUGAUGAGACGAGAGAAGUCACAGCAGCUAAAGCAGCUCACUAUUCUACAAAGGAACUCUAUGACAAAUAUAUGAUCGCAGAAGAGCUUGGACGCGGGCAAUUUGGCAUUGCACACCGCUGUGUUGAGGCAGUUUCAAAAAAGACUUACCUGGCAAAGUUUGUCAAAGUAAAGGGCGCUGACCAAGUUUUGGUAAAGAAAGAAAUUUCCAUUCUAAACAUUGCUAGGCACCAAAAUAUCCUGUAUCUUCAUGAAUCAUUUGAGAGCCUAGAAGAAUUGGUCAUGAUAUUUGAAUUCAUUUCUGGAGUUGACAUCUUCGAAAGAAUCAGCACACCUUCAUUUGAACUGAAUGAAAGAGAAAUAGUAAGUUAUGUACGCCAGGUCUGUGAUGCACUAGAAUUUUUACAUCGCCAUAACAUUGGACAUUUUGAUAUUAAACCAGACAAUAUUAUUUACUUCACAAGAAGAAGCUCUGUAGUUAAAAUUGUUGAAUUUGGUCAAGCCAGACAAUUGAGGCCUGGAGAUAGCUUUAGACUUCAGUUCACUGCCCCUGAAUAUUAUGCACCUGAAGUACAUCACCAUGACUUGGUCAGCACAGCUACUGACAUGUGGUCAGUUGGUGCUCUAACAUACAUACUUCUCAGUGGCCUUAAUCCUUUCAUUGCUGAAACAAACCAACAAGUUAUUGAAAAUAUUCUAAAUGCUGAAUACAGCUUCGAUGAUGAAGCAUUCAAAGACAUAAGUGUCGAGGCUAUGGACUUCAUUGAUCGUCUACUAGUAAAAGAAAGAAAAUCUCGGAUGACAGCUGCUGAAGCUCUUAAUCAUGUGUGGCUAAAACAGCAGACAGAAAAGACCAGCACUAAAGCCAUCAAGACCUUGAGGCACAGGCGUUACUACCAAACUCUAGUAAAGAAGGAGUGGAACACAGUUGUGUCAGUAGCCCGCAUUUCCUGUGGAGGCGCGAUUAGAUCCCAGAAAGGCAUAACGGUUGCUAAAGUCAAAGUUGCACCAAUAGACAUUGGGCCCAUUGCUGGGCAGAUAAAGCAUAAUGUUGCAGAAGAAGGAGGGCAUGCCAAAUAUGUAUGUACGAUUGAAAACUAUGAUGAAUCCACACAAGUCACAUGGUACUUUGGUAUGAGACAAUUAGAAAGCAAUGAGAAAUAUGAAAUCAAAUAUGAAGAAGGUGUGGCAACCAUGUAUGUCAAAGAUGUUUCUAAAUCAGAUGAUGGUACCUACAGAUGCAAGGUAGUAAAUGACUAUGGUGAAGACAGCUCUUAUGCAGAACUUUUUGUUAAAGGUGUGAGGGAAAUUUCUGAGCACUACAGAUGCAGAACUGUUAGAAAAGUGAAACGACGGGUUGAUACUAUGAGACUGCUAGAGCAUCCACCAGAAUUCACUCUGCCUUUGUAUAACCGCACUGCGUAUGUCGGAGAAAAUGUCAGGUUUGGAGUCACUAUAACAGUUCACCCAGAACCUCGCCUAACAUGGUUCAAAUCAGGCCAGAAAAUCAAACCUGGUGAUGAUGAUAAGAAGUAUACUUUUGAAUCAGACAAGGGUCUUUAUCAACUAGUCAUCAAUAACGUCACUGAAGAGGAUGAUGCUGAAUACAGUAUAGUGGCACGCAAUAGAUUUGGUGAAGACAGCUGCAAAGCUAAGCUGACUGUGAUUCCACACCCGCCUCCAGCAGAUGCCACACUCAGGCCAAUGUUUAAAAGACUGCUGGCAAAUGCUGAAUGUCAAGAAGGCCAAAGUGUCAGUUUUGAGAUCAGGGUAUCUGGUGUACCAAAACCAACGCUGAAAUGGGAGAAAGAUGGUCAACCUCUAUCCUUUGGUCCCAACUUUGAUAUAAUUCAUGAAGGUUUAGAUUAUUAUGCUUUGCAUAUCAGAGAUACUUUACCAGAAGACAGUGGCUAUUACAGAGUUACUGCUACUAACAGUGCUGGAUCUACAAGCUGUCAGGCUUAUCUAAAAGUUGAACGCUUGAAAUAUGUCAAGCGUGAGUACAAGACUGAAGAAGAGCGGGAGAAGCAUGUACAAAGGCAAAUCGACAAGACCUUACGAAUGGCAGAAAUCCUUGCUGGGGUUGAAGCUGUUCCACUGACACAAACUGCACAAGAGGCUCUCAGAGAAGCUGCUAUUUUAUAUAAACCAGCCGUUAGCUCAAAGACUGUCAAAGGUGAAUAUGAAAUUAAGAAAGAGGAAAAGAAGGAGGAAAGAAGACUUCGUAUGCCAUACGAGGUCCCAGAGCCUCGCAAACAUGUACGUGCUGCUCUUGAGGAAGAUCAGAAUAUUAAACACUAUGUGCCUCUGUCAGACAUGAAGUGGUACAAGAGGCUGCGAGACCAGUAUGAAAUGCCAGGAAAACUUGAGAGGACUGUUCAGAAACGUCAGAAACGCAUACGUCUUUCCAGGUGGGAACAAUUUUACGUGAUGCCACUACCACGCAUUUCUGACCAGUACAAGCCUAAAUGGCGCAUACCAAAGCUAACACAAGAUGAUCUUGAAAUUGUGAGACCAGCACGUCGGCGUACCCCAUCUCCAGAGUAUGAAUAUUACUAUAGGCCAAGGCGGCGAUCACUUGGCGACUUGUCUGAUGAGGAAUUGCUUAUGCCUAUAGAUGACUACUUAGCCAUGAAGAGAACUGAAGAGGAAAGACUGCGCCUUGAAGAAGAACUGGAGUUAGGCUUUUCUGCUUCCCCACCAAGUAGAAGCCCCCCCCGCUUUGAACUGUCUGCCCUUCGGUAUUCUACUGCAGCAGCACAGGUCAGUUCAGAGGAAGAAAGAAAAAGAGAGCUGAGGUAUUCAAGCUAUCACAUCCCAACUAAAGCUGAGACCAGUGCGAGCUAUGCAGAACUUCGUCAACGCCAUGACAGGGCUGCCUACAGACCACCUAAACAGAAGCAAAGAAUAAUGGAUGAGAGGGAGGAUGAAGAAUUGCUCCGUCCUGUUGGCACUGCUCAACGACUCUCUGAAUACAAGAGUGAGCUCAAAUAUAUGGCAGAAGAAGAAAAGAGUAGACUCAGGAGAAGGAGGGAAAGAGAAAUAACUGAGAUCGCAUCAGAAGAAGAAGAAGAAAUAGAAAUGGUGCAACAUGUUCACAGGGAAUUUUCACCUCCCUCUAGACUAUUAAGGAGAAGAAGAUCCCUUUCUCCAACUUACAUUGAGUUGAUGCGUCCUGUAUCUGAAUUAAUUCGACCUCGCUCACGGCCUCCUGAAGAAAGUGAGAGAAGAUCCCCAACACCAGAGAGAACUCGACCACGCUCACCUAGCCCAGUUUCUAGUGAAAGAUCUCUCUCGCGGUUUGAGAGGAUGGCAAGGUUUGAUAUAUUUUCCAGAUAUGAGUCCAUGAAAUCUGCUUUGAAAACUCAAAAAACUAUGGAAAGGAAAUAUGAAGUUCUGACUCAGCAGCCUUUCACCCUUGACCAUGCCCCUCGCAUUACCCUGAGAAUGCGUUCACACCGGGUACCAUGUGGCCAUAAUACCAGGUUCAUUCUAAAUGUCCAAUCAAAACCAACUGCUGAAGUGAAGUGGUAUCAUAAUGGCAUUGAGCUCCAGGAGAGCAGUAAGAUACACUUUACUAAUACCAGUGGUGUAUUAACUCUGGAGAUUCUCGACUGCCACAUUGAUGACAGUGGAACAUACCGGGCUGUAUGCACAAACUACAAAGGGGAAUGUUCUGAUUAUGCAACGCUAGAUGUUACUGGAGGAGAUUACACUACAUACUCUUCCCAGAGGAGAGAUGAAGAAGUACCAAGGUCAAUUUUACCUGACUUGACAAAAACAGAGGCAUAUGCAAUCUCUUCAUUUAAGAAAGCAUCUGCUACAGAAGCUAGUUCCUCAGUAAGAGAAGUCAAAUCAGAAAUGUCAGCAACAAGAGAAUCACUUUUAUCCUAUGAACACUACGCUGCUUCUGAAGAAAAAGUCACUGCAGCUGAAGAAAAAUCAUUGGAAGAAAGGACUGUACACAAGGCAUUUAAAAGCACUCUACCAGCAACAAUCCUUACAAAGCCACGAUCAGUCACAGUUUCUGAAGGGGAGACUGCAAGAUUUUCCUGUGAUGUUGAUGGUGAACCAGCACCAACAAUAACAUGGUUCCGUGCAGGUCAACCCAUUGUUUCUUCGAGGCGCUUCCAAGUAACACGAACGCAGUACAAGUCUACCUUUGAAAUUUCUUCGGUCCAGAUGUCAGAUGAAGGAAGUUACACUGUUGUAGUGGAAAACUCUGAAGGAAGACAGGAAGCGCAUUUUACUUUGACCAUCCAAAGAACAAAAAUUCCUGAAAAAACAAUUACAUCACCUCCAAGGAUCAAAUCUCCCGAGCCUCAUGUAAAGUCUCCAGAGCCAGUUAAGUCUCCUAAACGAGUGAAAUCUCCUGAACCCAUCAGCAGUCCCCCAAAAGCUAAGUCACCACCUGGAGACAAAACAGUACCAGCAGAGAAAGUACAAUUACCAGCUGCUUCUCCACCAAAGAUAAAACAGCAUCUGAAAGCAGAAGCUCUUGGAGAUAAGGUGAAGUUAUCCUGUGCAGUUGAAAGCAAUGUUUUAAGUGUCAGAGAAGUGGCUUGGUACAAGGAUGGUAAAAAACUGAAAGAAGACCAUCAUUUCAAGUUUCAUUAUUCAGCAGAUGGCACUUAUGAGCUCAAAAUCCAUGAGCUUGUGGAAUCUGAUAAAGGAGAAUACACCUGUGAAAUUAUUGGGGAAGCAGGUGUUUCAAAAACUAACUUCCAGUUUACCGGCCAAGUAUUUAAAAAUAUCCAUUCCCAGGUAAGAAGUGUAUCUGAGUCUCAUAAAUCAGUUCAGAAAGAAGAUGAGUUGCUUACAGUUUCUACUCAAAAGAAAAAAGCAGUUGCAACUGAAGAGAAAUCUGCAGUUCAAGAAGUCAUUCAAAAGUCAGUUGUUACUGAAGAUGUCAAACAAGUGAAAGCAGAAAUUAAAGCUUCUUCAACUAAAAUGACAGUAUCUGAAGGGCAGAAAGUGACGUUGAAGGCCAACAUUCCUGGUGCCUCUGAAGUAAAAUGGGUGCUGAAUGGAAUGGAGCUGAGAAAUUCAGAGGAUUACAGAUAUGGUGUUUCUGGAAGUGAUCACACGCUAACUAUCAAAAAGGCCAGUAGUAAAGAAGAAGGUAUACUCACCUGUGAGGGUAAAACUGACGAAGGCAUUAUUAAAUGCCAGUAUGUUCUGACCUUCUCUAAAGAGCGCUCCAACGAACCAGCAUUCAUCAUGCAGCCUAAGUCUCAAAAUGUCAAUGAAGGACAAGACGUGUUGUUCACCUGUGAAAUUUCUGGGGAUCCUUCUCCUGAAAUUGAGUGGUUAAAGAAUAAUCAACCUAUUGCAGUUUCAUCACAUAUCAGAGUAACUCGCUCUAAAAAUAUAUAUUCUCUUGAGAUUCGAAAUGCAGCAGUGAGUGACACUGGAAAAUACACAGUCAAGGCAAAAAAUUACCAUGGGCAGUGCUCUGCUACAGCAUCUUUAACUGUACUCCCUCUAAUUGAAGAACCUCCAAAAGAGGUAGUAUUGAAGACCAGUGGCGACGCAAGCAUGCACGAAAGUUUUUCUUCUCAGUCGUUUCAAAUGGCUUCUUCUAAACAAGAGGCUUCAUUCAGCAGUUUCAGCAGUAGCAGCAUGACUGAAAUGAAAUUUGAAAGCAUGUCUGCCAAAAGCAUGUCCUCCAUGAAAGAAUCCUUUGUAGAGAUGAGCUCCAGCAGUAUUAUGGGGAAAUCUAGUAUGGCUCAACUGGAGAGUUCAACUAGUAAAAUGCUCAAAUCAGGUCUGAGAGGAGUACCACCUAAAAUUGAAGCUCUCCCAUCCGAUAUCAGCAUUGAUGAAGGAAAAGUUCUCACACUAUCCUGUGCCUUUUCGGGUGACCCUGCUCCUGAAAUAACAUGGUACUGCGGGGGGAGAAAAAUAACCAGUCAGGACCAGCAAGGCAGAUUCCACAUUGAAACUAGCGAAGAUCUAACCACCCUGAUCAUCAUGGAUGUCCAGAAGAACGACGGUGGACUUUAUACCCUGAAUUUAGGAAAUGAAUUUGGUACCGAUUCUGCCUCUGUGAAUAUUAAUAUUCGAUCACAUUAGAGAGCUCGAUAUGUAUUAUUUACACUUGUUUUUUUACAAGUGAUUCAUAUAUGGACUGGAAUAUCUGAUAUGUAAAUAUAAAAAGAAAAAUAUUUUUUUACCUACCUGAAUGAGACAAAGUCCAGACUUAUAGUCAUUAUUGACCUAAGAAUUUAAAACACUUUUUUCACAGACAUGUACAUACUGUAUAUAGCCGAAGUUAACGGUUAUGAAGUUUUGUACCAUUUAUUUUAUGACAUUUUGAAAUGUAACUUUUGGAACUCACAGUUGGCAGGAGAAAGUUUCCUAGCAAACGACUAUCCUGCUCAACAUUUAACUAAUCUUUGCGCCUCAACUCAUUGUUGAUGUCUAAGAAUGCCUCAACAGGUAGAGAGUCUCCCUGUUGAAGAUUACCUACACCUAAGAGAUGAUACAGUGCAUAGUAUUUUAUACAUGCACAAAAAUUUAUGUUGAAUCAGAAAUGUAAGGCAUUGGUGAUGUUUGCAAUUACCCUCCUGUAAGCAUUGCUUUAAUGUUUUACAUUGGAUCUGAUUAUGUCAUAAUUUCCAUACCUGACUGACAAUUUUUGGACAAAGUGCAAGCGGCCAGCACUUUGUUCACCCAAUGUGUACUGUUUCUGACAUAUUGACUGCCUGAAUAGCUUUUAAAAAAGUAACAUCACCUGGCCAUCCCCUUAAUCAACAAAGCUAUUUAGGUAUUCAAGUGCAGCAGCAGUACCCCAUCUCGGAGGUUCAUAGGGUGCAGUGAUUGAGUUUGUGUGGUAGAAUUAGACACCCUGUAGUCGCUUCUGGGCAACUAAGCAAUGAACCACAGUUUGAAAACAAACUGUUGCUCCAACAUCAAAUACCGCCCUGCACUUCAAUUUGCUUUAGUUCUCCUAAUGUAGUAAUAGAGCUUGUUAGCUGUUGAACCUCCUUGAGAUAGAAUUGUUCAUUUGAAAUAAAGCAUGCUUUCUGCACCAUAAAA